Messenger RNA from Podarcis lilfordi (Lilford's wall lizard), 95901 nucleotides. The record is from the annotation of a GenBank genome assembly. NCBI's taxonomy places the organism in Eukaryota, Metazoa, Chordata, Lepidosauria, Squamata, Lacertidae.
UGUCCCAUCUGGAGUUGCGGGAAGGAGGCGGCCAGGAAAGAGAAGGAGCGGCAGAGAGAUAAAGAGAGGGCUGCUCUUUUUUGAGGGGGGGCGUCCUAAGCAAGAAAGGGGGGGCAAGGCGGCGCUUUUCCUUUUUUCUUUUUGCAGGCAGCCGAUUAAGCAAGGCGCGGUGGGGGGAGGAAACGCGCUGGAGUUGGGAAGAGUGCUUAGGUCUCCUUUGGGGAGGGGGAGUGGUCAGUUAGGUUGUGGGGCGGUGGAAUCCUGCAGAGUUGGUGGGCUUUGGGAAGAAGGGGUACAGAAAAGCUCAGAACUGAAGUAGGUGGCAGAGGACUGGGAUAUCUGGGGAGGACAGGAAGAGGGAGGCCUCAGAAGGCAGAGAGGGGUGCAGGAAACCCCCCCUUUCGGAUUCCAGAGCUCAGACCUACCCCCCCUCCACGUACUACUCUUGGGGUGCUUCCUGUUUUGGGGGGAGCUCUAGUGUGUGGCCAAGGGACAGAAAGAGAAGGCGCCCUGUUCUGGAGAUCUGAAAUUGAGGGGUGUGUGUGUCUGUUUUGGGGGGCCCUGGGUGUGCUGAGGCAGGGGGUGGGGAAUGGCUGGCAGAAGCCGCCGCUCCUGGCUCAGCGUGUUGCUCGGUCUGGUGCUGGGCUUCAUCCUGGCUUCCCGGCUCAUCCUCCCUCGAGCCUCGGAGCUGAAGAGAGCAGGACAGCACCGGCGGAAGGCCAGCCUGGAAGGGUGCCGGACAAAGGCCAGUGGGGGGCUGCUGCACCGAGACUCCCGGGGGGCCUUGCUGUGGCAUCAGGACCCUGCCGAGCACCAAGGCGAGAUCCUGCCUGCCAAGAACUUCCUCUUCGUGGGGGUCAUGACGGCUCAGAAAUACCUGCAGAACCGAGCGGUGGCAGCUUACAGGUGAGGACCUCCAUUCUUUACUCCCACCCACCUUCUGUACUGCAGACUUAAUUUACCCUCUGUUGUGUGGCUAGGAAGGCUUCUAACACCCAUUUGUGGGACAGGACAUAGCUCAUUGCUGCUGCGCCUGCUUUGCGUUCAGAGUGUCCUCCAGGUAGGGCUGGGAGAGGCCUCUACCCUGGAGAGUCACUGAGAGAGUACUGAGCUGGGUGGGCCAGGGAUCUAAAGCAGCUUCCCAUUUCAGUCAACUUUUUAUUCAGGACAAUGAGGACUAGAACCUUACAUUGUUAGGAAGAACUGUGGUAAGGCAUGCAGAAGGUCUGGGGUUCAGUCCCCAGAACCUCUAGGCAGGACUGGCAGAGGCCCCAGUUUGAAAUUGUGGAGAGCCACUGCCAGUCCCCGUAGACAGCCCGUGCUAAAUGAACCCAGUGGUCUGACUCAUAAGGCAGCUCCCUGUCUUCCUAGCUUUUACCUUGCAAUUAACUGCUAUCCUGCGUCUCUCUUCCGUGCCCAGCGAUGCAUGUGGCAAGGCCUGUCUCAUUGACACCCCAUCACCUUCCUCCCACUCUGCACAACCGCAUGGUGCAUGUUAAACGGGUCUCUCUUUCCACUGCGCAUGGGAGAUGGGGAGAGAACCCUCUCACCUGUCCUCCCCUCCCAGGAAUUCAUUCCCAGGGUUUUCUUUUGCCUGUUCCUUGCUCUUCAGGCAUGUGAGAGCCACUCCUCUCUGGCGGCCCUCUCUCACAAGAGAACAAUCCCUGGCAUAGGGAAUGCGGCUUGUAAGUUCUGCCAGUUAGCUUCCUUGGCAUGAUAAUUCUGUAUGUGAAAACGCAUGACACACCCUCCCUUGGUUUUGGUGGAGGUGGUUUGGAGAUCUCUGGAGCGGAGGGGAGAGAGACUGAGACCAGCUUGCUUCCUUUGUAUAUGUGCUGCUAGCUUCCCAUCUGUUAAGAAGAUAAAGGCUUGCAUUAGAGAGGAAGGGAAUCUUGUUUUAUUUCCCCUCCUCCCUCCCCAUAAGCAUCUCAAACCUGCUUCAUAAUUCCAGGAGGGGGGGGGUGUCUUGCUGAAUACCUGCUGGCUUCUCUUAAGCACUGACAGAUGGGCACUGGGAUUGACCAGGGAGGCCUUGCCUGUGUCCUGAUGGGCAGCCAAUCUUUAUAACAGCUUUGUGUGCCUGCUGUUGUGAUCAAAAUCCCCCAAGAGGGCAUCUCAUCUCUAUCUCAUUUCUAAAGCUUCCUGCUCGGUGACUUGAAGAAGGAUCCUGCUGGACAGUAACAGGGGUUUAUCCUAUAAGACAGGUGGGGUGAAAUAUUUGCCCUGCAUUUGUUUAAGGAAUGAAACCAAAACAGCUUAAUUUGACCAAACGAUAGAAACCCGAGUUUUGACUCUUUUCUUCCCCCAUGGCUGCAGACAGUGAUGCUUCUGAAUGUCAGUUCAGCAGGGUGGUGGGGUCAGUUCUCUUGCCCUUUGGUCCUGCUUGUGGGUUUCCCAUUGGGGCAUCUGGUUGGCCACUGUGAGAACAGGAUACUGGACUCAAUGAUCCACUGGCCUGAUCCAAGAGGCUCUUAUGUCCUUAGUUGCUAACACAUAACCACAUGCAAAUAAUUUCAGAUAUCGACCACCCAGAGCCAAGCACUUUCUGGCCCAUAUGAAUUCACGUUUUGAUGUUCUUUGAAUGAACACAGGCAGCUGCCUUACACAGAGUCAGCUACACUGGCUAGCUCAGUGUUGCCUGCAUUGGCAGGCAGCCGCUCUUGCAGGGUUUCUGCAGGACAUGGCGGGGAUUGAACCAGGGACCUUCUGCAUCAAAAGUUUCUUGUUUCUUCGGUCUGAGACUCUUCCUCUGCUUGUUGCAGACACCACAAGAAUUACUAAAUCAAGCUGCUUAGGUAGGAAGUGAUGCAAUUGGGUAGACACAGAACAGCCGGUUGGCGAUGGUGGACUUCCCAUCUUAAUGGCUCCUCUGCAAGGGGAAAAGAAAAGGAAUUGCCAGGAGUGCGAUGCAUCCUGCAGGUUGAAUAUCCCCUUCUCUAUAAUGCAAGUGGGCAGUCUGUGGCCCUACAGAUAGUUAAGACUCCAGCUCAUCACCCCAGCCAACAUGGACCAUGAGGAAGAGGCCAGUGGCCUGUCUGGUCCAGCAUCCUGUUCUCACAGUGACCAGUCAGAUGCUUGUGGGAGCACAUUAGCACUCUCUCUUCUGUGGUUUCCAGCAAGUGGCAUUCUGCACAGUGCUUCUGCACUGCGGCCUCCACCUGCCAAGGCAAAGCAUAGCCAUCAUGUCUAGUAGCCAUUGCUAGUCUUGUUCUAUCACUACUCCUUUUUAAGUCGUCCAAGUUGGAAGGCAUCGCCUCCCUCUGCGGAAGUGAGUUCCAUAGUUUAGCCAUGCAUUGGAUGAUGGGAGAUGUAGUCCGAUGGCAUCUGGACAGUCACAGGUUCCCCACCUCUGCUCUGCAAACUACAAACGUAUUUGUGACCUUUUGCAUGGAAGGGGCAAAUCCAGUUUCCCGGGUGCGUGUAAAUAGCCGUUUGCUUUGUUUUACAUUAGCCAAAGGACUAUUAGAUUUGAUCAAGUGUGUGGCAGGAACACGGGGGGAGAGAGUUCAAGUCCUUUCUUCAACCCCUAAAGCAGACAAGCUGGCCUGACUUCAAUUCCUGCAACAGUGUUCUGAGAGCCAGGUAAUAAAUGUCUGCCUUUAUGAAAGGCAUAGCGCGUGAAGGGCAUAUAUGCAUCGUAUCCUCUUGAGAUGCAAGCUAUCAGAUGUUAGGCCAUCCAGUGUUAGUGGUGGGCAGGUUUAGCCCUCAAACCGAAUCAAUGCUUGCAAAUGUAAUGCCUUUUGGACUUGGGAACGUAAUGCUUCCGGGGAAGGUCUGCAGCUCAAUUGUAGAACAUCUGCUUUGCAUGCAGAAGGUCCAAGGUUCAAUCUUUAGCAUCUCUUGGUAGGACUGGGAAACACUUCCUGCUUGGAACCCUGGAGAGAGAUUGCCAGAAAUUGCUGGAUGGACCAAUAGUCUGACUCCGUACAAGUCAGCUCCCAAUCAGUGGCGUAGCGUGGGUUGUCAGCACCCGGGGCAAGGCAAGUAAUUUGUGCCCCCUAACCCAUGGAUUUUAGCAGGGGGCAGAGAGCUGUGAGUGCGAGCGCCCCCCCCGAUUUUGCGCCCGGUGCGGCCGGCCCCCCUGCACCCCCCACGCUACGCCACUGCUCCCAAUGUUCCGGUGCUUCUCCAUAUGAUAGUAGAGAAAGGGGGCAGUCAGGAAUCUUGGGGGGGGGGAUAAAGGUAAAGGGUUGCGGCGCUCAUCUCACUUUAUUGGCUGAGGGAGCUGGCGUACAGCUUCCGGAUCAUGUGGCCAGCAUGACCAAGCCACUUCUGGCGAACCAGAGCAGCGCACGGAAACGCCGUUUACCUUCCCGCCUGAGCGGUACCUAUUUAUCUACUUGCACUUUGAUGUGCUUUCGAACUGCUAGGUUGGCAGGAGCAGGGACUGAGCACUGGGAGCUCAGCCCGUCGCGGGGAUUCGAACCGCCGACCUUCUGAUCGGCAAGCCAUAGGCUCUGUGGUUUAACCCACAGCGCCACUUGCGUCCCCUUGGGGGGGGAUAGACAAUAGCUAAAUCUCUUCCCUGCACCUUGGGACCCAAAAGCAUUAAGAACCAAGCCUGCCCUGGCCGAGUGUAUAGUCAAGCUUUUUAUACCUACCGCCCACUAAUGCAUCUUUCUUGAUGGUAAAAUUUCCUUACCGCCCACCAGUGCUCAAUGGACGGAGGAUUCCGCUUGUGCUGUAGAACCGCCUACCACCCACCUAGAAUCCUGAAACGCUCACUAGUGGGCAGUAGGGACCAGGUUGACAACCCCUGGUAUAGUGGGACGUUAGGAGAAAGUGACAGGAUAUUGCAGGCUCUUUAGGUGGAUUUCUUUUCACAACAGGGGGGCUGACCUUCUGCACUCAGCUAUACUUAGGCUGCAUCCAUUGCACACAUUUAAAACACUUGUUAUACUGCUUUAACGGUCAUGGCUUCCUCCAAUGCAUUCUGGGAACCACAGUUUGGUAAGGGGCUGAGAGUUGUUAGGAGGCCCUUAUUCCCUUCACAGAGUUGCAAUUCCCAGUAAAUUAACAACCAAUCCCUCUUCCCAGGGAACUCUGGAAAUUGUAGGGGAGUUCUUGGAGGGGAAUAGAGCUCAAACAACGCUCAGCACCUUUAAGAAACUGCAGCUCCUAGAAUUAUUUGGGGGAAGACAUGACUGCUAAAGUGGUACUAUAGUACUUUAAAUGCAUGGUGUAUUAUUCAGCAAAACUGGUGCCUGCAAUCCACCUGAGAGCCGUGAUUUAAGAGGCUUCCUUUGUUCGUGGCUCAUCUUUUUUCCUCCGAAUCAUUUAGGUGGCAUCGAUUAAGCACCCUUGUUCUCAGCGAGGCUGUAAGAAGCUAAUGUUCAUGUACUGAAUUAUAACUUUUGGCAAGGAUUCUGGCACAAACGAGCCCGUAAUUGAAACCAGCUCAUUUUCUUUCCCCCCGCUUCUAACGGAGUGGAAGCUUUUAAAAAUGUAUUUGAUUGAUUGGGAAAUUAUUUUAUCCCACUCACCCCCCGCCCCGACCCCCUUACCAUAUACAGAAAGUUCAACUUCCAGGGAGUCAAUAGUUUAGCUGGUGGUGGUGGUGGGGUUUCUUAUGUGCCUAGAAUUGUGAAGAUUGUGAGGGGAAGUGCUUUGUUAACUAACACACAGACAUAUACCGGAACACACCACCAGAGUGUUGACCGCACAAUACACAGAGAUCCAAAGCAAUUCAUUGGCUCAGUCGUUUUUCAAUACAGUGGUACCUCAGGUUAAGAACUUAAUUUGUUCCGGAGGUCUGUUCUUAAUCUGAAACUGUUCUUAACCUGAAGCACCACUUUAGCUAAUGGGGCCUCCCACUUCUUCCACGCCGCUGGAGCAUGAUUUCUGUUCUCAUCCUGAAGCAAAGUUCUUAACCCGAGGUACUAUUUCUGGGUUAGUGGAGUUUGUAACCUGAAGCGUCUGUAACCCAAGGUACCACUGUAUUGUAGCCAGAGAUCUUUUUCAAUGUUGCUACCUGGGUUAUUUUAACCGGACAUAUCAGGAUGUUGUGCAUGGGACCAUCUCCUUUUAAAUGCAUGCUUCCUUCCCCUGAAACAUAGCCCUUUGUAGGCUUCAUAAGAAAAACACCUUGGGGGAUCAGACCAAUGCCCUAUUUAGUCCAGCAUCCUGUUCACACAGUGACCAACCAGGUGCCUGUGGGAAACUGUCAAGCAGGAUCUGAGCACAUGGGCAUUUUCACCUUCUGUCUCUUCCAGCGACUGGUAUUCCGAAGCAUUGCUGCCUCCAACCAUGGAGGCAGGACACAGGCAUCAUGGCUAGUAGCCAUUGAGUCAUAGCCAUGUUGUCCUGGGUAAUUCACCAAGCUUUUUAAACUCCAGCAUAUUAUCCCUUAUUCGAGACCCCCCCAUGCGCAAAACUCACAUAGGUGACACCAAGUGUUGCAUGUAACGAAAACUAUCCUUUUUGAGAACUUAACUUUCUUGAUUUCCUGGAAUCAUAGAAUUGUAAGAACUAGAAGGUACCCUGAGGUACCUUCAUCUAGUCCAACCCCCUGCAAUGCAGGAAUUCAGAGGAGGCUUCACUGGUUUGCUUAUACUGGUAUAUAGGUAGCCUUAAGUUGUUUGCUUUGUUCAGGUAUGCACGCAUGCGUGUAACCCAUGAGCUUUGCAGAGUUUCGUGGCAAAAGCAAGUUGCAGCCACUUCCUUGGCCUCAAAGAGCUUGCAGUGGUGAAAUUGUCAAUGGGGAGCACAAUAGAAGAGAUGGAAGUGCAGAGAGCACCGAGGCAAAUGUGUGCCAAGGUUAUUAUUUGCAAUUAAGCAUAACGUGUGUGUUGGUUGUGUGUGCAGCAAAGGUGAGUUCUGAGGAACAUUUUGAGGAAGAGAGGUGGUUUUGCAUACACUUUCAGAAGCAACAAGCGUUCGAGGCGUGAGGGCAGUAAGUGGGAAUGGGAAGAGUAUUUCAGGAUGUAGGGGUAUGUUUGCGCAGCUCAGGAUGGUAGAGUCAGAGGAGCAAAGAGUGGGGAAAUAGGUACCCGUAUACAGGCUGGAGAAAUGCUGCAGAGGCCUCUAAACAACUUGUGACCAGGAUAUCUUAAGGACCGCCUGAGCCCUUACUGUACAUCCCAGCCCCAUCACCGUGAUCAUCCAGAGGAGAGCUGUUUGUUGUCCCCUGAGUUGCAGAGUCCUGACUGGCAUUAAUUGUAAGCUGGGCAUUUAGUGUCUCUGGUCCUCUGCUGUGCGACACUUCCAACAGAGAUGCAGCAGAGGCAGCCUUGCUUUUUAUUUCCAAGUGCCUCUUGAAUACUUUUUUUUAUGCCAACAGGCCUAUUAAAUUUUUUCUUGAGUGGCCAGUCAUUUUAACGACUAUCUUGUAUUGCUUCCCCCCCCCCCAAAUGCUGCUGUCCACUACCUCUGAUCUUUUAUGAAAAUGUGGUAUAUAAAUGCUAUCUAUCUAUCUAUCUAUCUAUCUAUCUAUCUAUCUUAUCUAUCUAAUAGUAAAGCUAAAGGCGAGGAGAUUAAAAUUAGAUCCAGAAGGCAAUGGGAAGCCAGUGUAAGGGUUUUAACAGCAGGAGGAGUGCAUAUAUAGUCUGGAGCUACACAUGCUGCAGAAUGAGGUGGUAGAGUCCUCUCAAGGUAGUAGAAUUGACUGUACCACUUCAAACUGCUGGUGUAGGGGUGUGUUUGAAUACUCCCUCAUGUAAGAAGCAGCCCUUCUUACAUGAUGGAAAACUAGCCCAGCAGGGAGUAGGCUGGGCUAGAACCUUAGGGUGCUAGGUUUCUUGUAGACAAUUCCUCGCUGCUCCCCACACUGGGAGUGUACAAACACUAUCUUCUACUUCAGACUCUUGUGAUACAAUUCCACCACUAAUUUCUGCUACUUUGUAGGCCAGGCCUGAGACACUUAAAGCAGCAGCUGGCAGAAGGGACAAAGCUCAAUUUGCCUUCUCUGUAGAAGGUCCUUGGUCCAAUUCCUGGCAUCUCCUGGUAGGUUUGGGAAUGUCCUCUGUCUGAAACAGUGGAAAGCCGCUGCCAGUCAGUGUCAACAAAACUGAGUUAGGUGGAUCAAUGGCCUGACUUCUUAUUAGGCAGCCUACCUGUGUUACUAACUGGCUGAAUUUGCUUUUUAAGUUAAAGUAUCGACCCCCAGAUUUUCAGUGUCUGUGCCACUGAGAUGUUAGUGUCUUGUUUGUGUGAUCAACAUUCUGCCAACCCCCCCCCCCCCACAAAAAACACAACUCCCACAUUUCCUUUCCAACACAUGGUUCUUUAUGUAUUUUCUUUUAAAAAUGUGCCAAUGUUCAUAAAAACCCCCACACCAAACGGAUUGGGAGAUGGUAAAUAGGAUGAUAAGAAGAACCAUGCUGGAUCAAGCCAAUGGUCCAUCUAAUUCAGCAUCCUUUUCUCACAGUGGCCAACCAGGUGCCUAUGGAAAGUCUACAAGGAGGGUAAAAGCACAAUCAGUCUUCUUUCCUGUCCAUGUUCUCCAGCAUCUGGUAUUCAGAGGCAGUGCUGAGCUAGAUGGACCAGUGACCAAACUCAGCAUAAGGCAGUUUCCAGUGUCCUAAAUUAGACUUCCCUGUGGUAGUGGCUGUAGUACAGUCCAAAGGCCCGUCUGGUCCAGCAACCUGCCUUCACAGUGGCCAACCAGGUGCCUUUGGGAAGCCUGGAGGCAGGAGCAAGAUUAUUGUUGAUGAACUGGGAACUUAAAAAGAUGCUUCACUCUAAAAACAGUGACACUGUAAAGACUAAAACAACUCUUAAAAUUAUUGAAAUUACAAUACAGCCUCACUGCUGAAGAACCUCUACAUGUCUUGACAUUGAACUGCACAUCGCAGAGGGAUUUGGGUCACACAAAGUGCUGGCUGGGUCCGUUGGUUUGAGGGAAGCUGUAGUCCUAUCGAUACUAAGCUCUGAAGGCUAUUUGGUAUGUUUCAAAUUCCCACAAAACUCUUUUAAGAAUAUUGGCAAUGGUCCUCUUUGCCUGAUGAGUAUCUGUCAGGCAUCCUACAGCUUCAUUUUAUUGCGCACAGUAUCCAGGUGAAUAUUUAUUUCAUCCACUGUGAACCCAAUGUGGCUGUUUCCUUCCCCUGUUUUGUUUUAUUUAUUUUGUUUUUAUUUAUUUAUUUACAAGGUUACUCUAAACUACCUCUGAAGAGCUCAUCGUCAUGCACAUUCUUCCCCCUCCCUUAUCAUCUGAAAGAUACUCGGAGUUGAGAGUGGAUUUCAUGCUCUUUAUUCAGCUCAUAGUGGUGAGGAGGAAUGGAAGUUCCCCCAGAAUGUCUGCUUUAUAUAUAUUAUUUACACAAUAGGCCCCAUGUGAUUGGCUAAUUCCGGGAUUCUCCUGUAGGCCAAUCAGGUUGUGGAUUCACUUCCACCUGGAGCUGGAUUGGGUGGCUCCUGUGGACCAAUCAGACUGCUGCAUUCUGAAUCCUAUUGUUCUAGGACCAAUCAGACUGCUGCAUUUUGGAUUCUGUUCAACUCAGUACAUAACAUCAUCCCAACAACCCUGUGAGGUAGACUAGGCUGAGAGUUCUUGUCAGGCCCUUGGGAUUUGAACCCAGGUCUCCCAAUGCGGCACUCCGAACACUGCACCUAUCCAGGUUAUUGUGACCCGAGGUGCCCACUUGAGAAGAGUAACUCAAAGGAAUUCCUCUGCAGAUUAGCGUCUGUGGAACUGAUUCCUUGAAGGCAGAUGCUUAGAAAAACCACUGCCUUAGGUGUAGCUCGUCUUUUGUACAAAUGAAACUGCCUGCCUGUAUUUUCUGGCAGUCAUGACUUGGAGCAGUUAAUCUUUCAUGGUGCAGGGAAGCAAGUAAGGGAAUUAAUUGGCUUUUGUAAAGGGAAGUCAUUAAACAGGAGUAGCUGGGAGAACCUAAUCUUGCCACUUUAUCAGAUGAAUCUGCCUAGAGUGGAGUGGGGGGUGGGGUGGGGUGGGGGAGGGGGAGUGCUUUUAUUAAUCAAGGGUGCCUUCAUAAUGAAAGCAAGAACAGGGGUUUUUGGGGUUUUUUACACACACAAAAUCCCACAUACCAAAUGCUUACCUUUGUGGCCUCUGAACGAUUGCAGAUCCCUACAGUUUCUGCCUUGAGUUUCUGUAUUCCUGUGACACUCAGAGAAGGGAAGAAACCCAAAAUUAAUGUUUGUUUAUCUCUUUCUGGCUUUGGUGGUUUUGGGGAAGAAACUGCUUCGGGUUGACUUUUGUUUAAUUUUAGGGAGGAGAAACUUUUGUUUCCUUGAUACGAUCUCUAAAGAAUGAAUCAAAUAUGUUCUGUGUUUGGUUGUUUUGAAACUACUUGCUCACAGUAAGCCGUAGUUGUGUUGGUCUGGGCUUAAAAAAAAUGAAUUGGCAAGGUGAGAGGAAAGGGUAAGGGGCAGAGAAGAGUGGCCUCUCUCCCUCCCCCAAAAAUGCAGUUGGGAGGAGCAUAAGAAGAGCCUUGUGGCCCAUCUAGUCCAGCAUCCUGUUCUCACAGUGGCCACCCAGAUGCCCCAAUAGGAAUUCCGCAAGGAGGACUUGAGCACAAAACCACUCUCUCCUCUUGCGGUUUCAGCAACCGGUCUUCAGAAGCACACAGGCUCCUGGCAGUGAAGGCAGAAUAGACAUCAUGGCAAGCAGCCCAAAAGAAAAGACCCUUUUUACAAACGGCCUGUCGCGUCAUUUAAAAAAGAGGAAACGCAUCACCGAGAAAGAAGACAAAAGCGGGCACAGAUUUGCAUCUGCUAACUUAUGUGUGUCGAUACACUUUUAGAAAUAAUUACUGUAAUUGAAACAGCAGGAAGGGACUGUGAUCAGGUGACCCAAGUGCCUGCUCAGUCUGUGCUGCUAACUGUUGAUGAGCAGCUUCAAGACCCCUCUUGUUCGCCUUUCUUGGUGGUGCCAAAUGUCCAAAUCUAACCUCUGUUCUUUUUUAUUAUUUUGACUGCCUGCUUUUACUAUAAUGGUGCUUCGGCUGAAGUAAACACCUCCGUGAGUUUCUGUAUUCGCAGAAGGGCUGGCUCAUCUCUGCUCACAGAAGUAGGAUCUCAAUAGAUUCCCUAUCUUAAAUUAUGCCUUCUUAUUUUCUAAUUGGCUUGCCAGAUACUUUGGAUAUGCCCGGACAGCAAAAGUGUUUAAUAGCCUAAAUUACACUUAACAUAUAUUCGUUUUAAUGGACAUUUUAUUUAUUUUCUGUCAGAUUUCAUUUUGUUGUUAUCCAGUCCAUAUCUGUAGGACAGGCUGGGUUGAUGGAAUUCUGAUAAAUUAAUCCACUGUGUUGACUUUAAUAUGCAUUGGGCAUAUCAACAGCUGUUUUCUGCUCCUCCUGACUUUAUUAUGCUGGAAAAACCCCCAAACCACUUUCAUCUGUUUCCAAAUAGGCUGGUAGUUUAAGUAUAUGUAAAUUACUUUACAAUGUGUGAGUAUUUUAAAUUCUAAUGCCACAUAAAAUAGUCAGCCUUUUCUUCCUUUUCUUAGUCAUGUGUGAACAGAUCAGUUUAUUGUCUAAAAAGAUUGGUGAGCCCCCAGUAUAAAAUAGGAAGAACACGUUUGAAGAGUGCUUUAUUUUUGCACCUCUUGAGUGUUUUCAGGUCAGAUUCUGAACAUCGAUAAUGUCUGGAACAAAGCUGUCUAACAUAACUAAAAAUGUUCUACCUUUGUGCAGGAAAGGAAGAAAAGGUGACGGCUAUAAAACUAUCUGGUUACUGAGCAGAGACUUUUCCCCCUCAUCUCGUCCUGCCAAAAGCACACUUCUUGUAGGUAGAAAUUAUAGGUGGAAAUUUGAGAAGAGAACAUGGGGUAGUCUAGACUUCAUGCUCCUUGAAAGCCUGGAGCAGACACUGAAUGUGUAUGUUGGCCAUAAUUGUCCCUUGGGUGGCUCUUGUUUUUUGGGUCUGACUUGAGAGAGACCCGCAACAGAAACCUUGCAUUACAGUGGCGACGGCAGUCUAUGUUAAGUCACAUUCUUCACACCAUACAUUUAAAGCACCAUGAUGUCGCUUUCAACAGUCAUGGCUUCCCCUAAAAAAAUCCUGAGAGUUGCAGUUUGUAAGGGUGCUGAGAGUUGAUAGGGCACAGCUACUCCCCUGCCAGAAGUACAAUAUUCCCAGAGUUUCCUGGGAAGAGGGAUUGAUUGUUAAACCACUUUGGGAACAAUGUAUGGUUUUGAGUGUGGCCUUGCUGUCCAGAUUAGCUUGGUUCUGCUGUAAUGCACUGUUGAGGGAUUCAGAAGAGAUUUGCAGCAUGCCCAAUCAUUACUGCUUGUGACUGUUAAAAUUAUAGAAUCUCACACUGAAAUACAUACCUGGUGGAUUCAGACAAACACUAAGACAGUCUCUCCCGACUUGGUACUCUCCAGAUGUUUUGGCACCAAAACUCUUCAUCAGCCUCAGCUGCCACGACUCACAAGCCUCUUAGAAUGUCAACACACAUUUAGAUGAGGAUGUCCUCCUAGACAUUAUGUGCUUGAACCUCCAUAAAGCAUUCAACAAACUCCCUUGCAAAAGGUCCUUGAAUAAACCUUACAUUCAUGGGCUGAGCGUACACUGUCAGGAAGGGGCCUCAGGUUUGAUCCCCAGCAUCAUCCAGGUAGGGAUGGGAAUGUCCAAGGACUAUGGCUCUGACUUGGUAUAAGGCAGCUUCCUAUGUUCAUUCAAAGAAUGACAAAAUGUUAAUUCAUAUGGGCCAGAAAGUACUUGGUCUAAAGACUCUGGAUUGUCUAUACCUGAAAUUAUCAGCUUAUGGUCAUGGGUAUGUAUUUAAACGCCUAGGUUUCAGUCCUUUGGUCAAAAGAAGUGAUGUGGGUUAAUUUCUUAGAUGGCUGCAGGACAAGUACUUCACCCCAUCUGUGUUAUCAGAGAAACCCUCUUACUGUUCAGCAGGAUCCGUCCUCAGGUCAGCGGGUAGGAAACUUUAGAAAUGAGAUAUAGAUGAGAUGCCCUCUUUGCGAUUUUGGUCACAAUAAGCCCAGCUCUACAGCCAGGGCAGAGGGCUCAUAUCAAUACAGUGAGUUAGACCCAUUGUUGUAGCUAGCUCAGCAUUGCCUACACUGACUGGCAGCAGCUCUCCAGGGGUUCAGAUGGAGUUUGCCCCCAGCCCUACCUGGAGAUGUCAGGAAUCGAACGUGGGACCUUUUGCCUGCAAAGCAAAUGCUCUUCCACUGAGCUGGGGGCAUUAAAGAUCGUGUGCCAAUCAAAACACAGGUGAGGCCUCUUUGAUCAUUACCAGACCCCACCUGUCCAGUGCUUAGAACAGCAGAGCAUCUGCUUUCCCCCCAAGAUCUUCAGGUAGAACUGGGAAUAUCCCCUGCCUGAACCCCUGCAAAGCAGCAACCUGUCAGUCUGUGUAAUGCUGAGCUAGAUGGACCAGUGGUUUGACUCAGUAGAAGGCAGCUUCCUAUGUUUCUAUGCACAAACAGAGUGGUUUUGCGUAACUGGUUUUUGGUCUUCUACUCUGCAGAACGUGGUCCAGCACCAUCCCUGGCAAGGUUGAGUUCUUCUCCAGCGAGGGCUCAGACACCUCUCUCCCCAUCCCCAUCGUGCCGCUGCCUGGUGUGGAUGACUCUUACCCGCCCCAGAAGAAAUCGUUCAUGAUGCUCAAGUACAUGCAUGACCACUACUUGGACCAGUACGAAUGGUUCAUGCGGGCAGACGACGAUGUUUACGUCAAGGGGGACAAGCUGGAGAACUUCCUUCGGAGCUUGAACAGCAGCGAGCCCCUCUUCCUUGGGCAGACGGGUCUGGGCACCACGGAAGAAAUGGGGAAGCUGGCCUUGGAGCCCGGGGAGAACUUCUGCAUGGGGGGCCCAGGCGUCAUCAUGAGCCGGGAAGUCCUGCGGAGGAUGGUCCCUCAUAUCGGGGAGUGCCUUCGAGAGAUGUACACGACCCACGAGGAUGUGGAGAUUGGGAGAUGCGUGCGGAGAUUUGCAGGAGUGCAGUGCGUCUGGUCUUACGAGGUAUGUAGCUGGUAUGGUCUGGGGUAACGGUGUGUGGGAGGAGGGGAGUGUUGAAGACUUCUUGCUAUUUCUGCAGCAGGGUCCCUGUCUCCAGUAUCCCAGAGUCUCUCAAUCAGCAUGGAAGGUGGGAGCAUUUUGGCCACCGUGUGCUCCAGAGCUAAGCAUUUAGGAGCACUGAAAACGCAAGUUUCAAGAGAAUGGUUUGCAAGUUCCGUUGCACACCAUUCUCUUGAAACUUGUGCUUUCGGUGCUCCUGAAACUUGUGUUUUCAGUGCUUACAUAUAAUGGGACUUCAUGGAAAACACAACUUAAGUUGCCCAGAAAGAAGACGCUGGAACACUCAAAAUUAUUUGUCCGUGCAUGUGCACAGAAAAUAGUACAUCUAGAUGAAAGGCAACACAUGGAGAUCAGCAUUGAUGAUUCUAGAGCCUCCAUUUAUUUAUUUAUUUAUUUAUUUAUUUAUUUAAUUCUAAGGUUGUUGUAUAAUCUUAGAAGAGGUGUUGCUGUAGCCAUUAUGAAGGGACCCUGAAAUUCUGAAUCUACCACUACACUAGUGCUGAUGGGGAGAGCUUUAAAUGUUUUUUAAUACUUCUUUUUAAAGUCAUGGUAAUGAAGAACUGUUGUGCUUUGAGAAAAAUGCAAAUUUAGGUGACAUAUCUGUCUGGAAAUCUCUGUUGCUGUGUGUGUUCUCCUCCCUCCCCUGAGCCAACCCACAGCAUAUGGACUGAAAACUAGUAUUCCUGAAAUUGUGUGCAAUCGUUGGAGGCCUUCCAGGAAAUCUGCUUUCAGAUCUAAUGGUUUUGAUUUUGAGGAAUUUCGGUUAAAUUUUAAUCUAGGCAAAUAUUCAUCUCUGCAUUGUGUGGCGGGGUGGGUUGGGGGGCGGAUGAGAAAAUUUUGGCGUUCAGUACCCUUUGUUACAUUUUGAUUAUGUUUGGUUUAUAGGGACUGGGUUCAGGCAAAAGUUCAUUGCAGUUCAGUAAGUCCCUAGCUUGCCUUAAGCUCUUUAGCACUGAGGCAAAGCCCAGAGGAUAACUGAAGGAGAAAAUGUGGUUUUCCUUUCUUCUCUUGUGGACAUCUUGCUGAAGACAGCAACUUGGCGAACUACCUCCUAAACUCAGGAUGUGCGUGCGAGAAAUCUUAAAUUGAGACAGGAAGUUAAAGGUGUGGAGAAUUCCCAUUAGGCAAUACUUCAAUGUUGGCUUAUCUUAAAUCUUCAGUGUUGCUAGGAUAAUGAUUAACAGAGCCUUCUCCAACCUGGUGCCCUCUAGGUAUUUUGGGCUACAACUCCCAUCAGCUGUAUUGGCUGGGGAUGAUGGGAGUUGUAGUCCAAGAUAGGUCCAGGCUGGGGGGGCUGUUUUUUUCAGCUCCCUUCUUUACAGUAAAGGCGGGCAAAAAAUUAGCAUUGUUAGUAAUCACCGCCACCAUCUCAUGUGUUCUAAUUAGUGCCAGAGGCAGAUCUAAAUACAGUGGUACCUUGGGUUACAGACGCUUCAGGUUACAGACUCCGCUAACCCAGAAAUAGUACCUUGGGUUAAGAACUUUGCUUCAGGAUGAGAACAGAAAUCGUGCUCAGACGGCAUGGCGGCAGCAGGAGGCCCCAUUAGCUAAAGGGUUAAGAACAGUUUCAGGUUAAGAACGGACCUCCAGAACAAAUUAAGUUCUUAACCUGAGGUACCGCUGUAACCUCUGGCAUUUUAAACUUAUUCCGAAAGGGAAGCAACCGUUGCUUCUUUGUCAGCCUGUGGUGCAACCUGCGAUCUUUUUGCACCAUGCAAAAGCCAACCAGUUUGCAAGAGCUUCCUGAAUCACCUUGCAGAUGGGACUUUAACAUGCCCUGCACCAGUGACACCCAUUUCUUUCCCCCACCUCCACUCUAUUCCUCUUUCCCCUUUUUACUUUUAGUGCUGAGCUUGAGGGAGAAUACCCUGAAACCCGAAAGCUAGCUUUGGUAUGCUUAGUUGACUGGUCUGUAAGAGAGGUUAUUCUGAAACUGUUCACAUAAACUCUUACCUUUUCUCCCUGAUCUCAGUUCCUGAUGGAUCAAAAUCACUCUGUAUUUCAUCUUCCUGUUUUCAUACACGGUCUAAGUCGCACUCUCUUUCUCUCAAGCUUUGAGAACCCAGGUAGUCAACAAGAGGGGAAGUUAAAACAUGUGCCUGCAAAAUAUACUCCUGUAAGAAACCAAACAACCCCCUGAGGAAGGAAUUCAGUGGUCAAGCAUCUGCCUUGCAUGCAGGAGGUCCAAAGUACGACCACUGUAUCUCCAGGUAGAGCUGAGAGAGAGAGAUUUUGUCUAAAAUCCUGGGCAGCUGCUGCCAGUCAGUGUAGACUACAGAUGGAUCAAGUUCCCUGUUUGAGCACCUGACUCACCACUGAGAGCUGAACAAGAAAAUGAAUGGGCUGUUACCAUCCACCUAUUUGCAUUACCCAUUUUUAAGGCAGGGGUUUGGAGAGUUGGGGUUACUUUAUCAGUAAAAAGGGCACAGAAACAUCCUCCUAUGUGACCCCUAUGAGAGCCAGUGUGGUGUAGUGGUUAAGAGCGGUAGUCUCGUAAUCUGGGGGACCGGGUUCAAUUCCCCGCUCCUCCACAUGCAGCUGCUGGGUGACCUUGGGCUAGUCACACUUCUUUGAAGUCUCUCAGCCCCACUCACCUCACAGAGUGUUUGUUGUGGGGGAGGAAGGGAAAGGAGAAUGUUAGCGGCUUUGAGACUCCUUUGGGUAGUGAUAAAACGGGAUAUCAAAUCCAAACUCUUCUACUCUUCUUCUUCUUCCCUAGUCCAUUGCUCAAAACACUUUCCUCCUUUUUGACUCUGGAAGUAAACUGAGACGACAGAAUAGUGUUUGCUGUUCUCUAAGAGCAGAGGAGAUAUGUUUUGAUUUAGUUUUGUUUCAUUUGUAUGCUGCUUUUCCACAGUGAGCCAUGUCCAAAAUAGUUUGCAAGAAACAGAAUGCAGAACUUUUCAGUGUGUGCACGCUCAGUAGAGAAAAACCAGUUUGCAAAACAUACCGAUACAUACAUAGAGGACGAAACUAUGGAACUCACUGCCACAGGAGGCAGUGAUGACCACCAACUUGAAUGGCUUUAAAAGAGGGUUGGGAAAAUUCCUGGAGGGUAGGUAUAUCAGUGGCUACUAGUCAUGGUGGUUAUGCUCUGCCUCCACCUUGAGAGGCAGCAGUGCUUCUAAAUACCAGUUGGUGGGAACCAUAGGAAGGGAGAGCAUUCUUGCACACGGUAACUGCUUGAGGGUUUCCAUGGGCCUCUGGCUGGCCUCUUUGAGAAACAGGAUGCUGGGCUGGCUAGACCAUUGGUCUGAUCCAGCGGGGCUCUUCUUAUAGUCAUAAAGAUAAAGGGACCCCUGACCAUUAGGUCCAGUCGUGACUGACUCUGGGGUUGUGGCGCUCAUCUCGCUUUAUUGGCCGAGAGAGAAAUAAAAAGUAAAGGUAAAGGGACCCCUGACUAUUAGGUCCAGUCAUGGACGACUCUGGGGUUGCGGUGCUCAUCUUGCUUUACUGGCCAAGGGAGCCGGCGUACAGCUUCCGGGUCAUGUGGCCAGCAUGACUAAGCUGCUUCUGGUGAACCAGAGAAGCGCACGGAAAUGCCUUUUACCUUCCCGCUGGAGCGGUACCUAUUUAUCUACUUGCACUUUUAUGUGCUUUCGAACUGCUAGGUUGGCAGGAGCAGGGACCGAGCAACGGGAGCUCACCCCGUCACGGGGAUUCGAACCACCGACCUUCUGAUCGGCAAGUCCUAGGCUCUGUGGUUUAACCCACAGCGCCACCUGCAUCCCUUUCUUAUACUCUUACAAAUCAGCUAUUUAGCAAACACAGAAUAAAUUCAUUAUUACGAAAAGCAAAAUAAUCUAGACACAAAUAUAUAAGUGCAGAGCAAAGAGAAAGCUAAUGUUCAGUAAACUUCCCGUUUGCUGAAAGAGCCUCGGCAGACUAGUUUAAAUAGAUUUCAGAAGGGAGGGGGUCUUCCUAACCAGGUUGGAUGAUUUAACAGCUGGCUCCAGAGGAGGCCGACAGCUGCAAAAGGGAAAUGCUUGGUGGGGGUGGGGAGAGACUGAUGGCAAGUCCUCUUCCUUGGCCUCCCAGAAGUUCCAUUUGCUUGUGGCAGUCCACAUUUCAUUUACUGUUAAGCUACAAUGCACAUACCCCAUUCUAUAUGUGCAUGGCAUGUGCAUUUUAUAUAUAUCAGACAUGUUCAACUGGUCGACCGCGAUCAACAGGUAGAUCGCCGAGGUCCUGCACGUCAUUCGUGCGAUUGAAGAAAUUGAUCGCCUGUGUGUUCCUGAUCGGUAGUUCCGUGCCCCAUGCCCUGCCCCUGGCUCUAUGUCCCAGUUCUGCUUCCGCUGUGAAAGCUUGUAUUCACUCCCUUAGUGUAGUAUUAUUGUAGAGUUUUUAUGCAUCCCCAGAAAAAAAUAGCUCAACAACUCUUGGCAAUGACAAUGAGUAGAUCACUGCCAGUUUUAUUAUACUGGGAGUACAUCGCAGUCUCUAGAGAGUUGGACGUGCCUGAUAUAUAUGAAUGAAAAGAGGCCACUUUUGUGUCUCUUUUGGCCCUAUUGUAGGCUAUUACCAGUACACAGAGGUCAAACCCUGAAAGCCAAGUGAGAAUCUACUAAAGGGCAUCUGGGCAGAUGGCAGCUAAGCGAUGGCACAGAAAGGUAAUCUCUAUGCCACUCCACGAUACUACUCGCCGGCGAUUGUUCCCAGCUUUGCCCUGAGAAAGUAGCUUUCUUUCUCUUUCACCAGAGAUUAUAAAAGGAAUUGUGCAGCUGUACUUCUUAAAAAGACAGGGCGUUCUUUAUUAGUUUGGCUACGCUGCUUUUAUAUCCUGGUAUCUUCCGAAUGACCUUCAUCGGGUGAUAGUAGAGAGGAGGAGACAGGGUAGACAUUGCAGCGGCUUUGUAUAUAUGGUGCCUGGGAAGAAGGGGAGGUCAGCUUUCGUGAGAAGAUGCACUGUUAAUCUGCUUCCAGUUAGUUAGAAUGACCUCUCCUAAGGGAAUAAGCUGUUGGCUGUUGAAACCGAUAGGGCAUUGGCGUGCAAUGCAGGCGAAGGCAAGCUGAAUGGAUGGGACCUUACGGUGAUUUGUCUUGGAAAUUUCAUUUGUUCUUUUCUUAAGAACUUUAUGGCUUGCAGCCAGAAGGCCACCGUAAUCUAAAAGCAAAAUAAAUUGAGCAUCCAUAAACAUACAAACAUAAUAAAGUGAAAAGGUAUAUUAUGAUGAUAACAUCACAACCUCCCAUUCAAGUUAAAAGCAAAUACAAUAAAUCCUCUCUUUAUCAGAGUCAACAAUAAAAUGUUUUAAACUCAAAAGUACCUCUGACAUACUCAGUAUCAAAAAAGAUGAUCAAGAACUUGGGGCACUCCAUAUGCUGGUCUUGAAUUUUCUUUUCUUCUAACAAUAGGCAUUUCAUAGUGUUGUAAAGUCAUGGAGUACUCUGUUCUUGUUUACAAUUUCCCUUUAAAGGAAGGGAGAUUCUGGGUCUUUAUGAGCAAAGUUUCUUCCUCUUCCCAUUGAGUUUUUAAAACUGAAAGUGGGUUUGUUCCUGUUUCUGCAUCUUGCAAGUCUUAGCAACUUAUCCUUGUGAAAAUAACACACACACACACCAAAGUAUUUCUGAAGUUGGAAAUGAAAACAAAGGGCUGGUGAGGGGAGCUGCCCAAAAUAAACCUCUGUGUGGUUUACAAAGGUGCGAGUGAUGGGCAGGCUUCUCUUUUGCACAAACUAUUCUGGGUUCUGGAUGGGCACCCCCUCCAAAGAAUAGCUCCUGCUCUUCCUUUACCAAAGUGGAACCGUAUGACUUUGAUGGAAACUCUUGCGCAUAGUGUGUCUCCUGGCAAAACGGCACUAGGGCUGCCAGAAACAAUCCCAUCCACCGAUCCGCAGCCUUCUAUUUUUCAUCAGCGCAGGCUGCAUUAAAACAUGGCUGCUGUCUUGAGGGCUGCAGGAACUAUGAUUCCCUGGACUGCUGCCCCUGUAGGGCAAACUGCAGGCCAGGGCAAGUUUUUCUAGGACCCAUAAUUGCUCUCCCCUCCCAGGCCAACCCUUCCCACCCCCAGCCCCAUGCUCAAAGGCUUUUGGUCAGACUAGAACUUUCCCCCAUACAAUUCUUGCCUAGAGCACUGGUCUUCAGGUCUUGUCCUGAUCCAAGGUGGGUUGCAACAGGAGCACUCCCACAAUGCAAAUAUAUACAGUCAUACCUCAGGUUAAAGUAGCUUCAGGUUGAGUGUUUUCAGCUUGCUUUCUGCGGUGACCCGGAAGUAACGGAAUGGGUUACUUCUGGGUUUCGGCACAUUCGCAGAUGCUCAAAAUGACGUGGGUUGCGUUCUGCUCAGGAUGUGAACGGGGUUCCGGAACGGAUCCUGUUUGCAUCCAGAGAUACCACUGUAUUAAGAAUGGGGGUCCUCAGAUGCAUGUCUGUGUCAAACGUGAGUCUUGAGUCUGAAUAGAUUGAAGAUAUGUGUUCUCACUCCAGAGCUUAGACCCAGCACUGAUAAGUUGUUCUCUGUGUGCUCCAGGCAAUGCACACAGCUGUGGUAAGGUCUGAGCUCAGUGGCAGAGCAUCUGCAUCGCAUGCAGAAGAUUUCAGGUUCCAUCCCCAACAUCUCCACAUUGGAGUGGAAGAAAUCCUGGCUGUGAACUGGAGAGCUUCUGUCAGUAUUGUCUGUAGACAAUGCUGAGGUCAAUGGACCAAUAGCCUGACCCAGGGACAUAGGACACUUCUUUAUACCGUACCCUAUGUUUUCCCAAUGCGGUUUAGAACGUAAGAAGAGUCCUGCUGGAUUAGGCCAGUGACCCAUCCAGUCCAGCAUCCUGUUCUCGCAGUGGCCAACUAAUGGGAAACACACAAGUAGGACCUGAAUGCAGCAACGCUCUUCCCUCCAGCAGUUUCCAGCAGCUGCUAUUCAGAUGCAUACCUCCUUGGACAGUAGAGGUAGACCGUAGCCAUUGGGGUUUGUGGCACAAUUCCUAUGUGUCAUUCCCUUAUCCUUUGUUGCGUCUUUUCUUGCAUUGCUACAGGUUUUUUUUUGCUCACAGUCAUGUUCUUGAUUGUUCCUGUUAUGCAGUUGUGUGGAACCUUUUUUACCCAAAGGACUGGAUCUGCCUGUGGGAAACUUCUCAAGGGCAACAUGCCAGUGGCUAGCAGUUCCAGAGGCAAGAGAACAUGGGGCAGAUCAGUGGGUGUAGCUCUUACCUUUGUACUGUAGGCUAUUUUUUUUUAAAAAAAGACUUUAUUAAGUAAUCAAAAUAUUUUACGACGAAGCAAAGUCUACAUUCGUUUUUAAUUAACACACACUACGUACAUACAGGGAUGCGGGUGGCGCUGUGGGUUAAACCACAGAGCCUAGGACUUGCUGAUCAGAAGGUCGGCAGUUCGAAUCCCCGGGACGGGAUGAGCUCCCGUUGCUCAGUCCCUUCUCCUGCCAACCUAGCCGUUAGAAAGCACGUAAAAGUGCAAGUAGAUAAAUAGGUACCGCUCCAGUGGGAAGGUAAACGGCGUUUCCUUGCGCUGCUCUGGUUCGCCAGAAGCGGCUUAGUUAUGUACACCGGCUCCCUUGGCCAAUAAAGUGAGAUGAGCACUGCAACCCCAGAGUCGGCCACGACUGGACCUGAUGGUCAGGCGUCCCUUUACCUUUUCCUUUAUGUACAUACAGAUAAUAUAUUAUACACACAAAACCCACCAGUGGUGGAAAUCAUUGCUCAGAGGCUUACACAAUCAUGCCUAGCAAUAGCAGUAAGUUCUGUUUUGAUAUUUGCUUUCCUUCCCCAUCCCUAGGUUUGACUGCACAGAUGGGCAAUUGCUUUUCAAGACCAACGACCAAGACUAUCCGUAAUUCAGGUUUUCUUCCACAGUGGAAGAAAGGGGGUGGAAAGGAGUUGAUAGGCCUCUUUCAUUUGUGUAGGUUAUGAAGUCAUACAAUAAAAGUGUACAAAACAGAAGAAAAAGUUCCACUCCCUUUAACAGAAUACCGCUUUAAAAAAAAGAAAGAAAGUUAAGGCAAAAUAAGGUUUUUUGCAAACAUGAAAAUAUUAUUUUUUAUUCCAUAAGAUAAAAUGCACACUACAGACAAAUGCACUCUUGUGUUUGCUUAUAGGCCAAAUGCCAACUAAAAGUGAGUGCUCCUCAGAUUUCCCAGACUAGUUUAACAGUCAGUCCCUCUUCCCAGGGAACUCUGGAAAUUGAAGCUCUGUGAAGGAGAAUACAGGAUCUCCUAACACCUCUUGGCAGCCUUAUCGUAUUACAGUCCACAGGAUUGAUACCGCUUCAUAUGUGUGGUGCAGAGGGGACUUCUGAAAGUGGUGCAGGUUGUGGGAAGCAUAGCUGUGAGACAGGGUCCUUCCUCUUACUGUUGUGAUAAGACUAUCAGUGGCAGCAGAGCUGCUGCAAUAGAGGGUAAGAAAGGAAUAAGGAGUGUCUGGCACACCUGCCAGACAUGGUGGUGCUUUAGACUAGCAAGCAAUGCAAGAUGGGGUUCCUUGUUUGACUGACUUUUUGCAAACAAAUCUCCGGAGCUCUGCGGCUUCUCAGUUGCCAUGCUUAGCCUUAAUUGAGCCUUAAAGCAGUCUCCAGCAUUUUUAGCAGUAAAAGCUUUUCCGAACCCCCUGAUGGUGUGAACUUUCUUGGCAGCCAGCUGGAGCCUCUCAAAAUCUUGCCAGGAAUCCUGAUUGUCUAAAAGGGUAGGGAUUAUCUCCUUGCCCUGGCUGGGACAAAGUGACCUUUAAAGUUUUUGCUUCCCAAGCCCAGGGAUGUGGCACAGAAUACCAGUGUGCCGUACUGCUAAUAUGGUUUGAGCUUUUGAGGAAGUUUAAAUGGCUCAUUGGUUUUGUUUGGAGUGAAACAAUGAAUUUCUGCUACAGGUUUUUUUUUUUUAAAAAAAUUUUCUGUGGCUAUUGCCACUUUAAAUCAUCUUUAUUGUCAAGGAUUUGCUGUUUGGUUUUAGCAACAAUAAAAAGAGAGAGUUUUCUAUUGUCCUUAGUGUUGGAGGACUGGAUAGCUCUGGCUCUGACAAUCUCAUCACAGCUCAAUCUUUUCUCAUUGAGCAGUGAAGAGUCUUGGAAAAAACUGCCUUUCCCCCCUACGUCCUUGGCAGUAGCUAUUUUAAAACUUUUUAAAUAUUUUAGUAGGCCAGGAUAUAUUGUCUUAAAUUGCUUUCAAAAUAACUAGGUGCUGCCCUAGGUAGAGUUGAGGGCCUGUUUAAGUGCUUAGCAGAAUCAAGUGAUGGGAGAGAGAGAAAAACUCCCCUCCCUGGCUUAUAUCACUCUGGGGUGCAAGAGGGAAGGAAGAAUCUUUAAAUAGUCAUCUAUCUAUCUUUUGCACAUUCAAGACUAGCCUAAAAGGGAGUACAAUUCCCUUUCAAUCAAGCUACACUCACCCUGAAUGGGAAAAUCUGUGGACCUUCUUAUGUGUGUUUUCUUGCAUAUCAGGGGUGAGGAAACUGUGGCUCUACAGAUGAUGUUGAUGGACUCCAGCUCCCUUCAGGCCCAGGCAGCAAGGCUAAUAGUCAGGGGUGAUGAGAUUUGUAAUCCAGCAGGCAACUGGUUCCCCAUGCCUAUUGUAAAUAAAUGCUCCUCUUUUUCCUGUUUUCUUCUGUCUAUCAGUGGCCUCUCCUUUGCCCAUCCUGUUUGGGGCCAUUUUGCAAAUUGUGGACUAGGGAUGAGCAUGUGAGGUUGCCUUAUGCUGUGCCCAGAUCAUUGGUUCCAUCUGGCCCUAUGAUGCCUGCUCAGACUGGAAGCUGAAUUCAAAGCUGAGGUCGUUCCCAACCCUCCUCAUCCUGAAAUGCCAGUGUUUUGCAUGCAAAGCAUAACUCACUGUGUUACAGCACCUUUCCAAAUGACGCAGAGCAGGUGCUAUGGGGGGCCUUUGGCUCUCCAGGUGUUGCUGGACUACAACUCCCAUCAUCCCUGACCAUUGGCCAUUCAAGUUGGGGCUGAUGGGAGCUGUAGUUCAGCAACGUCAGGAGAGUCAGUGGUUUUUCAUACCUGGCCUAGAGAUCAUGCCCUCCCAGUGUUAAGGCUGCUUCCGAAGUCAUUUGGUUUCUUGGAAAGAUUCCUGCACUAAUCUGGUGUGUGUGUGUGUAUGCGCUGCCUGGCUUGGUUGUACAAAUGCUCCAACAUUGAUUCUGGCCCUAGCCAUGCAUUCAGGGUGAAUGCAUGUAGAUUCAAAGUGGGACAAGGAUUCCUUCCAAUCCCACCCCCCUCCAAGAACCUUAUGCACGCCAACUUUCUGUCCCACUUUGACUUGUUGAGUGUGAAUUUCUGAAAGGGCAUUUGAAGUGUGUUCGGGUGAGUGUGCUUAGAAGUCUCCCUCCAAGAAUCCUGAUUAUCCAGAGCUUCUGGAUGCAGGGAAGUUUCUAAGAGAGAUCAGCUGAAGGCUGAUCCCUUUGGACCUUUGCACUCUGUGCAAAGGUUAGAGAGGUGGAAUGCACUUGGGAGGUGGGACUUGCACACCCACCCCCUCCCCUCUUAAAGCCCAUGCAUGUUUGCUCCAAACACAUGAACAGGGCUUCUGUUAAUUAGGCUAGCCUUGUUCCAACCCAUGCCAAAGUCCUCUUAUCUUUGGAAAAUGUUGAAGGAGGGGCACAGUGGCUCUGGGACAACUGGGGAAAGUCUCACUGGUGCUUAACAACAAAUUAGCAGCUCUUAAAUAACAGCUUACGCUUGGACAAGAAACUGGGCCUAUAACCUAAUAGGGUCGUAAUGUUAUUUAGAUAAGGCCAACUCUGUUGGCAGUAGUCAUAUUUAUUUAUUUUUAUUCUUAAAUAACGUUAUUCUGCCAAGCCAGCCAACUCUAAUAGUUUUCAUGUGGGCUUCUGUUAUUAGCCCCACUGUAGCGGUUUGUGAUUGUAGUUGGCAAGUAAGUCAAUCCUACAGAGAAAAUGGGCUGCAAGUAAAGUCUUGAAGGCUUUUUCUUCUUUUCAUAUCGAUUGCAAUAUAAUUCCAGAAAAUCAGCCCCUGCUUUAUUAGCUUUUAACAGGUGCACAGCUCUGAAUGUGAAUGCAGGAAGUGCCUUUUGGUUUUUAUGUGUGUUUUAAAAGAUUGCUUCUAAUAAUAAUCUUUGUUCAUCCAAGCCCUUCUGUCACAGCGCCUUCCUGAAAGGAACAAGUUUUCUUUGUUGAAUAACAGUGAAAGUUUUCCAGAGAGAAAGUGUGUGAGUAACUUCGUAUGGGCAUGACCGGCAGGGAUAUUGCUGUUCUCUGAAUAGCACUUCCACACUAAUGAAGCAUUGCAGCGUUGGGCCGUGAUUAAUUACUUGGCAACAAGCCCUUGCAAACAAAAAAACAAAAAACAACCUUGAAGCAGACCAAAAUGCUUUGGCUGUGUGUAUCGCCCUAUCAAGUUGGUGUGGAAUGUUAAUGGGAAGGCAUUGCAUGAAGCUGUGACUGUUAUGUUGACUUCUUGAGAGCAUAGUGGUAUGAAAGCACAUCAGAGUGCAAGUAGAUGAAUAUGGCGGGAAGGUAAACGGCAUUUCUGUGCGCUGCUCUGGUUCGCCAGAAGCGGCUUAGUCAUGCUGCCCACAUGACCUGGAAGCUGUCUGCGGACAAACGCUGGCUCCCUCGGCCUAUAGAGCGAGAUAAGCGCCGCAACCCCAGAGUCGUCCGCGACUGGACUUAACAGCCAGGGGUACCUUUACCUUUACCUUUACUUUAUUGCCCUGUCAAGUUGGUGUCAAGGAAGGCAUUGCAUGAAGCUGUGACUGUUAUGCUGACUUCUUGAGAGCAUAGUGCUAUGCAUUUAAAUGGCGGCUCCUGUGUGAUAUUAUCAAUAAUAAUAAUAAUAAUAAUAAUAAUAAUAAUAAUAAAUUUGUAUACCACUCUAUACCCCUAGAUCUCAGGGCAGUUCACAACAUAAAAUCACAAUAUGCAUAUUAAAAAGAAAUACAAAGACAAUCCAAUAAUCUCCCCUUCCACAACACAUUUUAAAAAGGCACCAGAUGUCAAUCAGGUAAAAGCCUGGUUAAAGGGGAACGUUUUCUCCUAGCACCUAAAAAUGUGUAAUGAAGUCAGCAGUCGAACCUCCCUGAGAGCCAGUGUGGUGUAGUGGUUAAGAGCGAUAGACUCGUAAUCUGGUGAACCGGGUUCGCGUCUCCGCUCCCCCACAUGCAGCUGCUGGGUGACCUUGGGCUAGUCACACUUCUUUGAAGUCUCUCAGCCUCUCUCACCUCACAGAGUGUUUGUUGUGGGGGAGGAAGGGAAAGGAGAAUGUUAGCCGCUUUGAGACUCCUGAAGGGGAGUGAAAGGCGGGAUAUCAAAUCCAAACUCUUCUUCUUCUGAGGAGGAGGAGCGCAUUCCACAAAUGGGGAGCCACUGCAGAAAAGGCCCGUUCACAUGUUGCCACCCUCUGAAUCUCUUGCGGAGGAGGCACACAAAGAAGGGCCUCAGAAGAUGAUCUCAGGGUCUGGGAGGGUUCAUAUGGCGAGAGGCGGUCCUUGAGGUAUUGCGGCCCAGGUUUUAAACUAGGGAGCGGGCAACCUCAAGGGCCAAGUGCGGCCCUCCAAGCCUCUCUUGUCUGGUCAGCAGAAUUCUCCCCAUGCCACACACCUUAGCCUAGGCCUCUCUUCACACCAUUUUUAGUGUCUUUGCCUGGCUGGAGAGCAUCUUUGACUUCCGAUAUUGCUUCUUUCUUGCCUGGAUGGAGGAUUAAAGAAGGUUGUGUAGAAACUAACCCACUGUAUAACAAGUAAAAACCUGGAUUCAUUGUGUAGGUUUUCCCCCCGGGGGGUAUGAUUCUGAACGUUCUUUUGUAUGUCAAAGGUCUAUAUUAUUAUAGCCUCUGAAGGGACUUGCGGGAAUGGCACAUAACAUAAAGCUCUCCGACAUCGAACAGGAGUACUCAGUUAAGGAUUUUGCAUAAAUGAUAUAAUUUAUGUAAGUGUCACAACAUUAAUAAAACCAAGCGCUGUCCUUCUGAAGUUCUGUGCCACCACAAAACCUCUCCCUGAAGCUUGGUCUUUCUUCUGGCUGGAGAGGAAAUUGCCUCAUCUCAUUCACCUCAGCUCCACAGCAGUCUCAAAAGGGUUGGCGUUCAGGAAACUGAAACCUGCAGCCCUUCAUAACGCAAAGGAUAUCCACAGGCAAUGUGGAACUGGGGGAAAUUUCACCACUCAUUUUAAAACUUUAAGGGGAAACCUCAGUACUAACUUGCUCUUAUGGAAAGGAGACCACAGACACAACCCCAACUCUUCUGAGGUAAAAAAAAGAGCCCAUAAUGGUGGCCACUCUCUGCCUCAACUCUUCCCCCUGCACAGGAGCACUUUUCGCUCUGGGUCUGCCCACUAUUGGCAUGUGGCCCUCAGAAGAUUGCCUGGAAGAGAAUGUGGCCCCUGUUUCAAACCACAGACUUAGGUUGCUGGGUCCAGCAGGGUGUGUUGUCAGCUUAAUAGUAACAUAGGAAUCUGCUCAGGUUAUUUGGUUGCUGCAGUACUGGCUUCUUUAACUGCCUCUCUAGGGUCUUGGGCAGAGGUCUUCUGCUGGAGCCUUUAGUGGAGUUAUUUAUUUAUUUAAAGUAUUUAUUUAUUUUUACCUUGCUUUUGUUCAGUGCUUUGCGUCUGUAGAGGAGGUGGGUGGAAAUUACAGUGGUACCUUGGGUUACUGUAAAUGGACUUGCUUGCUUCUUUCCUCCCACCAUUCCCUCUCUUAAGAGACUCAAAAUGAUGCCACUAAACUAGUCUUUCAGUGUUACUCCUUUCUGUAAGUCUCCAUAAUGGUUUCCAGUCACUUUCUGUGUUAAAGCUCCGGGUCCCCCGUGUUCCCCUUGUCACCCCAGAUUCAUCGUGUUGCCCCUCGCUUCUUUCUUUAGAUAUGCUUCAGAUGUUAACAUCGGCAUCAAAAGUACAGGAAACGCAGCCACCUUAUUUUUAAAUGUUUCUCUGCAUGUCUGUCUUAUAUGAAAUGGAUCUUUUGCAUCUCUCUGUCAGUGAGGAGGUGUGUCACGCACUCGGUUUGCAAUUUGGAGCUGUGUCACGAGACUGGAAGCAUGAGCCAGCUGCACUUCCUGUUUGCACCAUAGCCGCAUCUAAAAGCAUGCUUAUCACACAGUGUGGCUGGAGAUAAAAUGUGCCUUGGAGCACCGUCUCUUUCUAUUCACAUCCAAUCCUCCCAACCUUGAUGCAUCUUAUAUGUGUUCUGAAAAAGGAGAAGUGGUAGAUAGGUUGCUUGGCUCAGUGAGCAAAUGUUUGUAAGUGAGCUUCAUUUUCUUUCCAAUAGUUCUCUGCUGCAAAUGUAUUUUUAAAUCCAAAACCCAAGAAAAUGGACCCUGCUCAGAAAAAAAUAAAUCAUUUUUUUUAUAUAAAAUAAAUUAAGCCUUGCUCAGUGACCUUCUUAUGGCUUAUGUAGGCUCAAAGAGAGCUGAGAGAGGGGGGAGGAAUUCUAGCUUGUGCUGGAACAGUCUGUGAAGCCUGAUGCUAAGAUGAGCCUGAUAGUAUCUCCAAACCUCAUCCUCUCACAUCUGCCCUCUAAGCGUUGAUGAGAAGAGGUAGCCUGAGAUCGUAUCUCCCCUGGCCAAAAAUAACUCUGUAGCAUCCCUUGGCUGUAUAUGCUCAGUUUUUUUCAGCUUGAACAUCUGUUGAGCGAGAAGAGAAGAUGUUCUCCCUACCGCAAAAGAAACAAGUUUUUCUUUUUGGUGUCUGAGACCAUAAUCCUUUGCUUUGCCACGCAAUGGCAGCACAGCAAAGCCUCACCCACACCAUAAAUUUAAAACACAUUUAUACCACAUUAACAGUCAUGGGGAAUCCUAGAAACAGUUGUUUGUUAGAGAUGCUGGGAACAGUAGUUCUGUGAGUUUUACCACCUUCAGUUUCACUUCCCAGGAUUCUGUGUGGGGAGCCACGACUGUUAAAGCGGUGUAAAUGUCUGGGGUGCAUGUGACACAAAUGUGGCUUUCCUUUCUUCCCCCCCAGUGCAAAGAAAGAUCCAAUCCUCCAUCUGUAUUUGAUGUAGUCUUGCGCAAGAGACAUUUUAUGGGGUUGGGAAGAGAAGAAGCGCAUGGCCAGCCAAUGAUCCUAAGGUCAUAGGAGUAUUGGUGGCCCUGUUGGUAUUUAAAUUCGGUUGCUACUGUAAUUGCUGGUGGAUUUUGAAACCAUCUCAGGAGCAGUUCAGCCUUUUGAAGCAGGCUGAGCUAUGGCGCCCAGUCCCAUGGAAGGCAGUGAUGGACACCAGGCUGGAUGGCUUUAAAAGAGGAUUAGACAAAUUCAUGGAGGAUAAAGCUAUCUUUUUUCUUUUUUUAAUUUUUAUUGAUUUUAACAUAUAAAUUAUAAAAUGUACCACAAAACUUAUCACUUAUACAAUCUUUUUAGACUUCCAUCAGCACCUCUGAUGAUCCACCGUUUUAAUCACUUCUUAUGCAUUUCUUAACUUUAUAUUGCCUUUACAUCUCUUAACAAAUCAUCCUUCCCCUUCUCCAUUUUUGCAAUACUUCCAAUAAUACUCCUCACAAAACUUCUUGCAAACCUACAAACGUCGUCUGAUCUUCACAAAUACUUUUCAGAUAGUUCGUAAAUUUACUCCAGUCUUCCGUGAAUUUCUGGUCCCGCCGGUUUCGAAUCCUUCCUGUUAGUUUAUCUAGUUCCAUGGAGGAUAAAGCUAUCAAUGGCUACUAGCUCUGAUGGCAAUGCUCUACCUCCAUAGAUGAUACAUUAGAUGGGCCAUUGGGUUGAUUCCAGCAAGGUCUUCUUAUGUUCUUAUGAACAUGGUGGUUAAUAAUGGUACCUGCGACAGUGAUGGGUGGGGUUGAGUGCCCUCAACUGCACCAGUUUAACUGCACCUCCCAAGCAUGAAUUGCAGGAUUUACUCCCAUAUGGUAGAAAAGAAAGGGAUGUGUACCCAAAAGAAGCACAACUGGAUUGGUGGUUUAGUUUGCUCUGUGCUCCCAAGGGUGACUCAGCUAUUUGCCCUCUCAUCUGCAUCACCCCAAGUUCUGUUCUGCUUUCUUGGGCGUGCAAAGUGUGAUGGAAAUAAAAUAGUUCCCUAGGAGCCAACCUUCACAUAGAUAGUUACAGCUGUCUAUGUUUGCAUUUAUUUCUGUGGUUUUCAAAGAAUCUAGUUUCUACCAUGGGGUAGUUCAGUCGGUAGAGCAUGAGACCCUGAAUCUCAGGGACAUGGGUUUGAGCCCCAUGUUGGGCCAAAGAUUCCUGCAUUGCCAGGGGUUGGACUAGUACAGAACAACAAACCCCUGUGUUGCAAACUUAACACAACAAACAACACAAGCAACACGAAGACCAGUAUACUAGAUAGCACUGCAAUUCUUAUUGCAUAAUAUACAUAAUUUAGUACAACAAAAACAAAAUGUGUACACUUGUAAAUUCUCUAAUAUAUUUGAAAUCAAAUGAACACACGUCUGUCAAUCUUUGAAAAUCCGUAGAAGUAUAAUAAGUCUAUAGUUGAAACAAAGUAAUAGAUGCUAUCCUGUGGGCUAAGCGGUAAAACUUUUUAGGCGUUUAUGGUGCCGAAGUAGUAAGUGAAUAACAACGUAGGACAGUGAUCCCAGAUAAUCUGACUGUUUCUCUGGAAUCUUCUUCAGCACAACCCAUAGAUUAGAAAAAUGCACAAGGAGCAGUGGUAUGUAUAUUAUGCAAUAAGAAUUGCAGUGCUAUCUAGUAUACUGGUCUUCGUGUCGCUUGUGUUGUUUGUUGUGUUAAGUUUGCAAAACAGGGGUUGGACUAGAGCAGGCAUAGGCAAACUCGGCCCUCCAGAUGUUUUGGGACUACAAUUCCCAUCAUCCCUGACCACUGGUCCCAUUAGCUAGGGAUCAUGGGAGUUGUAGUCCCAAAAAGCAUCUGGAGGGCCGAGUUUGCCUAUGCCUGGACUAGAUCACGCUUGGGUCCCCUUCCAGCUCUUUGAUUCUGUGAUACACAGACACACCUCUUUCUCUGUUCUCCGUGCAGAUUUGUAAGAGGUAUUAUCAGCUUUCAAGGACACGUUCCAGUCAGCAGAUCUAGUAAGAGAAGUGGCCUGCGGAGAGGGAAUGUGGCUUGGCAAAAGCUCCAAGAGCCACAUAGAAAGACUUGGAGGGCCACAUUUUGUCCACGGGGCCUGAUGCUCCCCACUCCUUGCCUAUAGCAAGGGGUGCCCCAGAUAAUUUCAUUGAUAUACUAGCUUUGUAUAGGAGCAGACGGUCUUUCAGGUACCUCCACCAGCUUUGCCCCAAGGUGGUGGUUACCUUCCACCAAGCAGUUCUUGUCCCACGCCUCGCUGUCACGUCCAAACAAUGCCCAGAAGACGAAGAGCUAGGUGUUCAAUAUAGAGCCAAGCAAAGUUGAAGCCAGUGAGCAGAGGAAAAGGAGGAAUUCUAGAGGUAGUGUUAAAAAUAAAUAAGACAGUUCCCUGAUCAACUCUCUGUUUGGGCUAUCGAGAGGCACAUUUCUCCUGCAGAAAUAGCCAUGUUCCUCUGGGACUGACACAAAGACUCUUUUGUAGCUGCUCUGCCGCACAUCUGUUUUGGCUUCGAACCAUUAAAGCACUGCAUCCCCCCCCCCCCGAGAAUGAUUCCGCAACCCCAAGCAGAUUAUUUUGUAACUUUGUCUUGCUGGGUGUAUGUGUAUCAUAUUUCCUACCACCCCCCACUAAACAUACACACCUGACAAUAAACCCCAGGCCAUAAUUCAGUUCCCACACUACAGUUUGCAAAUAGUUACACAGUGGUCUCGCCAUGGGUCCCUCCCCACCUGUGUGCUAUGUCACAGGACUGAUGUGUACACUGUUUGGCACUGUAUUCGCUAGACUGGUUUAAAAUGGCUCCCCUGGGCUUCCUGGUCUGUGCCUAAUAACAUUUACACAUUUUUACGAAGAAGUGCCAGAAAAGUCCAGCGGUGCUUUGUGGUGUCACUUCUGAAAAUGGCCUCAGAAAGUUUGAGGGUUUCUAGGUGAGAGCGCCAGAAAGUUCAGGCAUUAGUUUAUUUUCAGCGAUUUCUUUGCGUUAGGCCUCAAGCCUACCGCAGUGGGACUAGAACCUGAAAUAAUUGUUGUUGUUAUUAUUACAUAUAUUUCCCAACUCUCCUCCUAGGAGUUCAAGAUGUUAUGGGCAUUCCCCCCUCCACAUUCUAUUCGUAUAACAACCCUGUGAGGUAGGCUAGGCUGACUGGCCCAAGGUUGAAGGUGUGUCAGGUGUGGGAUCAUUCUCUGUACUGUCACCAAGUUGGCCCCCCCCCUCCAAAAGUGUCAGAGAUGCUAAUGAAACUCAUCAAGGCAUCCUCUUUUAAGAUCAGUAGGCCAGAGAAUGGUUUUUGUCUUAGGAAGAUGCAUUUGAGCAGGGGUCAGCAACCUUUUUCAGCAGGGGGCCGGUCCACUGUCCCUCAGACCUUGUGGGGGGCCAGACUAUAUUUUGAAGGGGAAAAAAAGGAGAAUGAAUUCCUAUGCCCCACAAAUAACCCAGAGAUGCAUUUUAAAUAAACACACACAUUCUACUCAUGUAAAAACACCAGGCAGGCCCCACAAAUAACCCAGAGAUGCAUUUUAAAUAAAAGCACACAUUUUACUCAUGCAAAAACACACUGCUUCCCAGACCGUCCGCAGGCCGGAUUUAGAAGGCAAUUGGGCCUUAGUUUGCCUACCCAUGUAUUUGAAUGUUGGGGCAGGGCCUCAGAGAACAUGCUUCAAAUCCCCACCCAGCCACAAAGCACAUUGGGUUACCAUGGGCUGGUCAUUGUCUCUCAGUUUAGCCUACCUCACAGGGUUGUUGUGAGGAAAGAAAAAUGGCAGGGCAGAGACUUUGCUCAUUUAUCCCAGCAUUGUCUAAAUCAGAUGUGGGCAGUCUAUAGCCCUCUGGAUAUUGUUGAGUUAAAGCUCCCUUUAUCCCUCCCCCAACUUCUUGAUCUGUUAUGUUCUGAGAAACUGAAUUCAACCUUUAUGGUUCACACACAAAAAUGUUAAAUGGCUGAGGUAAAGAAGAAUCCGAAUUCUGUACAUGUUGAGGCAAAGGGUGGGCGAUAAUAUGUCCUGUAAAAUACAAAGCAAGGCAUCCCAGGUCAGUGAGUUUUGUUGUUUAGUUUUCUUCCUGCAUUUAGUGUCUAGACUUCAUGAGUAGGAGGUUUUUGAAGCUUCAGGAUACUGUACAGAGUGACCUUACUUAGAGUGUGGGUGUUGAACCAGAAGGUUUUAAGGAAAGCAAACUUUGAUAGUGAUUUGGCAGUUGGCAGUUCACACAACCAUUCAUGCAUGAGGGAAGCAGGAGGGAAGUGGAAGGCAUCUGCUCUGAAGUUUUAAGUUUAGAGCCUUCCCCAACCUGCUGCCCUCCAGAUUCUUUGGACUAUAACUCAGCUAGCUGGGAGGAUAUGGGAGUUGUAGUCCCAAACAUCUGGAGGGCAUCAGACUGGGGAAGGCUGAGUUAGAACAUCAGCCAAACAGAAGGCCUAACUAAAGUCUCAUCCGGGGUUCAAACCCCAACCCUUUUAAAUUAAUUAAAAAUGCUGUUUUUAAAAAUAGAAUUCAUAUCCCAUUCUUCCUUUCCAGGAAGCCUAGGGAGGGAAACAGAUACGCUGUGCAGAAACAAAAGCAAAGUAAACACUUUCUAAUCAGAUUAAAACCUUCUAAAACCAAUGACAAUUAAAAACUGCUAAAAGCAGUUACAGUUAAAAACUUUCCGAAAGCCAUUACAGGCACCCCACAUCCCACUUGCGUGCAACCGUGUUUACGUGGGUCAUCGUGAAAUAAAUAGAUUGGCCUUAAUAAGUGCAUAAGAUAGUUAUCCACGAUCUAUUUUCAUAUCCCUUUAUCUUCCUGUUUGAUUGCAAGGCAGUGUGAUCCACAUGAGAGAUAGAUCUGGACUCCAAUCUCCUAUUUGAGCUCUCAGCUGACUGGAAACCUUUGGGGCUGAAUUAAUUUCUAACUUCAGUUUCCCAUCUGUACUGUUGGAUGACUGAUUAAGACUGUAAACCUCUGAAAAGGUUUCAUUUUUUGUCUUUUGCACAGGGCAUAGUUCAUGCUAGGCAUGCGAUAUUUUUAUUACUACCAUUUACUUCACACAAUACUGUUGAUGUAUGCCCCAAUAUUCACCACAUUUAAAACACACUGAAACCAGUGUGUAAAAACAGCUUUAAACCCUGGUGUUAAAUUUUGGUCAGGCAGAAGCCCCAGAUAGCUGUAAUUUUGUUAAAUGCCAAUUUAGUGCUUAACUGUGGUUGAAGCAUGAGUGAGGAAUGCAUCUGUAUUUAUUUGUUUCUUGCAAGGUUUAUAUUCUGCUUUUCUCCUCCAGCUAGAGAUGUCCAGUUUGGCUACUCUCAACUAAAUGAAAAAGGCCGAAUAAACAAUAGAAGCCUGGCAAUUCUAUUAAAAGUGACAAAACCUGAGCAGCAGGGAAAACAGCGAGGCUGAAUUAUUUUCCAAAGGGGUAGCAACAUUAGUUUGUAACAGAGUCUUGUGGCACUUAAAGAUGAACACAUUUAUUAUGGCAGGCAGGGGAGCUUUUGGCCUUCCAGAUGUUGCUGAACUUCAACUCCCAUCAUCCCUGGCCAUUGGCUAUGCUUGCUGGCACUGGAGGGAGUUGUAGUUGAGCAAUGGUGGGCCAGCGGUUCCCCACUUCUGAUUAUGAAAUAAAGUUUUGUGGACUACAGUCCAGUUCAUCAGAUGCAUAAACUGUUAAUCUGAGUUACGUGUGUGCAUGCGCAUAUGUGAAUACACAUGUACACACAUGAUUGGGAUGGGGAUAAUUGUAAGCAGUAAGGGCAGAAGAAAAGGAAUGCAGAAAAAUAUAGAUGGCGAUAGGUAAAGGUAAAGGGACCCCUGACCAUUAGGUCCUGUCACGGACGACUCUGGGGUUGCAGCGCUCAUCUCGCUUUAUUGGCCGAGGGAGCCGGUGUACAGCUUCUGGGUCAUGUAGCCAGAAUGACUAAGCUGCUUCUGGAGAACUAGAGCAGCACACGGAAACACUGUUUACCUUCCCGCUGGAACGGUACCUAUUUAUCUACUUGCACUUUGACGUGCUUUCGAACUGCUAGGUUGGCAGGAGUGGGGACCGAGCAACGGAAGCUCACCCCGUCGUGGGGAUUCGAACCACCGACCUUCUGAUCGGCAAGCCCAAGAGGCUCAGUGGUUUAGACCACAGCGCCACCUGGAUCCCUUAUAGAUGGCGAUACUUAUUCUAUUAACAGUGGCCAUUCACAAAAAGAAAACCCUGCUAUUGAUAGACAUCCUAGCACAUGCCAAUGAGUGCAUGUAGCAUUAUAACAAAUAUUUUAUCCAAGUUCAAUUAAAAUAUGAAAUAUGAAUCCAAAAGAAAUUUAAGAAAAAUGAAAAGCUUUCUGGGUCAGUAGAGUUUUCUGGCAGGGAUAGGUCACUAUGCAAUCUUGUCUGAGCUGUUAAUUGUUGUUCUCAGAGUAUGUCUGCAGUGGCCCUUAUGAGGUGAUUGGAAAAUGGCAUUAUUUAUUAUUAUUAUUUUUAUUAACAACAACAACAACAACAACAACAACAACCCACCCUUCACCUGAAGGUCCCGGGGCAGGUGACAUCAAUUAAAAACACAAUUAAAAACAGUUUAAAACAACUUCACUGUCACACCCAAAAAUACAUCUCAUGUAUCAAAGGCCAGGAUGUAGACGAUUGCCUUCAGAAUUUGCUGAAAGCUGUAUAAAGAUGAUGCCAGGCACACUUUUGUGGGGAAGGAGUUCCACAACUUAGGGGCUGCCACAGAGAGUGCCUUUUCCUGGCUGCUCUCCACCCCCUUGAGUUUCUGAGGGUAGUACCCCUGCCAGUCUUAACACCUGAGGUGGUCUGUAAGGAAGGAGGUGGUCUUUCAGAUAUUUGGGGCCUGAUUUGUUCAGGGCUUUAAGCACUGGUGUGGCCAUAUUCACUAAAUGAAUAAGCAAAGCAACAAAAAGCCGAACUGAAAUGGUGAAUGAAGGAAGUGUGGGUCUCAGCGGAGGGAGAGGAGGCCUGUCAUUGAUCCCCUGCAGAAAACUUGAGCCCCAGAGCUGCAAGCGGAUACAGCUUGCGAUGCGAUUUCUAGCUAACUGAUUUCUAGGAAACAGGACACAAAGAAGCCUUUGUCUGUGACGACUGCAAAGUCCUCUCUCAAUGCGCAGUCAUGCCAGCCAGUCGCGACGACCCGGGUGAUGUGUAAGAGUAACAGAUCCGUUACUGUGCAGAACUCCCCGCCGUUUCCCCCUCGAGCUGGAGCAAGCUCUCCACUGAAUUCUGAAUGAAUUAUAGCUCUACUGACAACCAGCCCUCCUUUAUAGGGAGAACAUGUGACUGGGUUUUGGGGGGUGGGGGUCCUGCUCUUUAUAUUGGCUCUUCUCUCUCUCCCAUGUUCUGGCUGAAUAUUUAGUUGACUGCUGUAAGGUUUCAAUACAAUGUGAUUGAUUUCUUUAAAAAAUGAAAUGUAAAUAUUGUCUCAUCUUGCAAUUAAAAUAAUGGGCUUUUGAAAAGCUUUUGCAAAAUAUAAGAAGUAAAGUAGCACCAUUUGUGUACACACACACACACACACACACACACACACACAGCUCCUCUAGCCUCUGAGGAGAAGUAUUCUGGUGAAUUCAUCUCAAGGGUUGGAAAAAAAUAAGUAUUAUUUCCUUAGCAGAAUUAAAUUACCAGGGUGGGAAAAUUUAAUUAGCAGAUCAGUACAUUAAAACUAUAGUUAGUUAAUUGAUGAAGCUGAUAAUUAAGGCCAAAAAAGUGAUUGUUUUUCACAUCUAUUUAGGGAAUGAAAAAAGCUGUUUAGCAUUUAUGAAGUGUCAGCUUUUGUUUACCAAAACCUUCAUGUACAAAGACAAUAUAUCUGAAUACCUGAUGGUGGGAACACAUGACUGCAGAAGUCCUUUGACAAGUGAAGAUGACAAACUUCCUACUUGCAAACACUGUCUGUUGCUGAAAAGCAGAAUUUGGGGAACUUCGACCUCACCCAGAAAUGUAGUGGUUAUGUAUGAUAAAUUGCUGAUUGCCUCACCCUUCCUUGUAGGGAGGGACUGUGGCUCAGUGGAUGAGCACUUGCAUAGCAGACAGAUGCUCCCAAGUCUCAUCCUCCACUUUUCCAGCUAAAAGAAUCAGGUAGAAAGUGAUGGGAAAGACUGCAGAAAGCCAGUGUAAUACUGGUCUAGAUGGACAAAUAGCCUGACCAGAUAUAAGGUAGGUAAAGGUAAAGGGACCCCUGACCGUUAGGUCCAGUCGUGGACGACUCUGGGGUUGCGGCGCACAUCUCGCUUUACUGGCCAAGGGAGCCAGUGUACAGCUUCCGGGUCAUGUGGCCAGCAUGACCAAGCCGCUUCUGGCGAACCAGAGCAGCACACGGAAACGCCGUUUACCUUCCCGCCAGAGCGGUACCUAUUUAUCUACUUGUGCUUUCACAUGCAUUUGAACUGCUAGGUUGGCAGGAGCUGGGACCAAGCAAUGGGAGCUCACCCCAUCACAGGGAUUUGAACCGCUGACCUUCUGAUUGGCAAGCCCUAGGCUCUGUGGUUUAACCCAUAGCACCACCCGCGUCCCUUAGAUAUAAGGUAGUUUUCUCAAAAAGACAAGCCCUGGUGGGUCUGGCCAAUGGUUCAUCUAGUCUAGCAUCCUGUUCUCACAGUGACCAGCCAGGUGCUUACAGAAAGCCUACAAGCAGGACCUGAGCACAACAGCACCCUUUCCAACUUGCAGUUUGUAGCAACUGGUAUUCAGAGGCAAUCCUGAGCUGGGUGAGCCAGUGGUCUGACUUAGCAUAAGGCAGUUUCUCGUGUCCUAAUUCAGCUUUCACCAUGGAAGUUGUUGUUGUCCACAAGGACAUAUAGAUGAGGCCUGCCAGAUCAGACCAAUGGCCCAUCUAGUCUGGCGUCCUGCUUUCACAACCAGGUUCUUCAAGGAGAAGAUGAGCAAUUGCAGGUGACUUUGCCCACCACUGCUCAUCUUUCCCCACAGGACACACAUGGAGAGGAAGCUUGGGUGUGUUUUUAAGGGGGCUGCCUCAGGUGAUUAUGAGGGCCAGCAGUGUCCCCCCUGCAAGUCAGGGAUGGGGAACCCUUUUUCAGACAGAGGGCCACACAUUCAAAGGGGCACACAUCAGUGGUGAGUGGGGCCAGAGCCAGAAGUGGAUGCAGCAAUCAAUGUAUUUUUUUUUACAUUGUACAGAAGGCUAGUUUCUAGACCUACACCUCCCUCUAUGUCUUCAGUCCAGGCAAGUGAGAAGCAUUAUUGGCCUGGAGAGAGAAGGUGUAGCUGAGGAGGAGGUGUAGCCCAAGGAGGGGCAGACUGAGAUGCCUAGAGUUCUACAUUUGGCCCCCGGGUCUGAUAUUCCUCACUUCUUGCCCUAGAAUGUAUCCCAAGCAAUCUUGGGAAUGCUCAGUUGACAAAUCAAUGUGGACUGUGUUCCCUGUAGGUAGAAACGAUUGGUUUACAUAGCCAAGUGACUUCAAUUAAGAAAUGAAGUGUAAUUUUUUAAUUUGAGCAUUCCCCUUGAAGGUACAUUUCAGUUUAACAGUUCUCUUUCCCUGUGUUCUGAGUUGUUCUGAGUGAUACUUUGUAGUACACUGGUACCUCGGGUUAAGAACUUAGUUCGUUCUGGAGGUCCAUUCUUAACCUGAAACUGUUCUUAACCUGAAGCACCACUUUAGCUAAUGGGGCCUCCCACUGCCGCCGCGCCGCCGGAGCACGAUUUCUGUUCUCAUCCUGAAGCAAAGUUCUUAACCUGAAGCACUAUUUCUGGGUUAGCGGAGUCUGUAACCUGAAGCGUCUGUAACCUGAAGCGUCUGUAACCUGAGGUACCACUGUAUCAGGCAAGAGGAAUCUUAAGGUUGGUUCAGGCACAACCACGGCAUUUAGGCUUUUUGCAUGAGGUCAAGCUUACUUCUGUGCCCCCACUUAUGCUGAAAACCUUUGCACUGAGGCUGUGUGUGUGAGAAAGCCACUUCCGGCCUGCCCAGGAGGUGGGGUUACUGACCCCUUGUCACUUGAUAAGAUACCUUUCCAUGUUGUAGGCGGACAGGCUAGCUUCCAAAAAAUAGUUAUUUUGCAAAGAAUACAUCUUAUGUCAAGUUUAAACUGCUGAACGCAAACACUAGUUCCGUUUGUGGAAUCAACUUUGGAUUCAGUAGUGGGAUUUAAGACAACCGACACUGUAACAUCAUGUAACAGUUGGUUCAGGUUAUGAUUCUUUUUAAUUUGUUUUGCUACAGUUAAACAGAUAAGUUUGGUGGAAAGGGUUUAUUGAAAUGGCAAAAUAUGUCUCAGUAGUUUAAUUACUAGCAGAUUUUAGGCAUUUGGAAAUAAUAAUUUGGGGGUAUUAUUUUACCUGUUUGGUCAUUUUUUCAUAGAAGAUCACUAGCCCUGAUCUUUGUAUGUGCACUGGUGGGCCAGCUUUUGUUUCGUUUUAAAUUGAAAUUUCCUGUGGUAAUAAAAAAAUCUGUCUCCUUAUGUGUGCUGGGGAAUGGGUAUAGCUAAAAACAAACAUCUGUAUUGGGGGAUGGAUACAACUAAAUACAGAUCUAUUUCACACACACCCUGGAUUAUUCUGUGCUUUGUCUUAACCUCUCUUGUGUUUUCUGUUUCUUUUAAAGUUGAAACCACAAAGGAGAGUCUGUCUGAUGUGCUCUUUUUUCAUUUUGUAAAGGUUAAGUCAUUUCCUGCACUUAAAAGGGUUUUGUUAAAUCUUCCCUUCUCUUCUUUUUCGGAGGUUUUAUGUCAAUCUGCACAACUUGUUCACUUUCUGAGUGUGUGUGGGGGGGGAACCCUUUCAGAAAACAGAAUUCCUCAUUUUAAAAUUUUGCCUAUCAUGAAGUGUGUGACAGUUAUAUAAUCUUACCUCUCAUCAGAUAAUUUAGUCUAAGAAUCACACCUCUUAUGUUUAUUGAGCACAACAACUUUCAUUGUUGGGGAGAAAAGUUUCAUUUGUCACCUUGUCUUUCCCCGCUUAUCUUCCAUUUCCUCUGGCCUCUUUCCCUCUUCGCUUCCAUGAAAUCUAGUUUUUCCAGUUCCCAUUCUCCUGAUCUCUGUGCUAUUGAGAGCCAAUGUGAUGGAGUGAUUAAACGUAGACCAGAGAUAGCUGGGUUGAAUUCCCCAAUUAGUUAUGAAGCUCACUGGGUUUCCUGGGGCAGUCAGUAGAUCUCAAUCUAACCUACUUUGCAGAGUUAAGAUUUUUUGGGAGGGUGUGGUGGGGACCUGGAAAAAAUGCUUUGGUCUUUAUAAGCAUCUUUGCUUUAUUCAUCUUCACUAGUAACCAUAGCAUAUCUGCAAAAAUUGUUCAGUAACAACAGAAUUAAACUGGCAGAGCAACUGUGGCAAGUAACUUCUGUGACAUCAGAGCAGCUUAGCCAAUGGCUCACAAACUUGACAACUGUUGGUACUUGCUGGGGCUGGGGGACUUUCGGGUUUGCUAUUGCAAGUACAGCUUGAAAAAGCUCUGAUGCCAUGAAGAAUUAGGUUCUGGUCUGUUUCUGCCCACCCAUACUGGCCGCAAUGGACAGGAAGGGUGAUAAAAGGUUUCCUGUUUGGACUGGAACCUUGCCUGAGCAACAAUAUCUUCUUUGCUCUGGUUUUUUCCUGUGCCUCUCUUGGGUCUAACUCCCUGGAUUAGCUUCUGGCCCACUUCUGACAGCUGCUUUGUGGCUCAGCCUUAACAACAAUAGCCAACCUGUAUUUACUGGCCUAAAUUAAAUGGACCGUAAUAUCAUUUGGGGGGGGCAUAGGAGAAGCUUUAAAUCUGCCACAUAAUUAGAAAUUUAGCUGAAGGGUUUAGAACCAUUAGAUUAUCAGCUCAAGGCUGGGGUGUAGGGUUAGCUUGGUUGUUACAUUUUGGAGGAGAAGACCAUUCAUUUUGUAUUUAUUAAUUACUUCUGCUAUAGUUUACUAUUUUUGCUGAAACAUUUUAAAGCCAGUGUGGUGUAGUAGUUAAGAGCGAUAGAGUCGUAAUCUGGGGAACCGGGUUCGCGUCUCCGCUCCUCCAGAAGCAGCUGCUGGGUGACCUUGGGCCAGUCACACUUCUUUGAAGUCUCUCAGCCCCACUCACCUCACAGAGUGUUUGUUGUGGGGGAGGAAGGGAAAGGAGAAUGUUAGCCGUUUUGAGACUCCUUCGGUAAAGCGGGAUAUCAAAUCCAAACUCUUCUUAAACCUAUGGUAUAAGCCAGCCCUGUUUCCUCUCAAACCUCCUCCCCAGCUUUUAAGUAGUGGGCAAGUGUUUCACAUUAAAUUAUAGUUAAACUGUAUUGUUUAAUUAGUGUUUUUAUGGAGCAGUCAAGUAAUUUCGUUGUCCCCAAAGGGGGCAAUGACAAUAAAGAUAUUAUUAUAUUAUUAUUAUUAUAUUAUAUUAUUAAACCUGGGCCAGGUUGGUGGAGAGGAUUCUAUCAUGUCACAUUGCUAGUUCAGGGUGUCAUUUUUCAGAGCAAAUGUUUGCUUCAGGUAGAAAGCUAGCAAUGUAGGAAGAGAGCUGAGCUACAGCUGUUGCCUCUCUGUACUAGUUGCCCUGCAGUGAGAUAUGUUGUGGGGGAGCGUUAAAAAUGGCACUUCCUCACAUUCCAUUUGACCACCUCAUUCUGUUCCAUGUGCAUACUUGGAAAUUGAUGAAAACCCUACCUACAAAUUCUGCCAAAUUAUUACUAUUUUAAAUCAUCCAGUACUUCUGGUUUGUUUGUUUUUAAAUGAGAAGUGGUAUCAUUUAUUUCAGCACCUAAUGCAUUCCCAUUUUCAUUUAGGAACCCAGCGGUUAUAGUAGCUUUCUUUUUGAUUUAAAUCAUUUGCAUCCGUUUUGGCCAGUGGUAUUUGAAGCCUCAGCCACAGAGGACGAGGUUUUUAAAACUUUCUAAAAUCAAUCAAUUUCAGUGUCUCUUAUGCAUUCAUUCCCGCCCCGCCCCCAUCUCUCCCUUUCAGUCAGCUUGUUUCUCUCUAUAGAAUACAGAAUAAAACUCACAGUGGCAAGUAAGUGGCCCAAUAGCUCUUUAUUAUGCUGUUUUGGAAUGUUUAAAAACUCUGCUUGUGAGAAAUUUCAGUGACAAAAUAAAUGCCUCUCAUGAGCCCUUGCAUGGACAUUGGUCUGUAUACUCUGUCACCUGGUCCUUUAAGGCGGUUUGGGUGGUAAAGGAGACAACUGUCUGUCUGUCUCUCCCUCAACAAUUGUGUAUUCAUUUGCACUUAAUCCGUCUUCUCCCUUGCUGUUGGUUAGGUCAGUCUAAUUCUAAUGGAUGCAGCUUGAGAGGAAACCAUAAAUCUUUUUUUUUUCAUCCCCAAAGCCUAGGACAGUGAUUCCAUCCAUUUAAAAGUGGUGACUUUAUUGCCUGGUAUUUGUGACUUUUAUAGGGUUCUCCCGUAGUAAUGUGCUUUUCACACUGAGAAGCAGCAAGAGUCUCUGUAAAUGACCAGUACAUCCAUUUAAUGCCACUGUCGACAUGUAUGUGGGGAAUCUGCCCUAAUCUGGAAGCUUUCAGAAUUCUAGAAUUGUAGAGUUGGAAGGGAACCUGAGGGUCAUCUAGUCCAACCCCCUGCAAUGCAGGAAUCUCAACUCGAUCAUGCAUCUCCAAGGAAGGAGAGUUCACCACCUCUCACGGAAGUCUGUUCCACAGCUUGCUAUCUAGGGAUCUUUGGUGGUGUUGCUGAGACUUGAAACAAUGAGCUUCUGCGGCUGCUCUGCUAAUGGGCUACUGAUCAGUCUAAUCAUAUGUUGCUUUCAUCUUAGUUUCAUUGUCAUGGAUUCCUCUAAAGCCCGUACAGGAAAACAGUGCCCAUCUGGAUUGUUGCUAAACUCCAGCUCCCAUAAGGUUCUAACAAAUCCAAAGAAUUGCAGUUUGAAGACACCUAUUAAUUUUCCAAAUCCCCCCUCCCCAAAAGAAUUCCCAGGAGAGAGGAAAUGACUUUUAAUUCAGUUAGAGAACCCACCUGCACCGUACAUUUAAAGCAGCAUUGUGCUAUGGUUCGUUAAGGGUUGUGAGAGGUAUUAGGAGGCUUCUAUUCUCAUUGCAGGGACGCGGGUGGUGCUGUGGGUUAAACCACAGAGCCUAGGACUUGCCGAUCAGAAGGUCAGUGGUUCGAAUCCCCACAACAGAGUGAGUUCCCAUUGCUCAGUCCCUGCUCCUGCCAACCUAGCAGUUCGAAAGCACGUCAAAGUGCAAGUAGAUAAAUAGGUACCGCUCCGGCGGGAAGGUAAAUGGCAUUUCCGUGCGCUGCCCUGGUUCGCCAGAAGCGGCUUAGUCAUGCUAGCCACAUGACCCGGAAGCUGUACGCCGGCUCCCUCGGCCAAUAAAGUGAGAUGAGUGCUGCAACCCUGGAGUCGGUCACGACUGGACCUAAUGGUCAGGGGUCCCUUUACCUUUUUUAUUCUCAUUGCGGAGCUACCAUUCCCAUGGUUCCCUAGGAAGAGGGAUCGAAUGUUAAACCACUCUGGGAAUUGUAGGUCUGUAAGGGGAAUAGGGGGUCUUCUAACAUCAUCUUGGGGUGAAACCAUGACUGUCUAAAGUGGUAUGAUACUGCUUUAAAUGCACAGUGAUGAUGGGGCCAAGUUAAUGGUGUACAUAGGCCCAAGUGGUCAGUCUGACUCCUUUUUAUCUGCUCUUUUAAAAAAAUAAAUAAAUCCCAGAAAUCUGCUAUGAUCUCUCUGUUGCCUGCAAGGGGAAUAUUUUGGGUUUGAUGUCUCAAUCAAAACCCUUUCCUCUCUUAAAUUCAGACUCUUAGGCAUAGCUUCAAAUCCACCAGUCGCUGUAUAUUCUCUCUCUUUUGAGGUCAUUACUACAUAUUUUCAGUUUUCUCUGUAGCUUGGGUAGCAGAUUCCCCCUUUAAAGCCUGUUCCUCCAUUUAUUCCACUCUCCAUCCCACCAUGCCAAACUGUCACAAAACAGAUAGGCUUCUGUCCAAGUCGCUGCCUCUCAUCAGACAAACAAGCCUCUUAUUAUAAGAAGAUACUCUUAUCGUUGACUAUUCAGUCAUCUUCUUUGAAGAAAUGUCCGGCUUAUCUUGAAAACAGGAAAAGCUAUCUUGAGUAAAAGACAUUGAAGGAUCCAGAAAAGUUUAUUUCUUACAAUCAAAGAGACCAACAGUAAUUCUGGCAACUUGUGGCUCAAAGGCUGCUGCUGUUCAUUCAGUGCUAAAACCUCCUCCCAAAUCUGGAACAAAUGCAGUUUUCAGGUUGGACUUCUCUGAAUAGUGGUUUUGAACGAUUUUUCCAGCAGGGGUGUGCAGAAGGUAGAUCAGGAUGUACUGAUAGACCUUGGAGUGAUUUGCAGUAGAUCAGUUGUUUAACAAUCACAAUAACAACAGACUUUCCCCACCUAAAUUAGGAAGGAUUCUGUUUUGGCAUUGAAAACAAGACUAAUAAUAAUAAUGUGCUCAGAGGUACCUUGCUUUUUCAUUCUUAACUGUACGUCUUGUUCUGGCUUAUAUAUUUUGGAGUUCUAGUAAAGAACAAGCAUGAAGACAGACCAUCUCUUUGUUCAUAGUACUGAUUCCCCCAAUUUUUCUUCUUCUUCUAAUUUUGUUACAAAGUUAUAAAGAGAAAUUCUUAAUCAUCUGCUACAGUGAGAGACGCCUGUUUGGAUACAUUAAUGUAUCUUUAACUGAAGGAGUUUUAAAACAAAAAACCAGCUGUUUUCAGUGUUAGGCUGCUGUCGUCUUCCCAGACAUGCAUGUUGCCUUUUUUCCGCUAAAAGCUGAACAUUUUGGAUAAACAUUAAGUGUUGCUUAAACAUUUGAAAAAUGUGGAAGAUAACAAUUUUGAGUUGAUUGGGGGUUGGGGGAAAGGAGUGAGGACUCAUUCCUGCUUCUGAGGGAAAUGUUGAAGACUUUGUGUGACUUUGCCAGAUCUUGCAACUUAGUUGCUUGCCUGCUUGACAUUCUGGCAAAAGUUGCAACCAUUAAGUAGCCUGAGGGUAAGUUUUCAAACUUCCAUAAUCAGAAGCCUUCGGAGUGUAAUCAGAAGCCUUCGGAGUGUACACCUGUUUGGCAGUCUUCACUUUUUGGCCCUUUUAGUUCCUUGAGACUCCAAAUUACCAGCUUUCACUCUCUGUGUACACCUAGAGGGUGGCAGUUUCUGAAGUUACUAUGUGCUGCAGGUUAGGUUUUGCAUAAUACCUGAUGGGAGCAGAAAAGCAAAUUACAACCGCCCCCAACGCACAAAAAUCAUGGUGCCCAAGACUGGGCCAGAGGCAGUAUGCAUCUGAAUAUUAAUUGCUGGGAAUCACAAGUGGGAAGAACACAGUUUUGUGCAGGUCCAGCUUACAGCCUUCCUAUAGGGAUCUGGUCGGCUACUGUGAGAACAGAAUGCUGGACUAGAUAGGCCUUUGGUCUGAUCCACCAGGGCUCUUCCUAUGUUCUUUGGCACCUGAGUCACAGAAUCCUGUAAGUGCCUCAUCUUUCCCCCUGCAAUUUGGGAACAAAAAUACAAUCAUUAUAAUGAAUGAAAUAGCUAACAAUUUACUUCCCUUUCACGGCACCCAAAACCAGCUGCCAGAGGUGGUCAUCUCCCAAUGGCGAAUGUUAGGGCUGGCCCUGUGUCAUCGGUGUAAAUGGUCAAUGACAUAGUUUCCUAAGCAAAUAAAGAAAAGAGAGAGUUCCCAGCCCCAAGGAGCUUACAAACUAAAAUGGACACUGGAAAGCAGACAGCAGAGACCGGGGAGGAGGCGAGGAGGGCAGUGAAGGGUGAAUAUUUGCAAAUGCAGCUGCAUGCUGUCACAGUUGGGAAUGGGGAUUAAGGGCUUAGUGAAAGGUGGAAAGGUCAAAACCCAUCUUCUCCCUCUGCAGUGAGCUGUCAUUCCCCGCCCCCCCCCCCCAGCCAGCCAGCUGCCUUAGUUCCAUCCUAGUCACUGAGGAAAGGGAUCUCCUUCUUCCAUGAAACUGGUGGAGGAAGGAGAGAAAGAUCUGUCCCUCUUCCUCCAGCCUGCUCACUCGCUUGCAUGGAACUCGCUUGCAUGGAACUUGGUGUACUCUCCUGUGGUGAAUUCCUGGUCUCCUGUGGUGACCAAGAUAAAUAGGUACCGCUCCAGCGGGAAGGUAAACGGUGUUUCCAUGUGCUGCUCUGGUUCGCCAGAAGCGGCUUAGUCAUGCUGGCCACAUGACCUGGAAGCUGUACGCCGGCUCCCUCGGCCAAUAAAGCAAGAUGAGUGCUUCAAUCCCAGAGUUGUCUGUGACAGGACCUAAUGGUCAGGGGUCCCUUUACCUUUCGCCACCUAUAUUUUUCUGCAUUCCUUUUCUUCUGCCCUUACUGCUUACAAUUAUCCCCAUCCCAAUCAUGUGUGUACAUGUGUAUUCACAUACUUGCACUUUGACAUGCUUUCGAACUGCUAGGUUGGCAGGAGCAGGGACUGAGCAACUGGAGCUCACCCCAUCAUGGGGAUUUGAACCACUGACCUUCUGAUCAGCAAGUCCUAGGCUCUGUGGUUUAACCCACAGCGCCUCCCGGGUCCCAAGCAGGUCCUCCCUCUAUUGUGUGGGCAGGUAGUCCCUCCCCUACCUGGCCUGGUCUCCUUGGCAACGCUUCCCCCAGGUGGGAUUGGACAGCUGACUGAGAUAGGCGGAGACCUCCAGGUAUCCCACCUGAGGGAGGGCGAAGCCAAGCCUAUGCUGAUGGAGCCGCUCCAGAUCCAGGGGCUGCGUGCGUCCAUGCAAAGGGCGCCCCCCGUUUUUAUGCUGGGAGUGGUCAUUACUGCCAAAUUGGGAUUGGAGCAAGGGAAGUGACCUGAAUCACUUGUCCUUGAAAGCAUACGUGGCACAGACCCUUGCAGACCUGUACCACGAGCACAACCACAUUCCACACAUUUCUCCAAAUGGCGUUCACCGUGGGAAGAACUGCACCUCUGCCCUAUGGAAAUAUUACGACCCCAGGAAAAUGUGCCUGCAGAAGCAACUCCUUAAGGGAAGAUUCGUUGCAAGGAGAUCAGUAUAUAGGCUUGUAACUCAUGGCACUUUCUUCAGCAGCUUGCUUCAUGGUUCUCAGUCUUCUGUUAUUUCAGUUUUAUCAGCGCAUUGGGAAGGAUUAGAUUAAAUAGGGACUGCAGUUCUCUAGAUUCUAGGAAAGGUUUGAGGCAUCAUAAAUGGCAUUUGCUUGUGUGUUGGAUGGGAGAGUGUAUGUUGCUGUGUGCCUAGCUUCAGAUCUGGAAUGCUUCGGAUACCUGCAGCAUCAAAAUUUAAAUUUUUCCAGGUUGUUUUGUUGCUGUUGUCAAUAUCCUGUUUCGGUCAACUUAUCCUCAAAGAGCUGUCAUUACUGUAGAUCCUCCGUUUGUUACAAUUGUUCUGCUAUUUUAUUGGUCUCUUGCUUGCUGUGUAAAGUUUGGAUCUCUUUGAGGGUUGUUUUUUUAAUUGUCAUCCUUCCUCUUCUUGAAUUAAUUACCCAGAUCUACAAUUCUAAUGAUGGACAGUAUGAGGAUAAGUUAAUACAUGCUUUAAACCUAAAACAUUUUUAGUGAGCAGGGCUCUCUCUCUCUCUCUGUCUUUCCUCACCCUUCGGUAAAGUUCAGCCGUAGACGUGUUUCUGCUUGAACAUGAUUAUACCAUGGAAAAUUAAUGAUCUGAGCUGAUUAGCUCCACUAAGAUGGAGUUUGACUUCCUGUGCUUUAUGGGUGUUCAUCUGCCCUGGGGCUGUUAAGAUCUUUAACAAGGCCUCUCCUCAAGACCUUUCCAUCCUGCAAAUGGCGAGCAAUUGGGGACAAGUCUGGACAGUGGAUGAAAAGGCUGACUUGCCUGGCUUUGCAAAGGAGGUCCUAAGAGAUAAGAUUCUCAAAUAGCUCUGAAGUAGAAGGGCUGAAUUCAGCCCUUCUGUAUUGUUUAGUUGUUGUUGUUGCUGUUGCUGCUGUUGUUGUUGUUUUAAAGAACAAUCCCUAUUGUCCAGCAACAUGUGGACCUUCUGAUCGGCAAGUCCUAGGCUCUGUGGUUUAACCCACAGCACCACCCACAUCCCUAUGUAUUAUUGCAUUUGGUCUAAACCACAGAGCCUAGAGGUUGCCGAUUGGAAGGUCGGCAGUUCGAAUCCCUGCGAUGGGGUCAGCUCCCAUUGUUCAGUCCCUGCUCCUGCCCACCUAGCAGUUUGAAAACACCCCAAAAAGUGCAAGCAGAUAAAUAGGUACCACUCCGGCGGGAAGGUAAACGGCGUUUCCGUGCGCUGCUCUGGCUCGCCAGAAGCGGCUUAGUCAUGCUGGCCACAUGACUGUGGACAAAUGCCAGCUCGCUCAGCCUAUAGAGCGAGAUGAGUGCCGCAACCCCAGAGUCGUUUGCGACUGGACCUAAUGGUCAGGGGUACUUUCAUUGAAGAUGCUCAGCAUCCGAAUGCCUCUCCUAAAAAAUGUACCCUAACAACAACCCUAUGAGGUAGGUGAGGCCGAGAAAUGGCGAGUGGCCCAAAGUCAGCUAGGGAGCUUCAUUGCUAAGCGGGGAUUCGAAUGGUGGUCUCCCAGGUCCAGACGCUCUUGGUCACUGCAUUCAUUGGCUCAUCCAUGUUAGGAGAUGCUUUUGCUUAAGAAUAUAAGACGUGUCCUUGCUGGACCAAGCCAGUAAUCUCCCUUGUUCAACAUUCUUCACAAGAAUCCUAGUGUUGGGUUCAUUCAUUUAUGUAAAACAUUUUUACUCACUUUUCAGCUGAAAAGGUUCCCAGAGCGGCUUACAUAUGAUCAAAAAGGAUAAAAAUUCCCUGCAUGCAGACUGACAAUCCAAAAGACAUGACAGGGGAUGGGGAAGGAAGCAGGGGCUGAUGGGAACUGUAGUCCAAAACAUCUGAAAGGUGCCAGAGUGGGAAAGGUUGCAGUUUAAAAUACUGGGGUAGAUGAACCAAUAGGAAGUAGGAUUUUAUUAUUUUAUUAUUAUUAAAGGUCAAGUUGACAUAUACAGAGCAUUUAUACAUAAAUUCUGUCAGCAGCGUAAACUCGCAUUUUUCAUAAUUUGCAGCUAAAACUCAAUAAAGAAGAAAUAAAAAAACAAAGAAAGAAAGAAAGGGGAAAGAAGCAGGAAAAAUGAAAGAAUAUUGCAUUUAUUUAAGCUUCACCUGGUACUCAUGUUAUUUUGUUUAAUGGAAAGAGUGAAGUGACAUAACAUUUAAGAUUUACAGACAGGCAAAAUAAAAGAUGAUUAAUGAUUAGGUAGGUUUGGUCUUCUUAAAUGUGUGCCCUUAUAUAAAGUUGUCUGAAACCCAGUCAGGAUGGAGAUUAUUACAGAUAAUACUUAUGGGGUUUUGUUGUUGUUGCUGCUGUUAUUUUUUUUGACAAUUGGCCUUACAAGUGAUAUCUCAAAAUCUCCAGUCCUUAAAUUAGCACCCUAUCUUUCUUUUGAACCCACCACAUUUCCUAGGAUACGGUUUGAAAGCUUUCAAAAAGGGAGGAAAAGGCACCGAUCCCUCUGCUUCCCACCCCAAAAGAAUUAGCUCGCAAAGCAAACUAAAAAUUGCUCAAGGCAUCCACACUUAUUCCUUUUGAACGUGCCCUGUGGCUCCUGGACAUUUGUAGCCGGCUGAUCUCAUCCUCUGAAAUUCUUGAUUGCCGGAGAGCAGAGCGACAAUCUAGAGAACAAGGAAAUUCUGAAUGGAAACCUUUUCUAUAUUGAAGUCAGAUGCUUGACAUUAAUCUCCAAGCAAAGUCUUCUGUGUUUGUCGUCGUCCCCCCCCCCCCUUGGCAUAUUUGCUUGCCUUCCUUGCAAGGUUGGUGUCUCUUCCAACCCUUCUUAUUUAAUUUGCUGCCUUUCCCACGCAAUUUAACAGCAGGACCAGGAUUUUCUUCCAAGUGUUUCUGAGUGCAGUUCUGAGGCGAUCUAUGCAGGAGUUUGUACACACCCUCUUUGUUUUGGCAGGAGUUUUCCCCAGCUAGACUUGAAUGGCCUUGUAGCGCAUUAACGGUGUCUGGCUCCAAACUGACCUAUCUUGAGAAAGGCUGUAGCUGAAUGGUAGAGCAUCUGCUUUGCAUGCAGAAGGUCGCAGGUUCAAUCCCCAGCAUCUCCAGGUAGGACUGGAAGAGAUCCUGCUCUGAAAUCCUGGAAAGUCCCUGCCAGCCAGUGUAGUCAAUACUGAACUGGAUGGAUCAAUGGUCUGGCUCAGUAUGGCAGCAUCCUGUGUCUGGUAGAAGGAUACAUUUGAAAUUGCAUUUACAUGCUUCUAGGUUAUUUUAAUGAUAACAGUAGAAGAAGCCCCAGCUGCAGAUGUUCCUGUGCUUUCACUGUCCAGUCCCUUCCCAGCAGACAUGUUUAUAGUUUUUCAAAGAGAGAAGGAGUUAGGGAGUGCUCUGUUAGUAGACCUUGCAGCUUGGGUGAGUUAGAUUCAAAGGCUUUAUUCAUGCAGGAACUAUUUAAAGGAUGAGUGGAGAUAGGAGAGAAGUAGCAGACAUCUUGUCUAGAGAGAACAGCAAACAAAAAACAGGUUUUAGGGAUGGAGUUAACUUAGACAGAGGGGCUUACAAAUUCCUAGGUUGCUACACAAACAGUGCCCUCAUGUAGUUUAAACCAACACAUGUAUUAACUACAAACUCAGGAGAAGGAAUUAUUUGCUUUUCUCCAACACACUCUUCCUGUUUGAGAUGGAUGCAAAGAGGAGGUGAAAAAGGAAGUGGGAGAGAGCAUCACUCUUCCAGUUUCCAAUAGGAGAAGGGUAGGGCUGGGCAAGAUCCAGUGGAGAGCAUCUGCCAGUCAGUAUAGACAAUACUAAGCUGUCAAACUAUAGAGCAACUUCCUAUGUCACUGUCCCAUGCAGUGUGCAGUCCUAGAAUUGUGGGCUUGUUCUUUCCCUCCCAGAGGCCUGCAGCCUCCUUAGGAAGCCUCUGUUGUGAACCAUCUGUUCCACAAGGGCUGGUCUGGAGAGAAUUCAUUUAACCCUAAGCCUAGCUACCGUAUUUUUCACUCUAUAAGACACACCAGACCACAAGACGCACCUAGUUUUUGGAGGAGGAAAACAAGAAAUAAUAAUAAUACUCUGAAUCUUAGAAGCCAGAACAGCAAGAGGGAUCACUGCGCAGUGAAAGCAGCAAUCCCUCUUGCUGUUCUGGCUUCUGGGAUAGCUGCGCAGCCUACAUUCGCUCCAUAAGAUGCACACACAUUUCCCCUUACUUUUUAGGAGGGAAAAAGUGAGUCUUAUAGAGCAAAAAAUACGGUAUUUUUUGUGUGUGAUGGCAAGGACGUUAGAGCAAGAGUGGGCAACCAUAUUUAGCUGGAGGGCUGCAUUUGCUUCCAGGCAAGCUUUCAAGAACCACAUGCCAGUGGUGAGCAGAGCUAGAGGCAAAAGUGGGUGGAGUAACAAAUGUAAAGCUUACCUUUGCACAUUGUACCAGUUUCUACCCUUCUCUGUCCUGCAUCCAGGCAUGCAAGAAGCAUCAUCAGAGUGCAAGGGAUGCAUUUCAGCCAAGCAAAAAACCAUGGUGUGCAAUGCAUAACCGUUGAAAGGGCAUGACCUCAGGAGAGUUCUGACGGUCAAAUAGAGGUCUGGAGUUCUGCAUUUGGCCAUCAGGACUGAUAUUUCCCACUUCUGAGCUUCAGGCAUCAUUAUCUGUUUAUGCAGAACCACAGAAACCUAAGUACAAGUUGUUUGAUGCAUUUAAAGACAUCUAAUAUAUAGAUUUUAUAGUACACUUAAAGUUUUAAAUACAGUUUAAAAUAGAAAGGUUUUCCUGCUUGAUUCAGUAGAUUGCAUAAACUGUUCCCAUUCUGUAACAGCUGCCACAUUCCACAGAAAGUUGUGUGAUUGCAAAAUCCCUUGGGAUCCUGUCUCCUGCAUUGCUUAGAAGGCAUUUUUCCCCCCAAAGCCAGCCUUGUUUAAUAGCAUUGGUGAACUACAUUUUACCCCUGCCUUCUUGUUGAUCAGCCUUAGCUGGGAGUUGCCAACCUAUUUAGGCCUGAGGGCGCAUUUUAUUUUUUGAGUGAGCACCAUGGGCAACACCCUCUGGGUCCACUUCCCUUCCUCCAGAUCAGCCUCCCAACUGAGACAGAAAGAGUGAAAUGAUGCAUUCAUGUGUUUCACUUUUCCAAGCUGUAUCCAGUAGAAUUAAUCUGAACCUCAAGAAGAACAUAGACCUGAAAGAGGAAGUGGGAAAGAAGGCCAGUCUUCCAACUCCCUCCUUCAGCUCUAAGUACAGUGGAACUUCGAGUUGCAGAUGUAAUCUGUCCCGGAGACACAUCCACAACUCGAAGCGUUCGCAUCCAGGAGCGCCGUGUCUGUGCACGCGAUUUAGCGCUUCUGCACAUGCAUGAGCGGUGAAACCCAGAAGUAACCAUUCCGGUACUUUCAGGUUGCCGCGGGACACAAUUUGGAAAGACGUAACCUGAAGCGGAGGCAACAUGAGGUAUGACUGUACUUGUUAUGGGAGGAAAAAAUGUAACUGCCCUCAACAGCCUUGUGGCCAAGAGGACAGUGAAUAAUAUAUAUAUAUAUAUAUACACACACACACACACACACACACACACACACACACACAUAUACAUACCCCGCCCAUCUGGCUGGGUUUCCCCAGCCACUCUGGGCAGCUUCCUACAAAAUAUUAAAAUACAAUGGUCUGUUAAACAUUAAAAGCUUCCCUAAACAGGGCUGCCUUCAGAUGUCUUCUAAAAGUCAGAUAGUUGCUUAUUUCCUUGACAUCUGGUGGGAGGGCGUUCCACAGGGCGGGGCCACUACCGAGAAGGCCCUCUGCCUGGUUCCCUUAACCUCACUUCUCGCAGCAAGGGAACCAGAAGGCCCUCAGAGCUGGACCUCAUUUUCCAGGCAAAACAAUGGGGGUGGAGAUGCUCCUUUAGCUGAAGGAUGGUUGGGGAAGCUCAGAGGCUUUUUGGGUGACAGGGAAGACCUUAAGGGUGUCAUUGCACUCAAGGGUGCCAUGUUGGCGACCCCUGAUCUGCAGCUUCUUCCCUAAGACACAAAUGGACAACCCGUGAGCAGCAUGUGGCCCCUGGACUCUCUCUGCAUGGCCCACUAAGUCCCAGGAGAGCUCUGUCCAUCUUUCUCAGCUGCCUAGCUGAGUAGCUAUCUGCUGAACAGUGGUGAAAAGAAAAGAAAGGAAGACCCCAAAUACACCGCAAAACAUGAUUUUAGGUCUUUCAAGAGCUGAUAGCCAUGAUAUAGAAACUCAAUGGAUAGCUGAAGCUCAGACCACCUUUACUGCUAAGAAAAGCAUGGGGAAGUGGUUAGAGAGAGCCUUCGCUGUCUUCUUUAAAAGCUGCUAGAAGCAUCUGGCUGACUGCUGUUGGAAACAGAAUGCUGGGUUAGAUGGAUUUUUGGUAUGAUCCAGUAAGGCACUUCUUGUGGUCUCCGCAACUCCCUCCAAAAUUGUGUGAUAUGGUGCAGAAUGUUUCAGUGGUCUUUCAGUUUUGAUUACUGAAAACAUAUUUCAUCUGGAAGCACAAAUAGGAUUGGUAGUCUGUUAAAUGUCCUAAACCAGAUCUAUGUUUGAUUCCACCCCUCCUUUCAGUAUAGGAUCCUUUCCUUUCCUUCAUUUGUUUGUUCAUUCCUCCUUUUCCAUUCUUUCUUAUGUCCUUCCUCCUUUCUUUUUCAUUUUGUGAGCUUGAGGCCUUUUCAUAAGCGAAUGCAACUUAAAAUUUUCCCACAUACAACCCCUUUACGUGAAUAUAUGGAUUUGCUGUAAGUACCCAGCCCCCUCAGAUGGCAGACGAUUUAUUUACAGUUCGUGAGUUUGGAUUUGUGAGUUCAGAAAACAGCUCUAUUGUGCAAGGCCAUUCAUAAUGGAUUGUUAGGAAAGUGCUUCGUCAAUCCUAAUAAAUCUGCCAGCAGCCUUAGUCAUCUUCCAGAGAACGAAGUUCAGUGAAAGCUUAGAUAUCAUCUUCAAGAUAUACUGGGACACUUAAAGAGUUGUCUUGAUCCAACGAGAAAUGCCACAUAGAUCAACUGCGAAAGCUGCAGCAGACGCAACUCCACUGAUUGCUUAACCAUGGUUAAGCAAUCAGAACGGACUAUGAGACCGUUCCCCACUCUCUUCCAGAGCACAAAUUUCUCCUUUGGGACCUAACAAAGAGUUCAGCACUAUAUCACCAACUGUGUUAACUACAACUAGGUCUCACUAUGUUGAGCCUUAGCUCAGUAGAACAUGUGCUUUGCACGCAGAAGGUCCCUAUGUUCAGUUCCCCAGCAUCUCCAGGUUAUCUCCCUUAGAGCUUCUGCCAAUCAGUAUAGAGCAAGGCUAUGGACCUGGGUCUGGUCAGUGGGCCAGAUGGUUAUCUCACGCCCCCCGCCCUUUGCAGGCCAAGCUGAUCAGGUAGGUGAAGCCUUGCACUUGUCAACCACCCGUGCCAUAGUGAAGUCACGUGACUUCAGAAGCCCCUUUCUUGUGCAGUGCUUUGAAAGGGGCUUCUGAAGAUCCCAUAAAUCAGCUGGCUGAGCCAGCUUUGUACCUUCUCCAUACCUGACAUCAUGUAUGAUGUCAGGCGUAGGGCGGGGGGGGGGAGGCGGGGAGGCUUGGCUGAAAUGGCCUUAUGGGCCAAACGGGGGAAGCCUGCUUCACCUGAUUAGGCCCAAAGGCUGGAUUUUCCCUACCCCUGGAGUAGACAACACUGAGCCAGUGGUCUGAUUUGGUAGAAGGCAGCUUCCUAUGUUCUUGGAGUCUCCACUUAACCCAAGACUGGAAACGAUUGCUUGACAUUUAUACAGUGCUUCAGAGUGUUCAAAGCUCUUCACACAUCUUACCUUAUUAUUGUACCUGCAACAGCCCUGUACGGUUGGCCUAAGGCCACUUAAUAUGUUCACAGCAGAGGCAAAAAUCUCAACUGCGAGCUUCUUAGUUGUUUUCUUCUGUGUUCUAAUUAUGUGUGCAUAUAUAUAUAUAUAUAUAUAUAUAUGUAUGUAUAGUGUGUGUGUAUGUAUAUGUAAUUGGUUUAUAAUCAUAAGAGGCUUAUGAUUAUAAGAAGCCACUUGGCAAUUAAGUGAGAGACUGAGCAAUAAAUAAAUAAAUGCAAUUUUCGUGUUCUAUACUAUCGUUCCUUCUCUUUACUCUGACUAAUAAUGCAUGUGUAGCCAGAAUGGCAUCACCCGCCCGCCAGUGCAGGAGAGAUCAGCAAGACUAGGGAAGAACCCAGAAGUUUGCAGAUGCACAAUAAAAUAAAAUAAAUAUUAUUUGGGUGGGGGACCUAAGUGGGUAGGAGAGAGGAGCCAAAGCAGCCAGAUAAGGACUGAGGAUACUUCACGGCCUUAGAGUGCUAACUGACUGUUUGGAGAGGAAACUGAACAUGGUGGGAUUGAGUGGCUGGUACCCUGCAUGCAACAUUUUGUUGGAAGCUCCCAUUUCAAUAAUAAUAAUAAUAAUAAUAAUAAUAAUAAUAAUAACAAUAACAAUAAUAACAAUAAUAAUUUAUUAUUUAUACCCCACCCAUCUGGCUGGGCUUCCCCAGCCACUCUGGGCAGCUUCCAACAAAAUAUUAAGAUACAGUAAUGCAUCAAACAUUAAAAGCUUCCCUAAACAGGGCUGCCUUCAGAUGUCUUCUAAAAGUCUGGUCAUCGUUGUUCUCUUUGACAUCUGGUGGGAGGGUGUUCCACAGGGCGGGCGACACUACCGAGAAGGCCCUCUGCCUGGUUCCCUGUAACUUGGCUUCUCGCAGUGAGGGAACCGCCAGAAGGCCCUCGGUGCUGGACCUCAGUGUCCAGGUAGAACGAUGGGGAUGGAGACACUCCUUCAGAUAUACUGGACCGAGGCCGUUUACUGUGCUGCACUCUACUGUACCACUAAACAACGUCAGCGCAUUCAGCUUUUCUUCUGCGUAAAUUGUUGGACCGUGGCAAAAUGUUUCUUCGAAAGGCAGCCCAGAGUAUUUGGUGUGUGCAUUUUCAAAAAAUUAAGCUGUUGUUGAAAUUCUCUUGCUACAGAGACCGGAAACCUCUCUCUCCUGAAGUGCAGAUUUAGCAACCUUUGGAGGUUUAACUGCCUUUGUUUCACUGUUUAGAAACCCCAUGAAGCAAUUAAUGGUUUCACGGGGAGCUUGUCUGGUAUUUCUAAUCUUUACAACCCUGCUGGCUCAAAUAUGACAUAAUUCCAUAAAUGCUUUAAGAACACAAGGCUGAUAGCUGACGGUUCACUUAUCUCCUCAAGUUCCCUUUUUGCAUGGAAUGCUUUUGGGGUUGCUGUGCCCCAGGUAAUGAUUGAUCUCCUUUAGGCAUCACGCACGUGCGCACACACUGAGAUCGUCCGUGGAGAGGUUGAGUGUGGACCUUAGCAUCCACAUACAGUGGUACCUCGGGUUACAUACGCUUCAGGUUACAUAAGCUUCAGGUUACAGACUCCGCUAACCCAGAAAUAGUGCUUCAGGUUAAGAACUUUGCUUCAGGAUGAGAACAGAAAUUGUGCUCCAGCGGCGUGGCGGCAGCAGGAGGCCCCAUUAGCUAAAGUGGUGCUUCAGGUUAAGAACAGUUUCAGGUUAAGUACAGACCUCCGGAACGAAUUAAGUACUUAACCUGAGGUACCACUGUAUUCCCUCCUUUGCUUUCCCCCUGCACCACUGCUCUCCCAGCAGGGGGAAGCGAAUGACCAAACAGGAUAUUUCAUGGUUCUUUGAAUAUUGGAUCUCCUCUGAUCCUCCACAGGGGGUGGGGAGUCUGGCAUGGUGGUGGUGGGGGGAUAACAUUUGAACAGGUUUUAACCGGAACUGUAAAAAGAAUGGCCUAGCUAUUUAAUAAAAUUCUGCUUUGCCCUUUGCCCCAAAUAAUUUAUUUGUAACCUCCCAGUUCUGUUGACAAAAGGCUCUUUUUUGAAGGAGGCUCACGAAAAGAUGACCUUAUAAGCAAAGUGGGAGGGGGAGAACAAAGUGAAACAACAAAAUAGAUAUUCGAUAAAAAAAUAAUAUUUGCAUUGCUGAGCUAUGUUGCUCUAUAUAUGGCCCUGAGAUAGCAGCACACUCAUUAAAAAAACCCUCUGCAUAUCUCGAAAAGCUUUGAUAGUCUGGCAUCAGCUGAAGUUGGCCUAAUAAUAGAUAGCACCUUAACUGUUUGUUUCACUGUGUGAUUUCCAACCCCCCAAUGCAAAGCUGUGUUUCAAAAGUCUUUUCUCGUGCUUUCGGUAGUAUGGUAAAAUGAAUAAUUCUAAUGGGAGCACUAGAAGGAGGAAGACUUGGGAUGAAAUAUUGAAGUGGAGUCAGACCCUUCAGCCCACCUCAUCUUGUUCUGUGUACCCCAGCCGUAUCCAACCUGGUGCCCUCCAGAUGUUUUUGGACUACUAUUCCCAGCAGUCCUGCCAGGCGUGGCCAUUGAUCAGGGAUGAUUGGGGUUCAUUAUCCAGACUAUUGGUCCAUCUAACUUAGUACUGUCUGCACUAACUGGUAGCAGCUCUGCUGGGAUUCAGGAAGGAAUCUCUCCCAGUCGUAUCUGGAGAUGCUGGGGAUUGAACCUGUGGCCUUCUGCAUGCAAAGCAGAUGCUCUGCCAACUGAACUAUGGCCUUUCCCAUGCCAUUUUUAAACUGGAUUGAACCCGCGGUCUUCUGUGUGCCAAGCAUGUGCUCUGCCACUGAACUCCAGCCCCCUCUCCCUACAGAGUAUUUUCUGCCUCUGUCUAUUAAACCUAACACUCCUUCAGUUCCUUUACGUAUGACCUUCAGGCGAUUUUGUUCCAGUUACAGCCAAGAAAAACACUUUUUUUGUGACUUGCACAUGUGGGGUAUGGAAAAGACUGGAGCAUUAACUGGAAGAGCCUUAUUAAAACCAGCUCUGUUUAUAUCAAUCUGGAAUGGAGCUGCAAACGAAGGAAGAAAUAUAUUUAUAUGGGGUUUUAUCCAGUGCUAGUUCUACUCCAGGGUAGGACUGAACUACUUCAGGUUCAUUCAUUUGUUAACUGACACAGAACUAAAACACUGCAUUUGGUGGUGGCAAUACUAUUUGGAUUUGGAUUUGAUAUCCCACUUUAUCACUACCUGAAGGAGUCUCAAAGCGGCUAACAUUCUCCUUUCCCUUCCUCCCCCACAACAAACACUCUGUGAGGUGAGUGAGGCUGAGAGACUUCAGAGAAGUGUGACUAGCCUGUUGCGGUAAAAUCUGGGUGCGAGGCUGCUCUGCCACCCAGCUCGUCGGACUAAGUCCCUGCGGAGGAAAAUGAGCUCAGCCGGAGACAGGAGCAAGCUGCAGAAGAUCCAAGUUUAUUGCGCAACAGGUUCAAGGCGAGAUUGAACAGCGAGAAAGGGGUGACAUGAACUUUUAAAACUUCCCUCCAUGUCCCAGAAUACAGCAGCUGCAUGUGGAGGAGCGGGGACGCGAACCCAGCUCCCCAGAUUACGAGUCUAUCGCUCUUAACCACUACACCACACUGGCUCACAUUAUUUUAACAUUAUUUUUUUAAGCUGCUGGUUGGAUACGUUUCUGGGCUGCUACCCUUGAUACUGGUGGUUCCUGUGAUGGAAUGCUUCUACAUUUUAAAGAAUUCCUUGCAUAUAGAACAUUAGCAUGUUAGAAAUACUUUCCCCUGACACACUAGUUUUCUGUCUGCAGGGGAUGCUUUUGUACGGAAGAGUGUUCCAUCACAGAAGCUCCUGUCUGAAAUGGUAUAGACACAGGCUUUCUGUCUCAGGGAAAAAUAAAUAUUAGUUGGAAAAGGGGAACUUGGAUGGGCUUGCUCCUAACUGGACUCUUUCUGCCCUUCUGAUCAUUUCUAACAAGUUGCAAAAUGAGGCAUACAUUUCUUCUUUCUCCCCUUCCUCUCGAAUUCUUCCUAAAUGUUUACGUAUGGGCAAAAUUCAAUUGUACCUCUAAGGGCGUUCCAGAGCUUCAGUUCCUUUUAGGGACUUUUAGGUCCCUUAGGACUUCCCUGGGGAUGAGCAGUAGCUCAGUGAAUAGCACACAUGCAUUGCAUGCAAAAUGUCCCAGGUUUAAUAGCCGACACCUCAAGGUCGGGCUGGGAGUGUCCAGUGUCUGAGACAUUGCCAGUUAGUGUAGACAGUCCUGAGACAGAUGGACCAAUUUUAUUUAUUUUUUAAAAAUUAUAUAUUGUUUGGUUGAAGGAAGCUUCUAAGCAGUUUAUAAGAAACAUAAAAUAAAAUGUUAAAAUUGUUGAUUUAAAAACGGGUAUUUAAAAAUAUCCAAAACACGAUUAAAGUCAACCGUAAAGAAAUAAACCACAUUUAACUUCUAUAUGUCUGGAUGCACUUGCCUAAACAGAAAUGUUUUAAGCACGCACCAAAAAGAGUACAUUAGAGGUUCCUGGUUGAUGUCAACAGGCAGGGAGUUCCAAAGUCCAAAGCCACAAGAAAAGAUUGAUUUCUUACUACUGUGGAAUGAGUAUUAUGUGGCACCUGCUCUUCUUUUCAUAUGUGAGCAGCUGAUAUGACUGUGCGUCUUAGAUACUUUAAAUUUUCAAAUGAAAUUCUGCAGUGUGUGCAGAUUAGGCAGGUGAGGAUUUUUUUUUUUUAAUCUUGCAUAAUUUAUAAGGCCUUUUUUUAUUAUUGAGAACAAAAAAUACGUAAUAAAAACAAAUAAUAAACCAAUAACCCCGCUCCCAUUUCUCUGGAAUAUACGCCCAGCCGAAUGCUGCUGCUCAUUACUUGUGCUCACCUAUUAAUAAAAAGUACAAACUUAAAAAUGUUUGCAUCCUUAUCUGGUAACACAGAAUCAAGUUUGCCUGUAUGCACCUGUAUAAAUGCUAACAUCUGAGCCUCUGUUUGGAGUAAAUGAGCAAGACUGCCCAUCGGUUUUAGUAUUCUCGUUGACUAGCUUAAUUGAUUGAUUGAUUGAUUGUUUUUAAUCAGUGGCAUGUACUUGCAUUUCUUGUAUUUUAUGUAGUAAUAGGAAACUAUCCUGGGAUGAGUUGACGAGAUGAAAGGCAGUCUACAAAAUUAAAAUAAUAAUAAUAAUCCCUCUGGGCUUUGAGAUUUAAGCAGGCACCACCCUUUCAGACAUGCCUUCGCAGCCCUGAGGACUAGGAAGUCUGGACAGACGAAAGAAAGUACAUUACGAGGUGCAUAGUUAAAACAAUGGAAUUUGUUCCCCCCAAAAUGUAGUGAAGGUAACCAACUUGGAUGGAUUAGACAAACGUGUGGAGAAUAAGGCUAUCUGAUGGCUACUAGCUAUGAUGGUUAUAUUUCACCUCUGCUGUCAGAGGCUCUGAAUACCAGUUACUGGGAGUCACAAGUAGGCAGUGACUGUUGCACUCAUGUUCUGCUUGCAGCCAACCCCAAGGCAGGCAUGUCCAAAGUCCGUUUUGGUUUAAUCCGGCCCCUGCAGCAGUUUAUUUCCUGGGGUAAUAUCCUUAAAAAACCUCAGCAAUUUAAAAUCCUAAAAAAGGUGCAACAACUUUGGUUGGCCCUUUGGUUGGCCCUCACAGCCCUUCCCUUCAUCAAAUCUGGUGGCCCUCUUUGAAAAAAGUUUGGACACCACUGAGCUAAGGCAUCUGGUUGGCCACUAUGAGAACAGAAAAACUUGACUAGGUAGAUUGCAGCUCCUUCCAUGCGGAAGGCUGAUUUAGGACUUAGGAAACUGCCUUUGGCUGAGUCAGACCAUUGGUUCACAUAGUUUGGGGUUACCUCUGAAUAUGUGGUGCAGGAAGAACUAGAUGCUGUGCUCAUGCCUUCCUUGUGGGCUUCUCCCAGGCAUUUGGUUGGCCAUGCUGAGAACAGGAUGCUGGACUUGAUGGGCUUUCUCAGCCUGAUCCAACAGGACUCUUCUUAUGCCCUUGUGCAUCUUCUUAAGCUGCACUUAUAUGGAAGACAAGUUUCCCUGGCCUCUGAAUUCUGCACCCCACCCCUGUUGCAAUCUCUGGGAUUUCGGCUCGCCUGUGAAAUCACAGCCAUAUAGGCAGCCCUGGAAAUCCAUUGGCUUUGGAACAGGAACAGUACAGAUGGCUGUCUGAAUGAAAAGUCAUGCUUGGCCUUGUGCCGAAAUGCUUGGAAGUCAGAGAUAGAGACCACAGAAUGAGCAAUAAGUUGGAUUCUUAAUAGGUAACGUCAGCGACUAGAAAAUCUCCUGCAAGAAGCAAGUCAGUCUCAAAUUUUGGUUAUUUUUAAUUUUCUCUCUCGUUAUUUUUGGAUCUUUGUACUAAAGCUUUCCUGGCAGCUUUGCCCAGUGCUUCAGUUGUCACUCUUCUCUGGUGAUUAUACCCUUCCGAUGCUGUCAUCCUUACCCUAUACCUCACUUACCAAAACUGUACCCUUCCAUCUUUUCUCUUCUUUCCCCACUCUCUCUUUCACAUGAUUUAGGUUUGCUGUCCUGCUUUUAAGCCUGUAAUAGCUAUACAUCAGACCUUAUGCUUUGGCCUAAAACCACUCUGCUGAGCAACUUGUAUCCUCACUUCUCACUCACAGAUGUAUCAGUUGCAGAUUUUAAUAGCAGCAGCCUGGACCACCCUAGCUACCAAAGAAAAUACAUUUGGUGGAGUGACACCCCAGCUAUAGAAUAGCCUCCCCAGACAAGUUCACCUGGCACCUUCUAUGUGGUUCUUUUGGUACCAAACGAAGACCUUUCUAUUCCCCCAGGUUUUUAUAAAUCCUGUUUUAAACCCAGGUUGCAAGCUGUUCAUGCUGUCUUUGCUACAAACAAAGGGUGAGGGUGUUUUUUGUUUUUGUUUUUGCCUUAAGUUAUUAUGUAUGUAUUGACUUUUAAAGCUUGUCUUGCUUGCAAGUCACCCAGGGAAUAUUUUUGGAUGCAUGGAUAGAUAAAUACAUACAUAGAUAUAAUAAAUAUAGUUCCAUCCACAGGAGCCAACUCCUAGGGGCCGAGGGGUCUUCAGCCCACCCAAUGAAAUAUUGCAUGCCACUGAGUUGUACACCUCCGGGGCAUGCAAGACAGCGCCACAUGUUCACAUACUGCAGCAUGCAGGUGGAAUGGUGUCAAAACUUCCAAGUGGUGGGUCAGAUGUAGCCCUUCAAGCCUCUCUGUCUGGCCCUUGGGACUCUUCCCAUGCCCCCCUCUCCCCAGAACACACCUCUCUGCAGCCUGUGCCUUUGGACCAGGGGUGCCAACUUGGACCCCAGGCUAUGGGUGCCCAAUGGCACCUGCGACAUAACGUGACGUCACGAUGUCACGUUACAUCAGCAUGCUGCAGCGGUGCUUCUGAGGCCUAGCAGGGCCUCGGACGUGCUCUCCAAGGCCUUGUGGGGCCUCGAAGAUCAUGGCCAAGGCCUCACGAGACCUCUGACAUGACUUCCGGUAUAAACUGGAAGUCCCCCCCCCCCGAAGGCCUGGCAGGGGCUAGGACGUCACCUCGGGGGUUGUGUCAGGCCUCCAACAUGACUUGGUGGAAACUGGAAGUCACAUCAGAGCCCGCGCUGUGGGUGCCGAGCACCCACAAAUUAGUUUUGUGGGUGUCUGGGUCCCCAGGGGCCCCUAUAGUUGGUGCCUGUGCUUUGGAUGGUGAUAAUAAUCUCUUGCUAUCCUGGGCGUGAGAUGUGCGCAUGUGCAGAAACCUCUGGCUUUUGCACAGCUGGAUUGUGGCCUGCUGUACAGACGUCAAGAGUCACAGUUGUUGCUCCACUCACCCCUGUCUUGUGCUCUCACCAUCACCAAAAAAGAGGAAAUGUCCUAUAAGGGAAUGCAGCUCCUGGACUGGAAAAAAGUUCCCCACCGCUGCUCUAACUCAUGCUUGUUUCAACCAGACCCAGAACAUACGACACCCCCAUUUAUUUAUUUUUGCUCAUAUGGAAAGGGUGCAAUCUUGCCAAGCAUUCUUGCUAUGUAACAACAUUUUGUGUGGUUUGCAAUGGAGCAGUGCUCUGUGGGUUGUGUUCAAAUUAAUAGCCUUGUUUAGCUUGAAAGAUGAGCUCGUCUUCUUCUUGUAAGUGAUCACUGUGAAAGGUUUACAAAGCAGUUCUUGAUUUACAAUGUGCUUUCCAGUCUUCUUCUUCUUUUGAGGUUGAUAACACACACUAAGAAAUCAGGUUGCAUCUCUGUCAGGUACAGCAAACCCAAAGCUCUUUCUUCAGGUCCCAGGACCUGAAUCCAAAUUGCCCUGAUCUGAGAGCCAGGCCCACUCUACACAAAUCUAUUGUAAAACAGAAAAUUCCAAAAGGAUUGCAUUGAUUUUUGGCAACCCUUCGGAAGACAACAAGGACCAUGAAGCAUGGACAGAGCUGACGUUCAUACUGGUUCAGCUUUUUAGCUGUAGUCUUCUAGUUGCAAAUUAAUGGUUAACAAUUGCCCUCUAUGCAGCAAAACAUCCCGUGCAAUUGCAAAUGGCUGUUAGAACCAUAUAAGACCACCCCUAAAAGUUAACCAGAUGGAACAAAGCACCUCGACACAAGAUAAAAAUAGUUUACUACGUAAAUGGUUUGAUAAACAAUCUGCUGAUAAAUGCAAAAUCCAGUCAAGAUAGUUGUUGCAUAUUACCAGAUGGUAAAACCAAUGGUAAUAAUUUACCAUCCAUUGAUUAGCAUAAUCUGUUGGUUAUGCAGACUUCUGUUCAGUCUACAAAUAUUUCAGAGCCAGCUGCCAUUAGUCUGGACAAAUUUCUGCCCUGGUGUUAUCUGCUGCAACGCCCUGCAAUGCAGUUGCUGUUUUCACAACAUUCAAAAGAAAAGUCAAAUAGUUCUCUUUUUUUCUUCAAAAAAAAAGUCCGCCAAGAUCUUCUUCAGUUUAGACUGUCAAACCCAAUGCCCUGCAGCCAGUGGUAGAUUGGAAUUAUAUAAGAAAAGGGUGUGUUAUAGUUUUCCUCAGGCUGAAAGCAAGUCUUCACCUCUUUUUAAGGUGAACAAGUCAACUUGGAUGAGAGCUGUGUUCUUGAAUUUGCAGUGAUCUGCUCUGUGUUUCUUGGAGAUGCUGGUAUUAAUUAAAACGGUUAACCGAAGCAUCAACAUUUGUCAACCUUGGCUUCCCAAAGGAAGUAAAUUGUCACCAAUUUUACCUGCCUUUAGGAUUUCCAAGAGAAAGCCUGUUAUUAAUGGGCAUUAACAACACUGGUGGCCUACUAAUUACACUGUUCAUUAAAUAGCCUUUAAGUUAUGUGUUGUUGAGGUUUUUUUAAAAAAAGUUGCUGCAAGCAGAAACCUGGGCUCAAAAGGCUUGUUUCUACUUAAUAACAGAAAAGGGGGGGGGGGGAGAGAGCAAUUUCAACAGUGGAGAUGGGGAGUUGGAAUAGUUAGGUCAGUGGUGAGGAAAUUCCUCACCCAAUGGUGAGGAAAUCAGCCUUGGUCUGGAACCUGGGGUCCAUGGGCCAAAUUAAGUGUGGGGGAAAUCUUAAUUAAAAUAAUAAUAAUUUCAAUUAAAUGUUAAUUGUUACGUAUUGGGGGAAAAAUGAGACGCUGAACAUCCCCCUUUACCCAGCCUGAAGGCAUAGUUCAGAUCUAAAUAAUAGUAGUAAAGUUCAUAUGAGCACUGGAGAGUCCAAAAUUUGGUGAUGUCAAUACAAAGGAAGUUGUUAAAACAACCAUAUAUUAUGGGAUGUGGAAAGUACAGCUUGUCCGCUAGAGUCUUUGUUCCAGUCUACCAUAAAGAGGGUUUUCCCCCUCUCUAGCCACACAAAGUUUUUGCAUCAGUUUCUCAGAAAGCACUGUACCCCCAAAUUACAUUAUACCAUCUUUUGUACAUUUAAAAAACCAUUUGCUUCUUUCCAUUUUCUAGCUAUCAGUAUUCCUGCUGCCAUUAACGAGUAACCAAUUAAACGUUUAUAAAAUAACCUUUGGUUGCCUGCACUGAGACAGGGUUUGUAAGGCCAUAUUCCCUAAACACCUGCUCUCUUGCUCCACAUAUACAUGGCAUAAGCUGAGAAUCAGCACCAGCUUUAGUGCUGGUGGAAAUGGACUAUGCUAACCGAUAGUCCAAAGACAGAUAGGGUUACAGGAGGGAGAUUGUGGGGCGGGGGAGACCUUCUCUGUCUUCAGAGACUGAUUUUGACUGAGUUCUUGUGUUGUCAAGAAGACCUAAUAAUAAUAAUAAUAAUAAUAAUAAUAAUAAUAAUAAUAAUAAUAAUUUAUUAUUAUUUGUACCCCACCCAUCUGGCUGGGCUUCCCCAGCCACUCUGGGCAGCUUCCAAAAAAAAUAUUAAAAUACUGUAAUACAUCAAACAUUAAAAGCUUCCCUAAACAGGGCUGCCUUCAGAUGUCUUCUAAAAGUCUGGUAGUUGUUGUUCUCUUUGACAUCUGGUGGGAGGGCGUUCCACAGGGAGGGCGCCACUACCAAGAAGGCCCUCUGCCUGGUUCACUGUAACUUGGCUUCUUGCAGUGAGGGAACCACCAGAAGGCCCUUGGAGUUGGACCUCAGUGUCCGGGUUGAAUGAUGGGGGUGGAGACACUCCUUCAGGUAUACAGGACCGAGGCCGUUUAGGGCUUUAAAGGUCAGCACCAACACUUUGAAUUGUGCUUGGAAACAUACUGGGACCUUGUUUGCUUUUGCCUCUCCCCCAGUAUCUUUCUAUUGUAUUUAUUUGUUUAUCCUUUCCAAUAUUUAUAGGACACUUUUUGCUACAGUUUACACAACAUUCAGUCAAGCAACUCAUCAAGCAAACAAAUGCUGUGUUUUAAACAAAACAAAACCCACAGGGGCCCCCCAAAAUCCCGUAAGUUUCAUAAAUAGGCAAAAUAAGACUUCCAAUGCCAGAUGAAAUAGAAAGGUCUUUUUCAAAGACCUGAAGUUUGACAGGGAGGUGGGCCUUUCUGGGGAGUUUUACACAGUGGGGUUUCCACAGGGUUGGGCUCACAAGACUGAAUGUCUGGCUCCUGAGGGAUUUGAGGCAUGCAUCUGAGCCAUGAGGGACUGCAAACAGAGACACACACCCCAGAGAUCUUUGUGAUCAGGUAGGGUUUAUAAGGUAUCAGAUGGUCCUUAAGGGUAUCAUGGACCCAGGUUGUUAAGGGCCUUACAAAUAAAUACAAGAAACUUGAAUCUGGCAUGGCAGUGUAUGGGCAGCCAUUGCAAACUUUUAAGCACCAGAAUUGAGACUUAACUGUGUGCUUGUGUUCUUCUGGGAAACCUUGCCGUUUUUGUGUCUGACUCAUGAUGAAGUAGCUUUGUAUGUUCUUUCACCUUUCUCACUUGGUCCUGAGGGUGAGGAUUUUCCUCAGCAGGAUGUGAGUCAUACUCUUCACCUUCUUCUUCCGGACUUAAAAAUCGUAGCCAGCAGGGCUGUGGUGGUAGAUAAUCACACUUUUCUUCUUUGCAAUUUUCUCAUCACGUAGAGCAUGCUUCUUGCCCUUGCUGCAACUUUUCUGUGUGCAGUCUCAAAAGAGAAGGGACUGGGGCAUGCAGAAUGCUCAUACGAGGAAGAAACUGUUUAGUGCAGGUCUUGAAAGCAAAACAGCAAUGAAGAAAAGCAAUUGCUAUAAAUGACAGCAAAUUGGCCGUAGAUCAUCCAAAGCUUAGCUGAUUCACUUGAUCUGAGAAACAUGGUUUUAUGUGUUCUGUUAGCAGAACAUUGAAGGGAACCCCUUUCAAAGCUUGACUUGUCUGCCAAGGACCCAACACCCCUACCGUCACCACACAUGAGCCAUGCACUGUGGAGGCUUCCUAGUGAAGCCACAUAACCCCAGGGUUCUUGUGGGAGCACUGGCUCAGGUGUGUUGGGCCUCCUCAUUAUCUCACAUGACUUGGAGAGUCCAUCCUAGGCUCAGGGAUGGAGAAGCUGUGGUCCUCCAGGUGUUGUUGGACUUCAACUCCCAUCAUCACUGGCCACUGGCCAUACUGGCUGGUGGCUGUUGGGAGUUGGAGUCCAGCAGCAACUGGAGGGCCAUAGGUGGAAAGGGGAAAUCAGUAUUUGCUGGUGGGCUAGUUGUCUUUCUGUGAAGGAGUCUGUCCUGAUUGGAAACUUUGGUGAUGAAGGGGUAUCUAGAUAGAUGAAAUAAUAAAUGCUCGGUCUCCUCUUUGAGGCAUCUUGGUAAACUUUUGAUGAAUCCCAGAGUUCCACAGAGCACAAUUUGAAAACAAUGGGAUUGGCUAGGAGACUGAGUAUUACAGAAAUAGUAAUGUUUGAAUUAUGGUGCUGGAGGAGACUCUUGAGAGUCCCAUGGACUGCAAGAAGAUCAAACCUAUCCAUUCUUAAGGAAAUCAGCCCUGAGUGCUCACUGGAAGGACAGAUCGUGAAACUGAGGCUCCAAUACUUUGGCCACCUCAUGAGAAGAGAAGACUCCCUGGAAAAGACCCUGAUGUUGGGAAAGAUGGAGGGCACAAGGAGAAGGGGAUGACAGAGGACGAGAUGGUUGGAUAGUGUUCUCGAAGCUACCAGCAUGAGUUUGACCAAACUGCAGGAGGCAGUGGAAGACAGGAGUGCCUGGCGUGCUCUGGUCCAUUGGGUCACAAAGAGUCGGACACGACUAAACGACUUAACAACAACAACAAUGUUUGAAGGCUAGCUCACUUUAGGCCCUGUGUACAAUGUCUUGAUUGCCUACAGUAACAGGCAAUAGGAAAGUUGUAGACAGCAAUAUGGUCUCUGGGAUCAAUGGGAAAGGAUAGAGAGAUCAUUCUCUUCUGUUACAAUGGAAAUGCCACCUUUAAUCUCUGAAUCCCUUCCCUUAGUUGUUGGAAGAGAGUCUUAAUUGGCUGUCAUGCAGCUUGACUCCCAUUGCCAGCCUUCUUCUUGCAGAACCGUGAUAAGCUUUUGCAGUGUACUGUAUUUGUGUUUCUCGGAACACAGUUUGCAAACUACUGGUAUAAAGGCUUACAAAAGACUAGUGUUGUUCGUCUCUGGCCUAACGUCUGAGAUGGAUUGAAAAAGAGCCCAUUUUGCAAGAAAUCAAGAAGUGGUUGUCUAUAAACAGCUGUUCCUUUUGUACCAGGCACCGUGCUGUUUGGAGAUGUUGGAGGUUAAAAUCAUUGUGGCGAAAAUUGUAUAAAUGUGUGAAAUGGCCACAACACACGCCCCACUCAGUUUCCAUCCAAGUAGCUUGAAUAAUACUUAGAUGUUCUACUUGCCCAUCGUGUGUUAGAUGCAAUCACGACACAGCUUGUAAAUAGCCACUUGCCUGUAGCAAGUAAGGUGAGCAAAUAGCAUUUUUCUUUGUAAACUGGUUGAGAAUGAGUUCCUCUACCUGUCCCCAUUUCACAGAUUGCUGAAGUGCCACAGAUAGCUUCCAUACAGUAUAGGAAGCUGCCUUAUACUGAGUCACACCGUUGGUCCAUCUAGCUCAGUAUUACAGUGGUACCUCUGGUUACGUACUUAAUUCGUUCCGGAGGUCCGUUCUUAACCUGAAACUGUUCUUAACCUGAAGCACCACUUCAGUGAAUGGGGCCUCCCACUGCUGCCGUGCCGCCUGAGCACGAUUUCUGUUCUCAUCCUGAAGCAAAGUUCUUAACCCGAGGUACUAUUUCUGGGUUAGUGGAGUCUGUAACCUGAAGCGUAUGUAACCUGAAGCGUAUAUAACCCGAGGUACCACUGUAUCUGAGAACAUAAGGGGAGUCCUGCUAGACCAAACUCAAAGCCUAUCUGCUCCAGCAUCCUCUUUUCCACAUUUCACUAUUGGGGCAAAUAUUCUGCCAAGUAACUUUAACUUAACACAAUGUUAGAUAUAACCCUUAGUCUGUAAGGUGUGAGUUAAGGUCACUUUGCUUAGAAAUGCAGAUCACGAAAAAUUCUCAUCCAUCCAUAAUGCUGUCUCUAAUACCCUGUGAAUUUGCAUAAUCUUAUACCCCAUAUUUUUUUCUAAUCCCAUCUUUUCUCAAUUGAUAACCAACAUCUUAUCCUUCUGGUAGUGAAUUGUAUCAUUUUAACGAUGCUUCCUUUUCUGUCUGUCCUGAAUUUUCUACAAUUCAUCAUCAUUGGAUAACUGGAUUCUAGUAAUAUAAGAGAGUGAGAAGAACCUUUUUGUAUCCACUUUCUCCACACAGUUUGGAUUUUAUACACUUUACUCGCCUUUUGGGACGCAGGUGGCGUUGUGGGUUAAACCACAGAGCCUAGGACUUGCCCAUCAGAAGGUCGGCAGUUCGAAUCCCUGCGAUGGGGUCAGCUCCCGUUGCUCGGUCCCUGCUCCUGCCAACCUAGCAGUUCGAAAGCACAUCAAAGUGCAAGUAGAUAAAUAGGUACCGCUCCGGCGGGAAGGUAAACGGCGUUUCCGUGUGCUACUCUGAUUCGCCAGAAGUGGCUUAGUCAUGCUGGCCACAUGACCUGGAAGCUGUACGCCGGCUCCCUUGGCCAAUAAAGCGAGAUGAGCGCCGCAACCCCAGAGUCAGCCACAACUGGACCUAAUGGUCAGGGGUCCCUUUACCUUUACUCGCCUUUUAUCUAAACGAAAAUGCCCCUUUCUCAAAGGGGAGUUGGUGCUGACCCCAUAUCGUUUGAGCUUGGAUUGCCCUGGUCCAACAUCCUAAGCACUGUAGCAUUCUGGUUUGCACUGGUAUGCAUUGCUAGUGAGACUAUUAAAAAUGCACGCAGAUCCUUUUGACUUAUGCAUGUCUUUUUGACCUUUUUGCAAGAUAGCAGUAACAACUUAAUUUGGAAUCCUGAAGGGAAAGGAGCUGAAUUUCUUUUUUUAUUGUUAGGAUCUCUUUGCAUAUGGCACAUUUAAUUUCCUUGCUCCAGACAGUGUCUGCUGCCAAAGGGAUUAAGCGAAAUGCUCAUAACCCUGCUUGCUCAUGGUACAAAUGCAUGGGGUGCCCUUGUGUCUGGAAUGGAUGGAGAAAAUUGCUCUGCGGUUAAGCAGUUUAAAAAAGAAAUGCAGACCUGUAUGAAGUCUCCCCACCCCCCUUUGUAGCAGUCCAGUUUUCUUCCUUCCAUCCUUGCGCUUUGGUGGUUUUCUAUGAUUGUGUGAACCUGCCCCACAGGUGGUCUUUGUCCACCUGUAUUUGCUUUCAUUCAGGCUUGGUUGGAUCCCAUCAUCUCUCCUCCUAAAACUUUUUAUCUCCAGGGGCCUCAUUCAAAUGCUCAGUUGUAUAUACCUCCAUCUGUCAUCAAUCCCCUUCCCAACCUACACAGGACAAACAGGUUAAUCUUUGCACAGAAGAACAAACAGAACAUAAACCUACCAUAAAAAUGGCUUCGGCAAAGGAACCUUGUGAAGGAGAUUGCUGCAUUAAGUUGAUAACAAGUUAUAUUCCGCUUGCUUAGGACUCAAUUGCUGCCAAUUUCUCACUCAAAUAGCAUAGCAAAGUUAGGAGGACUGUGGUAUCACCAAUCCCUUCUGUUGUGCUUUAACUUAGUGGGCUAGUGACCCUGGGCCCUCAGCCUAAUUUUGUGUGGCCCUCUGCAAGUGAUAAAUUUAGACCUGUGCUGUGUGGCAGUGGAGGGAAGCUGAAAAGACCAGAGAUGGGAAGGAAAGCACUUGGUGGGUGUUGGUGAAUGGGGUGGUGCAGAGAAAGAUCUAUGCCUUACCACAGGACUCUGAAUUCCACCCCUUUGGGGGCCACACUGUGUUCCACAUUGCGAGAAGUGAGGUUACAGGGAACCAGACAGAGGGCCUUCUCGGUAGUGGCGCCCGCCCUGUGGAACACCCUCCCUUCAGAUGUGAAGGAAAUAAGCAGCUAUCUUCUCUUUAAAAGACAUCUGAAGGCAGCCCUGUUUAGGGAAGUUUUUAAUAUUUAAUGCUGUAUUGUUUUUAACACUUGAUUGGAAGCUGCCCAGAGUGGCUGGGGAAACUCAGCCAGAUGGGCGGGGUAUAAAUAAAUUCUUAUUAUUAUUAUGAUUCCACCAUCACUGAUUUUGUCUAACAUCAGAUGUGGCCCCCAACUAAUUUUUCAAAUCAUUCAGUGGUCCUUCAUAGGAAAAAGGUUCUCCAUCCCUGCUAAGUUUCCCAGCAUUGGACAGAAUUGCCAUAUCCUUUUGGUCCCACAAUUUAUAUCCCCCCCUUCUGCCCCCUUUUCGUGUGUGUAUGCCAACUUCCUGCAUUUGAGGCGGACUUUUGUACACAAGAGCCAACUUUUAUUCUUACUGCUAGGUGGGAAAUAAGCAUCUUUUCCACAAUGUUGGAUGGUUUUUCCAGAGACGAAAGGAAGGCUGCAAUCCUAUGCAUCCUUUUUUUGGCGGGAGUGGGAGAGAAGGUCCCACUGAAUAAAGUAAGGCUUCUUUCCAGGUGAAGAUGCAGAGGAUUGGGCUGUUAAUCUUCCAGUUCUGUCAGUCUUCCAGUUCUGUCCCUUUCUCUGAACGUUUUGGGAUGGAAGUCUAGACGAAGAAGGUGAAGGAUUUCCCUCUGAACACAAGAAGCUGGAAACAUUUCAGUGGGAGAGGUGGAUGCUUCAAUACUGUAGCAAGUUGGCAGCUUUUCCAAAGCAGUUGCGAAUUUUAAUUCUUCCGAAGUGAAAGCUUUACAUGGGUGUAACUCUUUAAACUUAUUGGAAGCCAAACCUCUCAUUUCCCGAUGAUAAAACAAAGGAGAGAAGUCUCUAUAUUUCAUUUCUUCUUUCGUGGGAGACGGGGAUUCUGUCAAAAUAGCCAACUUCAUGGGUAAACAAAACAGAGACUGUUGGGUUUUCGGUCUUCUUAGAAGUGAAAUGGUUGAAAUUCUUCAAACGUUCAAGCCUGACAAGUCACCUUGGUGAAAAUUGGGCAGUGACUUGCUUUGCCAGCUGUGAAGUGGCAAUUCUUGGUAACCAUCGUGACUAAAAAACAAAAAAACUUAUCUACGGUCUAAGACUCACUUUUUGCUUAACACUAUCCUUUUGUUCUUGGUUUAAGUACAGGGCCAAGCCACAGAGGUUGAUUGUGUAUGUCUCUUCAGAGAAAACAACCCUGUGAAUUAAUACAUAUGGAAAAGUUACAUUGCAGUGAGCUGUCCUGGGUAACCUUUGCCGAAGCAAUGCCAGCAGUGGGGAUCUUGUAAUCUUCGAGUUGGGCAGAGAAGUGGAGAGUCUUCUGCAUAAGGACUGUUAGCUUGUGUUGGAUUUGCAGAGAUAUUGCGUUGGAUUUGCAGAGAUCCACAUGUUUGGUUCACCUUGGUAGCCAGCCAUUAUUUGUGGUUGCCUCUGCCUCCUCCCUUCUCAGGUCCUGUUGAGCAUGCAGAUGACUUGGGAAAUAAGCAUUUUCUGUGUGCUCCUUGGCUAAGCAUUUAGGAACACUGAAUACACAAGGUGCUUCGGUUUCUAGAGAAUAGUGUGCAGUUCUGUUACAUACAAGGAAAACUUCAAGGGAAACACAAAUAAGUCACUCCAGAAGAUGACAUUGGAGCACUCCAAAUCCUUUUCCGAGGGACGUGCUCAGAAAUUAGUAGAUAUAGCUGAAAGGCUGCACAUGGAGAUCUGCAGUGAUCAUUCAGUGCACAUGCGUAUAAUCUUAGAAAGUUGUAUGAUCUUAGAAGGGGUGUUGCUGUGACUGUCAUGAAGGGAUACUGUAGUUCUGAAUUUACUACAACAUUAGUGCAGAUGGAGAGAGCUUGACAAUACACACACACACACACACACACACACACACACGUACCUUGGUUCCCAAAUGCAAUCCGUUCUGGAAGUCUGUUUGACUUCCAAAACAUUCACAAACCAAGGAGUGGCUUCUGAUUGGCUGAUUGGCCCCGGAAACAAUGCUGACAGCUGGAACAGACGUUCGGCUUCCAAAAAACGUUCGCAAACCCGGAACACUUACUUCCAGGUUUGCGGCGUUUGGGAGACAAGCCGUUCAGGUGCCAAUCCGUUCGGUACCAAGGUACCGCUGUAUGCUUUUUAAAGGUCAUGUUAAUGAAGAACUAUUGUGCUUCGCGGAAAUGCAAAUUUAGCUGACAUAUCUGUCUAGAAAUAUGUGUUGCUGUGUGUGUUCUCCCCUCCCCGCCCCCCAAUAACCCACAGCAUAUGGACCAAACCAGAACUAGUCGGCUCCUCCUAUCAUUGGCUCUGGUUCUGCCACUCAUUUGCUUUGGCUACAUCAACAGUUGGCCCCUCUGCCUGCUGCCCUACCAGGCCAAAUGGGCCCCAGCCUCUGCUGAAUGGGACUCACUCCUUCUAUAAAGGGACCUUCAAAUGUACCACUUAACCUCUCCCUACUCUGCCAAAAGCGGCAUUCCAGCUCCUGCUGUACAGAAAACCUGUGUCAGGGAAAUAUAUAUAUAUAUUUCCUCUUGGCUUAUAUAGAGCGAUUUUAAUGUCUUGAAGAAAGGAAAAAUUAAGCUGCCAGCUGUUUCCUUGUGCAAAUGGGUUAUUCUAGUCCCCGAGUGCACGUCUCGCUUCCCUGGUCUUAUUCUGGUCUGUGAAUCACCAGCAGGCAGAGUGGUAAUUUUGGAAGACCAGCAGACACAGCAAACUGCCACUUUGGCUUUGGGGACUUGCCCGCAGCCCAGCUGUAUGUGAAAAGGAUGAAUUAAAGACAGGAAUAGAAGUAAAGUGCUUCUUCCCCUUCCCCCAACCCAGAAAAAAACAUAUAAUCUUCCAUAUUGCCGACUUCGGCUGCUUUGAAGAAGUUGGGGGGUGGGGGAGAGCAAUAGAGAUUGCUUGGGUAUGUAAAAGGUAAACAUUAAGAAACCCUCAAGCUUUUAAUGGUUUGUCCAGUAAUAGAAAUAAAUGAUGAGUCUAAAAGCCACAAGUGGCUUAGUACAGAAUAUAUGCGUAAAUCUUUGACUGUUUGGAACGAAGUGGAUGGGCAAAAUCUUGCAGAAUGUCACAAGUUAUUCCUAGUGCCUGCAUCAUUGCCCCUACCCAUCAUCAUCGGAUGUGGUGGAGCUGGAGCUCCUGCUUUAGAUGCUCUCAAAUGGAAAGGAGUAGUGUUGUUAUUGUUCAAGCAGUACCUUGUUGGAGUUGGAGUGUGAGCUAAAAGCCAAGACACUGGCUAUAAGCCUUGCACUGGGCUAUGCACUGCCUCUACGGUUUGAACCAGUAAUGCUUCUGGAUAGCAUUUGCUGGGAACCACAGGAGGGAGAAGUGCUCUUGUGCUCAGGUCCUGCUUGUGGGUUUCCCACCAGUGGCUGGGUGGCUACUAUGAGAACAGGACGCGAUGGGCCACUGGUCUGGUCCCGUAGCCUCUUUCUACAUUUUUAGAAUGGCUUAGCCUUUCCUUCUUCUUUAAAUCUCAGUGCUGCAAAAGCAGACAGCAGUCGCUCAAAAGGACACUGGGCCACCAACUGGAGAGGUAAUUCCUUAACAGUUCUCAGCACCUUUAACAGCACCCCAUGAUUCUUUGGGGGAACCCAUGGUGGUUUUAACUAGUAUAAUAGCACUUAAAUGUAUGGUGUUAAUGUAGUCCGGUGUCUCCCAAACGUGGGUCACCAGCUGUUUUUGGACUACAACUCCCAUCAUCCCUUGAUAGCAGGACCAAUGGUCAGGGAUGAUGGGAAUUGUAGUUCAAAAACAGCUGGAGACCCAAGUUUGGGAAACACUGAAGGAGCCAAUAUUGGGGUGUCAUAGGCCUGAUGUAGACUCUUCAUUAUGAAGGAGGCCUUUGGGGGAAAUUCCAGUCAAGAGUUCUAAGGUGGUGGGAGCCACUGAACUUUUCCAUUCUCCUAAUCCUGGGAAGUGUCCAAUCUUUGACCUUUGUGGGGCUGCAGGAGCUUUCUUCCUUCUGUCCCCAUCCAGGAAGCAUGUUUCCUGAAUGAGUUGUCCCCAAGUAAGAUAUGAGAGUAUCUUUUGCCCUCAAGGAACAUAAUUUUGAAACAUGUCUGGCAGCUCUCAAAUAAGUUGCUAUUUCUGAGCACCACUCUGAGGAGGUUUUCUCUCCCUCCCUUUUUCUUGUUUUUCCUCUCUUUUUCUUGCUAAGUCAGGCCAAAUGACAUUCUGGUCAAGCACUAACUCUGCCACAAUGUCCAGUCAGAGCCAACUGGACAUUGGCAAGCAGGGCACAGAGGUCAUAGUCUUUAUCUGGUCCUUGUCAGAGCAAUGUCCUUGUGAAAUUAACUCUGUUUUUGCCCCACUGUACAAUGGAAGAUGAAGACAGGAGUGCCUGGCGUGCUCUGGUCCAUGGGGUCACGAAGAGUCGGACACGACUAAACGACUAAACAACAACAACAAUGGAAGAUGGUGCAAAUGUACUUCUAUUGUGUCAUUAGGGCUGACGACAACAACAACAACAACACCUCCACCCUGGCAGCCACAGCCUCAGUACUUGGCAGAUGCUUCCCAGCUUGAAAUAAAGGUGCCAUUAUGCUCAUCACCUGUAUAGCCACUUCUUCCAAAUUGGGUAGCCUACUGGAUGUUCUCUUUUGUCUUGCAUCCAUUUAUAAGACACAGAUUCAGUGCCCUGGCACAUGGUUUGUGGGUGUCUGUGCAGCACCCAGCAUUGUGUUGAUAUUCAAUGUUAAGCAUCCAUCCUACUGUCCUGACUCCCACCCAAAACAUGACAGAGGUUCUUACUUGUGAGUAAGACGCAGAUAGCUAUUCAGGCAAGUAACAGUGCAAGCAUAGCAGCAGGAGUCGAGGAACCAAGCAAGAAGCUCAGAACUGUUAGGACAACAGAGAUGUCCUAACAAGUUUCCACACCCUUCCUGCCAAGGAAGACUGUUUUUCCUCACGGGAAUGUCAGGUUCAUAGACACAUUGUCUCUCUGGGUGAGUCUGUGCUUAUGCUCAUGUAUGGAGGCUGUGCCCUCCCCUUCUGACACCUGAAGAGCUUCUUCUGCCUCUUGCUCAGUCGUGUCUGGCGGCUGGUCUACACCCUCCUCUGCUCCUGAAGAGGACGAAAACCUCCAUCCUUAGUUCCCACAAUUGCCCCCACCCUGUCCUUCUGAACUUAUUAAGCCAUGUCCGAUCCUGACGAGACUGGGGGGCUGAAGACUACUUUUAGAUAGAAAUCCUCAUCUUCUCUUCACUGAGGGAACCUUUCUCUGGUUUCUAAGCAGAAAACUUGUGCUAAUCAUAUUUAAAUGGGGAUACCUGACUAUGGAACAUAGAUCCCCUUCAGAAAAACAGUGCUGCUUUCAACUGUGAAUUAAUCUUCUUUCAAUUUGGAGCCCAUAUCCUAUUUCUUGGGUUAUCUAUACUAGUUUUUCCAUCAUGCAACACCCAUCAAAAUAAAUAUUUUAAAUCCUCUGAAAUCUGGAAUAGUAUGCUUUUUUCUGCUGUCUGGGCAAGAGACCGAACACAGUGACUAAGAAAGCAGCAAUCAUUUCUUUGAACCUGUUCCAGAGUUGUGUCUCCCUCAGGGUAUUAAUCUCUGCUUUGUUACUUACUGCUUACCAACUACUUACUUCAGGCCUGAUUAGUAUCUGAUUUGGACUUAAAACACUCUAUGGGUGGCUAACUUGCUUUUGCAACCAAUUUUUUUUGUGUUAGCAUGACUACAGCAUUAAUAUUUCAAGCAGAAGGAUAAGAUUUGGCGGGGUUAAAAGAAAAAAAAGGGGAGGCACUUUUAAGGUAUAGCCUCUAACCCCAAGCAGAGUGAGGUCUAAGUAUGACAGGAUCUUUUGAUUUUAGUUUCUCUCGGUUUCUAAUUUUUUCCGAUCCUAAAUUCAGUUCUUCAACAUUUCUACAUCAGUUUGCAAUUUUUUUUUUAAAAAAAGUCCUCAUGAAAAUUUAGCUGCUUUUAAAUGCAAAUUUAUCCUAAUGCACAUAUCUUUGUAUUCGUUUCCCGCUGAUAUACACAUUUUCUCCUUACACAAUGCAUGUUUGGAUGUUAUUUUCACCACAUGUGCAUUUUUAUGCCUAUGUUAACCUAGUGUAUGCAUCGUUGUACAAAUUACUUUGUGGGAGAACUGCACUUCAAAAUUCAGAGGUGCCAAACUCUGAAGAAUGGCUGUGUUUUGUUUUGGAAAGUGUGAAAUAAGUGGAUUUGCUUAAAAAUAGUGAGAAUGUAGAGGGGACCUUUUCAAAAACAUCUUUGUUUAAAUUUAUGUGUGUGUUUUUAAAGUUGUCUGAUCCCCAGGUUCUUUAAAAAUGAUGCCGUUUUUUACCAAGCCAGUAAAAAAAGUCAUUUUUUAAAAAAAAGUUUUGUAAGAUAGUUUGAGGCGAAAAACUUAUAUCUAAAUGUUUUAUUAAAAUAAACAAUCCUCUUUAGCAAAGACCCACCUACAAGUUGUAUCAGUCUAAAAAUUAUCCCUUCUCUUCUCUUAAGUUUGGGGCAACUUCAGACAUUAAAGUUACCUUCCAUUGAUCUUACUGCACUGAAUUAUCACUAUUAAUGAAGCCCAGGCUAGAUAAGGAACUCUCCAACCCCUACCUCUCUUUCAAUCUACUCUCUCUUUCAAUCUACAACUGUUGCCAUAUUGCUUUCAGAGAGGGAUAGCUGGCUAUCCCAAGGGUCAGUUUCAUUCUUAUCUGCCCUGAAUUACAGGGCUUAAUUUGUAGCCAGUGUUGAGAUCAAAUGGUGAAACUUGAGAAGAGAAACAGAUCAAUGCAAAGUAUUCUGUGGUUUGAUUUUAUUUUGCUCUUCCUGCAUUCAGGGACUUAGUUUGUAGCGUCUGAGAUCCAAUGUUGAUGGCUGCAAAGUGAGGCAAUGCGUCAGUUAUUCAAAAUUUGGCCCAUCAGGGUGGAAUAUCUUCAGGUCAUAUGAGCUUAAAUUGAGCCAGGAUGUAUCUGGGCUUAGCUCCAGAAACAGUAAUUUGUGCAAAGGCUCAGUCCUGAAUGUGUGUAGAAAUAUUAAUGCCCCAUUGAUGUUCUCUCGGAUAAGUGUGUACAGGAUUGCAGCAGGAGUGCAUGCUUUCUACAUGGACUUCCUUACUCUCUUUGUAAGUUAAAGUGUAAACCCCAUAGAUGUCCUUGUUAUAAAUUAAGCCCUGUCUGAAACUAUGUAUUAUGCAUAAUAUAGGCAGGGCUGUUUGUUACUUACGCUGGACAACUCAGGAGAUUGUAACUCAUUGAUCAGAGUUCAUGCUUCGCAUGCAAAAAGAUUCCCGGUUCAGACAUUGCUGUCUGCAGGUGGAGCUGGGGGGAAAUGGUCUGAAACCCUAGAAAGUCGCUGCCUGUCAGUGCAGACAGUAUUUAGCUGCAUGGAGGUGGUCAUUUGAGGCAUUAUAAAGCAGCUUCCUAUAUUCCAUUCACAUUACUGGUUUCACAUAUGUUGUAAAUUGAUCUUUUCUUCUUAUGUAACAUGUAACAUGCCCUUUCAGUGGGCUACUCCAAGAGCCUAUGCAGAGUCCUAUGGGUUCCUCAUUGCAGGGAGAUAACAGAGGCCAACCAGAGAAUAUUGAGAAGCAAGCAGCUAUAAGCUGAUCUUUAUUGAUCUGUUGCAACAGGUGCGCCCUCACACGCAGGAGAGGAAGGGGACCUACACAAAAAUGCUAUGCAAUGGCUUAUCAAAGACUCUUGAAGUUCCCAUCCUCCAGACUCAAGACCACCCCCAGAAACAUCAUGCAUCCAUCAGCAGAAGGGCGUGAACCAAGACCACCCCUCAGAUACAUCCCAUCGCGGACAUCACAGAAAUUUAAAGUGCUAUUUUUCCGCACAAGCAGUUCAUCUCCUGUCCAAAAAGUUACUUGAUUGGAUUAUCUGGGGAGCCUAGCCAUUCUUCUGUAGUUGCAACUUAUACGUUAGUCAUGAAGUGCAUCUAUUAAAAAUGAAUUUGCAAUGUAUGUGAAACCAGUAAUACAAAAGGAAUGUUAAGAGCUGCCUUAGAUUGCACAGGGUCAUGGGUCCAUUUUCAACAGCCUGCAUGAAAAUGCCGGCCCUAGAACUUGCUGCACAAAUAACCACUGUCUGUAAGCGAUUUCAUGCCAUCAUCAUAUGAUAGUCAUAUGCCUGCCUCUGCUCCCGUUUAUAAGCAAAGCAAUCAGCAUCCUUUAAAGGAGUUAACGGAUUUACUGGAAUUUGUACAAGAUUCUUUUUUGGUAUGCUUCAAAUUAGGUUCUGGUGCUCAUUUCUUAGGCUUCAUUAAGCUUGUGAUCUGACAAUGCUGUGGUGCUCACUGCUAGCAUUUAAAUGAGGCUUACUUUUAAUAUCCUGAUCUAUAUUUCUUAAUAUCCUGCAAAGCAUUUUUUGGGUAAUGCUAAUGCCAAACAGCCUACGAUGUAUCCAAAGGCCUCAAGCUACAUUUUUCCUCCCGAUUGACACGGCAGAUUUCAUCUUCGCUAGUCACACUUUGCAGUCGGUAUAUGUGUCCCUUUGUAGUUAGUGAUGUACAACCCAUGUUUGCAUUACAGUGGUACCUCGGGUUAAGAACUUAAUUCAUUCUGGAGGUCCAUUCUUAACCUGAAACUGUUCUUAACCUGAGGUACCAUUUUAGGGGCCUCCCGCUGCCGCACGAUUUCUGUUCUCAUCCUGAAGCAAAGUUCUUAACCCGAGGCACUAUUUCUGGGUUAGCGGAGUCUGUAACCUGAAGCAUAUGUAACCUGAAGCGUCUGUAACCUGAGGUACCACUGUACAUGUUCAGGGUUAAGAACUGACAGAAAGAAUAUUAUUAUUUAGGGCAGUGGUUCCCCAUUAGCUAAGUGCUGCAAAAGCCAAGCCAUGAACCCCCUAUUUCUGACAAUGCUGAUAUCUCUGUGGCAGUUUUCGUUAGGUGAAUGGUGCCACCAUACCUUCCAAAACGUCCCAGUGAAAAACCAGGACAUGCGUCUUCCAGGCUGUGCUCUUGCUCAAGAGCACAGCCCCCCAAAACAGGGUGUCCUGGAUGGUUGAUAGAUAUAUGCCCAGGACCUCUGGGUGGGUUCUGCGGACUCCCUGGUGUCCGCAGACCACCAAUUGGGAACCACUGAUUUUGAGCAUUUGUACCCCACUCCUCAGCCAAAAAGACUUCUGGGGUGAGUUACAUACAGUCAAUUAAACGAUGCCGUCCCUACCCACAUGCUUACAAUCUAAAACACACACACACACACACACACACACAGGCACAACACAAGAGAAGAGGACAGGGAGGGAAGAGGAAAAGAAUCAAACUCAGGCACCAAUUCUUAAGCAGUUGUUCUUAUAACAACCAGCUGGCACAGCUCAGGGGCAGGAACUACCUGACAGAGCUGGCCUUUUGGCAAAGCUGAUGCAAUGAGCCCUGCUUCCCAUCUGUCCCACUGAGGCAGUCUGAUGGAGUGACUGCCUGCAGAUGACAGCUGAGGUAGAGGAGGCCUGCUGGAGCUGGUUUUCCACAGAACUGAUGCAGCGAGUUCUGCUUCCUAUCUCAUGCCAAUGGGUAGUUCAUGUUCCCGAUGCCAGAUCCCACAGACAAGGUGGCAAAGCUGUUGGGUGAAAUAAGGCAGGGUGAGGUUGGAGGAAAGGCAGGGCAGACGUUGGCAGGACCACAGGUGACUCAAGAGUGAGCCAUGUGCUCUGACAAGGGUUGGGAACAGACUGUGGCCUUCUCCAGGCUCCACCCCCUAAUGGAGAACAUUGAGGGCUUAGAGGGCCAACCCUCUGGCCUGAAGAUGAGCACUACUUCUCCUGAUGCUCUCCUUGCACUGCUGGACUAGUGAUGUGUAGUAGGAGCCAUCUUUUUCCUCAAAUUCAGGGGAAGGCCCUUGUCUGGGCUUUUGCCCUGGUAGUCCAGGAGGUUCCUCUGGGGUUUUAUGUCUGCCAGCCUCAGUUGCUGUGGCCCCCUGAUCUCCAUCAGCCAGCUCAGAGUACAUGAACUUCAUAUCUGGCCCCUUAGGAGGUGACUUUGCAGCCUCCGACUCCAUGUCUGGAUUGCUGCUAGAUUCGGGAGUCAUAACGCAAUGUUGCUUUGGUCAUUUUUUAAUAGAAAGGUGGUAUAAGCUUUAAAAGUAACAGACAAAAUGGAUUCUGGAAUCCCCCCACUUGGGGUGAGGUAUAGCUGAGCAACAGAGCAGCUCUUCAGCAUGCACAAAGUCCCAGGUUUAGUUUCUUGCACCUCCAGUUGAAGCAGGGCUGAGGAGCUUUUUCUGCCCAUGGGCCAGAUCCUUAGCACCCUACCUUUGCCUGACCAAAUUUGACACAUGGCUGGGGCAACAUGGCGUGGCUCAUGAUAAGGCAGUUUUGUACAUUGAAUAGGUGUAGUACCCAUUUCGUGGCCAGAGUAGUCGAGCCAGGGUGAUGGAGUGGUUAGAAUUUAAGACUGGAACCUAGGAGACCAGGGUUCAAAUAAAAAAGAUGGGAUACGUAUGUGAAAAAGAAAAUUUCGCAUGUGAAGGAGAAGUGACAGACAGGGGCUUCUUGUUCAUCCUAAGACUCACUGAGAAAUUGUGUGGUGGCUAAGAGACCGAGCUAUGAAGUGCCUGCUUUGACUCUUACCUCUCUCAUGAACUCACUGGGUGGCCUUAGGGAAGCUACUCUGUUGUGUUCUCAGUCAUCCUAUGUGCAAAAUGGGUAUGGGUGGGUGUGCGUCAUAAUAUGACAAGCGCUUAGACCACUUAAAAGCUCUAUAAUGGGGAACGUCAAUGUGGUGUCCUCCAGUUGUUUUGGAUUACAGUUCCCCUCAUUUCCAGCUCUUGGUUAUGAUGGCAACUGGAGCCUAAAGGCAAAAUUUGCAGUUCUUGCUCUGUCCUCUUUUGCAUCUGUCCCUUGCACUAUACUAACGUAAAGCAUUAUUAUAUUUUCAUUUUCAUUGAAGCAAAGAGAAAUGUGUGGCUUUCUGCCUUUCCCUUUCCAAAAUGUUUGCUUUGCUUUGUUUGUUUUUUAUUUAGAACAUUGCUCAGACCUACUUUUUAGAAACAAUAACCCCAGACUUCAGGUGACUCAUCGGAGGAGAAAAGCAGGUUGUGAACAUCUGUGUUUGGUCUGGCGGGAUUUUAUUUUAUAUUGGCCCACUUUUAUUGUUCCUGUAAAGCCAGCUUGGGGAAGCGGCUGUAAGUAGAUUUACAGUCGUUAGUUGUGGUGUAUCAUGUUCAGUUACGAAGUGAAGAUAAAUUAAUAUCCAUUGCACACAGCGCAUGGCAAGUUGCCAUUUAUGACCCUCUGCAGGUUCUGGGCACCGUUAUGUAUUUAUUCUUUUAUCAGGGACCUUUUACUAAAAAGAAAAGAGAGGAAAGAUCUAGUCAGCGUCCCAACAGUUUUAACAAGCAAUCGCAACAAAAUUUUUAUGGAAAAGGCCAUAGUGCAGUAGUAGCACAUCUGCUUUGCAAACAUGAGCUUGAUGGGCCUGUGGUCUGAAGGAAUCAUGUGGGAAAGGUCCAAACUCAGUGGUAGAGAUCUACGGAUGAAGGGCAGUAUACUACCACCACUACUACUAAUAAUACCUGCUUGCAUAAAGUUCCAGGUACAAUCCACAACAACUCCAGGUAGAGAUGGGAGAGACUUCUGCCAGAAACCCUGGAGAGCAGCUGCCAGUGUUCUGGUCAUGAAUAAUGUGCAUUUCUCCAUUUUCACCCUAAACCAGGGGUUGUUCCUGUCUUUAUACCCCCUUCCCCCAAUUUUGCUUCCACACUUUUUAAAACAAGCAAUUUUUCUGUGGAGAUUUCGAAUUCCAAGCUAUCUUGAUGCCAUAUAAAAAUUACAAUUUUCACCCAUCUUCCAGUUGAAGCCGGAAACCUGCUAUGCCUUUGCAUUGUUGCUAUAAGGCCAGCCGUGCUCUGAAUGAAAGAUCUCACUGGGCAGGUGGCAGCAAAGUGUGUGACUUCUUGCAAUGCAAAGGAUGUUUCCCGGAUAAUGAGGAAGCUUGUGUGGUUUCUGUAUUGCCGUUCUCUGCUGUUGUCAGACAAUGGUUUUUUGGCAGGACUCAUGUGUGGCCCUUUAAAUGCACACCCCAGAAUGCAGCCCAGAUGCAUGUGAUUGAAUUGGUAGCGCAUGUCAAUGCUGGUAAUGGAGCACCACACAAACAAUCUCUUUUUUUAAAAAAAAAAAAUUUAUUGAUAAUUUCAAAAUUACAAGAAAAAUAAAAAAUGACAAACAACGCUACAAUACAAAAAAGAAGAAAGAAGAAGAAGACAAUAAAAAAGGAGAAAAGCACAAAAUGAGAAAACCAAUACGACAAUACAGCAAUAAAAAAGUAAAAAAGAAGAAAAAAGAGGGGGAAAAAACACAAAUCCCAAAUUGCAUAUCCAUAAUUUCCAUUUGCUUGUUUCAUUGACCUCCUCACACCUCCGUUUUUGUAUUCUAGUUUAGUAAUUAUUUCAGCAAAUUCUUUCCAUCUUUCUCAAUUUUUGUUAUAAAAUUUGUCUUAACAAUUUAACCUAGUAAUUAGCUCAACAAAUCCUUACCAUCUUUCCCCACACAAACAAUCUCCAGAAUACGAAGGCCUUGAACUAUAUCCCCAUCCCUAUCCUCAGAUAUAGACAUGGAUAUAUCUGGUUCCAAAUGUCUGGAUAUGGAAAGUUAGCUAGAUUGGUGUAAACUGUGCAAGCCUUCGGGCUACUCAGAAUUCUGUAUUAGAUCAAAUGGGAAAGCAACUCGUUUUUAGGUUGUGUAGGCACUUUAAUAGACAGAGUGUAUUGUGGUUGUACACAUCAUAGAAGGUAAAUAAAAGGUAAAGGGACCCCUGACCAUUAGGUCCAGUCGUGACCGACUCUAGGGUUGCGGCACUCAUCUGGCUUUAUUGGCCGAGGGAGCCGGCGUACAGCAUCCAGGUCAUGUGGCCAGCAUGACUAAGCCACUUCUGGCGAACCAGAGCAGCACACGGAAACACCGUUUACCUUCCCGCCGGAGCGGUACCUAUUUAUCUACUUGCACUUUGAUGUGCUUUCGAACUGCUAGGUUGGCAGGAGCAGGGACCAAGCAACGGGAGCUCACCCCGUCACGGGGAUUCGAACCACCAACCUUCUGAUCAGCAAGUCCUAGGCUCUGUGGUUUAACCCACAGCGCCACCCAAAGCAUUUUGUUGGACCCAUUUAGUUACCAUAGGCAAUAUUCAAUUUUUUAAGUUUCACAAAGCUAUUGUAUCAAACACAGUGUGGUUGUUUGGCAGCUGUGUUUAAAAGUAGGCUGACAAUUAUCAGUCAUUUGUGGCUUUUUCUGACUUCAAGUGUCUGGGUGUGUAUGUGUAAGUAAGAAAUGGGAACUUUAAAAAAAUGUAUUCUAAGUCUUUCUCCUUUUAAAUCCUGGUGCCAAAAGAUAGCUUCUAGCUUGGCACUUGGAGCAGAAGGAAGGAUCUUGCUUCUGAAAGAUGGUGUAGGGUUUAUUUCCCACCCACCCCCCAAUGCAAGGGGGAGUGGGGGUGAAAAUUCUGUUUUAGUCUAAUUAGUUUCCCAGUAAAUAUAAAUCUCACGGCUUUUCUGCUGAUUGGACGAGGGGAAAAACAUCGCUUCAUGAGGUCAUUGCGUAAUAAUGUAAAUGAAAGAUUAAACUGGAGCCCGUUCAACUUUUCCAAUUCACAGCUGGAUUUGAAAUGCCUUGGGAAUUGAGUGACCUUGGGCUUCCCUUACUGUAAAGUUUCUCUUCAGAGAGCUGGCUUCCUUCUUAGAGCUCUCUGUAGCUUCGUCAGGCUCAAGGCACCGCAAGGAAGGACAUUCUGGGACCCUUUCACAGGCACCAAGAAGAAGAAAAACAUCAGCAGCAGCACUUUAUAGCGCACAGUUAAAAGCUGUUUAUUCUGCUAGAUACAACUUAGUCCUUCCAAACACCACCAAAUUUGUGUUUGUGUAAUUGGUUGCUGCACAAAUUGGUAUGUGUGUAUAUCAUAGUCUAAAACCUUUUUCCUAUGAUAUGUAUGACAAAUCUUUCUGAACCUUGCUCUAAUCAGCUAUGUCUCCCAGUAUUUGAAACUUGUCUUCUGGUGGGUGGAAUUGGGGUUGUUGUUGUUGCUGCUGCUGCUAUUAUUGUUAUUGGUUUUCAAAUAUUAUAUUGGAGAAUCAAAGUAGAAAUACAGAGAAGUCACAGAGAACUUUAAAAUACAGAACAAAACAAGGGUUCACCAUCAUUACACUUUAAGGGGGGAUACAGAGCUGAGAGCACAUAAAUAGGGCACAUCCUACAGCUAAAUCAAGUCUGAGCAUGAAAGGAAAGGAUGCUAAAACGACAGUAAUAUAAAGGAACAUUUGUUAGAGCAUGAACACAUAUGGUUAAUAACAAAUGAAAUCGUUUUUCGCAGUAAUGUGCCAUCCAUGUAAUGGACUUGUCAUGUACGCCAGAAACGUACAUCCACCAAAUGGAUGCAAAGUCCAUUCUCUUGGCUGUUCCCCUAGUUCUUUGGAGAGAAAAUCUUAUUUAACCAGAUAUUUGAAGAAAAACAUGAGGCCUCCUUCCACCCUGAGCUAUAAUGAAAUGAGGAGCAACCUACAAGUAAAUUGCCAGAAGUUUACACACAAGAUCUGCAUUAAAAUAAUCAAAAAUAGACAAUAGGCACGACGUGAGUCCAUGGUGACGGGCAUACCACUGUAUUCAGCAAAUUGUUAUCAAUAUCAAAAUAAUAUUUAUUUGUUCAUUUCGUUCAUGAAGCCUUACUAUGGAACAUCUGAAAGGGAUUUCACAAUACAAUAAAAGCAUAUAUUAAACAGUUGCAUAUAUUAAAAAUGUCAGGAGCCAGAGUCAGGGGCAGGUCAGCCAUAAAACACCCGGUGUCAGUGAAAUUCAAAGAAACCAAAACAGUGCAGGCUAAGGGAUUACACCAACUCUUCCCAGUAGGCCUUGCCCCCAGUGAGGAAGUUGUGAUGACUGAAGGUCCCUGCCUUCCCACUGCUCUCUAAGGUUCACCCCCUGGUUCCUUCCCUGGCAUCCUAAGGCUCCUUCAUCUUGUCUCUCUUUGCUCUGCCCUCUCUAUUUCUCUGUGUGUUCUGGGAGACCAGGGAGGAAGGGAGCUGGUCCCAGCAGGAGGGAGAGAUUCCCUGGCUUCUUCGGUAGCCUGCCUGCACUCUGCCUCCUGACCCCUUUCUGCUGCCGCUUCUGAUUCUGCACUGCUCUCUGCCAAAGACUCUUCCUGCUCACGAAACCCGAUUACCUCUUCAGCUUCCAGCGUCUCCUCCCAGUCUGCUCCCUCCUCUCCCUCUGACCACUCAUUGUUGUCCCACCACCACUCCCCUGGCUCUGAGCCUUCUUUCCCCCUGGGGGUACCCUUGGGUGCCUCCCCAGCUGGUGCCUCCCACCACUCCUCUGCAGCCAGCCAGUCCAUGACAAAAUGAAAAUAAGAUCCAAUUCAAAAACCGACUGGGAUAAAAGCUACGGUACAUUGUGGCCUUACUGAUCAGCCCUCAUGCAGUCUUCCACUUUGCUCUUACCUCCCGCCACACUCGCGCCUGCUCAAAAAACCCCCACAAAUCCUAGAGCAGGUGGGGGCUGGGUUUGCCCUCACUGGCUCCCAUUGAGUUCUAUAGGGGAAAAUGAAUGGGCUGCAGUCUGGGAGGCAGCUGAGGACAGGAGGUGUUUCCAAAAACAGCUCCCCGGCACAGCUGCACACAUGGAUAUGGCUCCCAGGACAUUUUGAGAAUACUCUUUUUGUCAAAGGAACGAGUUUUAUACUGCUUGGCAAAAACUGUUCAAAGCAGGCCCUAACCUAAGUAGUUUUUACAGAUAAAACACACACACCUGCAAACAGUAUAACAUUCCCCCCCCCCUUCGCAAAUGUCUUCCGUGGAGUACGCUGGGAACCAUAUUCACCUGUGCAGUUGUGUCUUUGUGUGUGUGUCUUUGCACCAAGAGCUGCUCUUUCCUUGAGUGUCCUGGUCUUUCCAUGGGGAUGUAGGCUAGCGGUGGGAAGGGGGAGCCCUUUUGGACACUUCCUGGUUUGAAAGGAAAGCAAAUGCAGUGUGGGGGUCUAGAAGCCUCAAGCUCAGUGGCCUCAGCUACAGAUGGGAGGCUGGGGAAGUGGGUCUCAGGAAAGGCCUGGCUCUCCUUCCCAUCAAAAUUGGCGGGCCUUUUGGAUAGUAAAUAAAUAAAUCAGAGAGAGGAGCACGAAUCCACAUGCGGUAAGUUAAACCACAUGUGCUUAUUGGAUGCCUUUUUCCACAUCUGGACCUAAAGAUGACAGUAUAGUUUCUUCUUGUCAAAUUCCAUUACUACAUUGUCUCUUAUGCAAACACAAUAAAAAUGAAGAUUUUUCUCCCCUCCACCCAACUUAAGUUGCUGUGCCCCAGCAUCGCUGACUAUCUUUCUCCUUGCUCAGUAGCUUUCCCUUUAACCUACUAGCAGGCUAACCUGAAAACCAGAUAUGGUUAGCAAGACUUUUGGGUUGGCCUGUGGGGACCCAGUGGCAAAUCAAUGCCAAUUGUUUUAUUGCGAUUUAUCCCCACCCCACACACUAUAACCAACAAAAUCCAGGUGUUUGCCUGCUAGCAAAUCACACACUCUUUAUCUGGACAUGAUACAAACCUGUCGUUGCGCUUUGGCACCAGUCAUUUCCCAGGUUGCCUGGGGACUGUGAGUACCGACCCUACCUCCUGACCAAGCAAGGGAGAGAGUCGAUAUCCUCACCCCAUCACUUUUCUUUUAGGCUACCAGUGUGUCACAACUGACUCUGUACCAUAGAUACGAGCAGUUUAUAUUGUGCUUCGAAGCAAACCUUUGAAAGUUUGUAAAUGUGCUUAUCAAAAGCUGCUUUUUAGACACUGCAUUCUUUUUAGGAAGAAGGAGUUAAAAUAUGGAGCUGCAGUAUAGGGCUCCUGUUCCAGGGGUAUUCUUUGGCUGUCUGCUCAUCUCAGUAUAAACUGACUUUAUUUCCCCACCCCACCCCCAGCAGCUCUCUCCCCCCCCCCAUGCACUGAAAUGGCAAAAAAUUGAAAGCUUGCAAAAGGGGGAGGGGAUUUUGCAUUGGAAGUGAAUGUAACACAAACUUUUCAGUGAAAAGUAUUUUGAGCCUGAGCCAAAGGUUCCUACAAUGACAAUAUUCAGUUUCCAGUGAAGGGGAGAUACAUCCCAGAGAGAGAGAGGGAGAGGCGCUCUGGUGGGUUAAAAGUAAACAUUAGGCCAGUGGGUCUCAAACUGUCUCUGGCAAUCCUCAAAAGCUUAGGGGUUUCUCAAUGAGAAAGGCAUAUUGCCUACUACAAAUGCUGAGCUGAAGUAUCUCCUAGGAAGAGGUGUUGAGCUUGCUGGGUAGGCUAUGCCUCCCUCAUGGAAGAAAUUCAUGCCAUAAAUUUAAAGUGUAAUUCUGUGCAGUUUCUACUCUGAAAUAAGCCGUGCAGAGUUAAGGGAGGCCUGUAUGAAAUAGCAAUUUAAUUCAUUUCUUCUGUGGCUGUAAACUCUGAAGCCAUAAUGGUCAGCCAUAAUGCUGUUGCUGUUGCUUGGCACCAUUUUGUUCUAAUCGCCCUGCAGUAUUGCAGCAACACAAGGCAGCAAGCGGUUCGCCCCACUGCUCAGGCAAAGCGUGGCCUCUUCUUGGUCUUCUUACCCUGAAUUGCGGCACAGCAGUGGAAGAUGCGAAGUUAGUUCUGCAGAACUUCUCAGUGGCUUUUGACAGUUUUGGCCAUGGUAUCCUUUGGAGAUGGUAGUCCAAAAUGAGAGUUAUAGGCACUUGUAUUGUGCUGGUUUCAGUCGUUCCUGUAAGGCUGCUUCCGGACAGCAGCGCUAGGAGAUUAUUGUUCAACCCUAUAUUCUUUAGGUUUUAGGAUUUAGGAUUAAUACUCUCCUACAUUUCUCUGAUGAAAAUAGGGAUGAGAUGUCCUAUUCUAUUAUUAUUAUUAUUAUUAUUAUUAUUAUUCCCUGCCCACCUGACUGGGUUGUCCCAGACACUCUGAGCGGCUUCCAACAUAUAUAAGAACAUUAUUUAAUUAAACAUUAAAAAAACCUUCCUUAUCCUUUAGAUGUCUUCUAAAGGUUGUAUCAUUAUUUAUCUCCUUGGUUCUGGGAGGGGGGCGGUGUCACAUAACUCCAUACCCUCCAACAUUUCUCUGGUGAAAAUAGGGAUGUCCUAAGGAAAAGCAGGAUCUUAUGGGACCAGAAACUGGGAUGGCUUCUGUAAAUCUAAGACUGUGUCUGGAAAGUAGAGACACUGGAGGGUCUGUGCAUCACUAUUCCAUCUCACUGCCCAUGCUAUUCAGCAUCUACAUGAAACUCCUGAGAGUGGUGGUCUGGAGGAGUGGUUUAUAAAUAUGCAGAUAGAACAUAUGAAGAGCCCUUCUGGAUCAGACCAAAGACCCAUCUGCUUCAACAUCCUGUUGUAAUAGUAGCCAGCCAAAAUACCUAUGGGUUGCCUGCAAGAGGGACCUGAGUACAACAGCACUUUCUCCACUUGUGAAUCUCGGCAAGCGGUAUUCAGAGACAUACUGUCUCCAACAGUGGAGAGUGAACAUAGCCAUCAUGGAGAACAAAGCUAUCAGUGGGUACUAACCAUGAGUCCUAUGUUCUGAGGCAGAUGAAUCAUUGUGAAGUCCUUGCAUAUUCAGCCUUUGAAAACCACCCAACCUGGGAGCAAUGAGGAAUAGUUUUUCAUUGUAUCUGUGGGCUCUCUGCAACCUUCUAGGUGGAAACCUACGCUUGGUUGUGCUGAUGACCAUGAGACUCUAUUCUAAACAUGCAUAUCGGAGAAGUGGGUUCCAGCAAAUGUGUAGGGCUGGAAAAUGCAUUGUGCUAGGAGGGAGAGAGGGUCAUCCAAAAGUUUGUGGUGUGGAGGUGGAAGGCAUUCCACACUGUUGAAUGUUUCCUGCUGGACCUGGAAGUGGCCAAAUGUGUGUUUGUGGGGUGGUAUUAAAAAUCAACACCACUCCUUUCAGUAAAAAGAAAAUACUUGCGUAUAUGAAACUGUAAAGGACUAGGCAGGUUUGCAUUUUCAGAAAAAAAUGUUCUCUUCAAAUACAAAUGUUAAGCUCUUGGGACAUCAGGUAUGACUAGGGUGUGUGGGUGUGUGUUCACAUAUGUGUGCUGAGGAGUGAAGAAAGUGAUAUAAGUCUCAGAAUUCAGCUCUGUGACAAACUCAGUUAAAUAAAAAAGCAAGUUUCUAGCACAUAUGAUUUUAAAUCUAUGAGUUUUACCUACUGAAAAUUCAGAGAGAAGUGGCUGGACAGGAUUUCCAGGACUUGAGGGGGAUGGAGUUCCGCAUGAUUAGCAAAACCAGAUUACUGCAUUCACAACUGUAACCCUUUCAGAAUGAAUUAUUUAAUUUCUGCAGUUGGCAGAAUUCUGGUUUUCUUGGUGCAGAAUCUCCAAUUCCAUGGGCUCUUUCUUGGGAACACAUAUUGUUUGGACUCAGCAGGCUCUGUUUGCAGCUAAACAUGUGUAACAUUAAUGUGCUGUGUUUUUGAUUGAUGGUUGAAGCCCAAUUCCAAUUGUAUCAGCAGCAGUUUUCAAGAAUGUACAACACUGCAAUGGUAGCUCUUCUUCACAACCUUGUAGCUGUUCUCUGGGUUCUGGAAGGAACCACUAUUAUGCAGAAUGACGCUUUGCCGAUAUUGCAUAGUGAGAGGGAGUAGUCCUCUGGGUGGUUGAUUUUGUCCCUCUCUCUGUCACUGUCUUACUAUCGAUGUCCAACCACUAGAGGAGGAUGAGAUCCCACCCUUUCUCCUCAUUCCCCAGAUCCUCUUGAACCUUGCAUGUGCAAAAAGGAAAGUCCAUUCCUGUAGGCUACACUUACCCUUUCUUCCCAUGUUGGUCCUGCUCAGUGGUUGACAUUAGUCAUUCAUAAAAAAGCAGGCUAGCUGCAAAUAACCCAUACCUAACCUUGCAACCCUGUGUUUCAUAACAUCUAGACUAGACUAUUGGUAGCUUGUUAAAAUGCAGUUGUGUAAUCAACAAAGUGUGUUGGCUUCUAUUAAUUUCCUGUUGGGGCUGUUCCAUACUCUGUUGACUGCUUAUUGGAUGCAAUGCCUCAGGGCUAUGGAGGGUUUGGUUUUCUGUUCACGUCCCAUCCCCACCACCACUUACUUGCUUUAUUUUCUUAUGCAAACCAUGAAUUGCAUUUCAAAAUAAAUCUUAGGCUAAAGUAAAAUUUGCACACAUAAUGCUACUUUUGAAAAUAAUGAAAGUUUUGCUUCGAGGGAUUGUAUGGUCCAUACAGGCCCUUUCUUGUUUCUUCUCCCACAACUAGCUGGUUUUGUGGGCUGCUGUGGUUAUUAUUAUUAUUAUUAUUAUUAUUAUUAUUAUUAAAUUUUAUUAAGGUUUAUAGAGAAAAAUACAAAACUUAAUAUCUUCCCCCUUUGUUUAACCAAACCAAGAUCACUGAUUCAUUUUCAUAUGUUUUUAUUUAGUGCCAUCAGUGUUACAAUGUAUUAUAUUACUGUUAUUAAUAUUGCAUGCCCUUUGCCAGCAGAUCUCAAUUUAAAAUUUAAAACAGUUAAAACAUAAAGAGGGGGCAGCCUAAAAUACAUUAGUGUAGGUACCCAGCAAGCCUCCCCAAGAGAGGGUUCCAUAGGUUAGGUGCCAUCCCCAAAAGACCCCAUCCCCUUGUCGCCAUUCUCCUUACGUCCCUGAACCACCUGACUCCACCCCUGCCCAGUCCAGACUUGGCCUGACUCCACCCAUUGAUGCCACGUACUUAUCAGUUCACACCCUGGCAACCUUGUCUUCCUGACACUUGAUGCAUCUCGGCUGUCCUGCCUGGCUGAGCUAGGUGGCUGUGACUUUGCAGGUGUUUGAAUUCAUUUAGCCAUAAAUAUUUAUGCCUGCCGAGCUUAACUUGAGCCCCCAUGUUUAUCUCCUGCCAUCAAUAUUGUAUGGCUUUGAGAUGCCUGCACUUCCCAUGGCUGUUUCCCGAUACCAGUGGAAAGUACUUGAUACAUCUGAAUAUAGGACAGAGACUGCGGCUGUUUCUGUUGCUUUGGUAUCUGAGACCCCCUCAAGCAGACUCGCCUUUGUUUUCCUCCCAGCCUGUUCCUGGCCCAAGUCAUAUCAUUAUCCCCAAAGCCAUCCUUUUAAAGGAAGCCAUUGGCUUACGUAAGCCAGUGUUUUCCACAAUUCUGAUAACGGGGCCCAUGCUUUAAAAGCAAAGAUCUCAACUAAAAUUGGAGGCCAUUUUUGCCCCUGAAAUGUGUGCUUUUAGAAUGUUUAAGUAGGAAGCUACCUUAGACCAGGUCAAGGCUACCUAACCAAGUAUUGUCUGCUUUGAGAUGAGAACAGUAACUCAUGCAGAGAUUCAACACACAGUCUUAUAUGGGGACAGGCAUUCUAAAUAAAGGAACGCACUAGAAAUGCCUGUCCCCAUAUAAGACUGUGUGUUGCAUCUCUGCAUGAGUUACUGUUCUCAUCUCAAAGUAGACAAUACUUGGUUAGGUUGCAGCGAUCCAGUCACACUUGAAGUUAUACGGCAACACACACACACCCCUUAAGCAGCAACAGAGAGGGAGGGGGAGAGAACAGCAGAGACCAGUUAGGAAGAGGCAGAGCACAGAAUAUUGCAGAGGCCUAGCAGGCAGCCUCCUGGUGGAUGGGAGGUGGAUAGUUUUAUCUCAGCCCACCCACAAUUUAGAUGAGAUUUAGUACAAGGCAAGACUGAUAGAGGGGAAUUGGUCAUAUUGAAAGCCCUGCUGGAUCCCUGUUUGGAGAUGUACAAUCUAAAAGACAUCACAAAAGGAAAAAGGGGUGAGGAGGAAAGAGGAAAACAAGCUAACUCUCAAGCACUGGUGAUUAGUUAGUUAGUUAGUUGGUUUAAGUUACAUAGUAAUUAUUAUAAUGCCUAGCUUGAAUGGAAACAGUGCAGGCAUGGCCAAUCUUGGCCCUCCAGCUGCUUUUGGACUACAAUUCCCAUCAUCCCUGACCACUGGUCCUGUUAGCUAGGGAUGAUGGGGGUUGUAGGCCCAAAACAAGCCAUGCCUGGUUUAGGGAGAGGAGGAAUCCAACAAAGCUAUUCUUUUCAGCAGAGCUAGUGGAAUGAACCCAACUGUCUCAUUGGUGGAUUGGCAACUGAAAGGUUCCUUCAUAGAUGGCUAAUUUUUUGGUCAGCUCAUUUCACUGUUUUCAGGAAGAAGGACGCAUUUUACUGUUGCUCGAGGGCAAGAUUUUUUUUAAAAAAUCAUGAUACAGUACUGGAUUUAAAAGACCUUUUGCCAUGUCAUAUGCUUCAGAAAUAUGCCUGGCUUUUUAGUGUAGAAGAUAGGACAAAGAUGGCUAUGAGUAGUAAGAACAGAAGAAGUGCAUUGCUGGAUCAGACUAACGUACCAUCCAUCUAGCCCAUCAUCCUGUUCUCACAGUGGCCAGGAAGAUGUCUGUGGGAGCCCGAAAGCAAGACCAGAGCACAAGAGCGCCUCUCCGCUAUUGUGUUCCCCGGCAGCUGCUUUUCAGAGACACACUGCCUCCAACAGUGAAGGGAAAACAUAGCCAUGGUAUCUAGGAGCCAUUGAUCACCUUAUUCCACCAUGAACUUCCUUUUAGAGUCAUCCACGUUGGUGGCCAUCACUUCCUCUUGUGAUAGUCCAUUGUAGUGGCAUGUUUACUGCUUUAACUUCUUUUCCUUUUAUUGUAAUUAAAAUAUAUUUAUGUGUACUAGCAGGAAAGGCUUCUUGCAUGGUCCCUUGGGAAGACAGUCUCAAUGCAAUUGGUGGAACAGGUUAUGCUAAUCUCUGGACUGUAGUAUAGUAGAUGUUUGCUUCUCACUGGUCUACAAUCCAUAAUCCUCUUAAUUCCUUUUGAGUAGCCGCUGAUAUUGCUAAAACCUAUGCUUAAAGAGCAGGGAAGAGCUUAUCUUAAAAGCCCUUCUAUUCAUGUAAGCAAAUGUAUAGGGUGAUUGGCUAUUUUAUCCAUUCUUACAUAGUAACAUUCUCUCUCCCCUCCCCCUGUUUUCUUAGAUGCAGCAGCUAUUUUACGAAAACUACGAGCAGAACAAAAAAGGUUACAUCAAAGACCUCCGUAAUAGCAAGAUCCACAGGGCGAUCACCUUGCACCCAAACAAGAGCCCGCCCUACCAAUACAGGCUCCAUAGCUACAUGCUUAGUCGCAAAAUAGCAGAGCUGCGCUACCGGACCAUCCAGCUGCACCGAGAAAUCGUCCUCAUGAGCAAAUACAGCAGUACGGAAGUCCACAGGGACGACCUUCAGUUGGGCAUCGCGCCUUCCUUCAUGCGGUUUCAGCCGAGGCAACGAGAGGAUGUUCUGGAGUGGGAGUUCCUCACAGGGAAGUACCUUUACUCCGCUGCAGAUGGGCAGCCACCUCGUCGCGGGAUGGACUCCUCUCAGCGCGAGGCGUUGGACGACAUUGUGAUGCAGGUCAUGGAGAUGAUCAAUGCCAACGCCAAGACCAGAGGGCGGAUCAUAGACUUCAAGGAGAUCCAGUACGGCUAUCGCAGGGUGAAUCCAAUGUACGGGGCGGAAUACGUUCUCGACUUACUGCUCUUGUACAAGAAGCACAAGGGGAAGAAAAUGACGGUUCCUGUCCGCAGGCAUGCAUACUUGCAACAGACCUUUAGCAAAGUCCAGUUUAUGGAACACGACGAAAUAGAUGCCAAAGAACUGGCCAAUAAGAUCAACCAGGAUUCAGGGUCUUUGUCUUUCCUCUCCAAUUCCCUCAAGAUGUUUGUCCCAUUCCAGCUGAGUAAGUCGAAAGCGGAGAAGAAGGAACCCAAAGACAAGAAGAUCAACAUCUUGAUUCCUUUGUCUGGGCGCUUUGACAUGUUUGCUCGCUUCAUGGCGAACUUUGAAAAGACCUGCCUCAUUCCUAAUCAGAACGUCAAAUUGGUUGUCCUGCUUUUCAAUUCGGACUCCAACCCUGACAAAGCGAGGCAGGUUGAACUGAUGAGGGAUUAUCGCCUGAAAUACCCCAAGGCAGACAUGCAGAUCUUGCCGGUGUCUGGUGAAUUUUCCCGGGCUCUGGCGCUAGAAGUUGGGUCCUCUCAGUUCAGCAACGAGUCCUUGCUGUUUUUCUGCGAUGUCGACUUGGUGUUUACGGCAGACUUUCUCCAGCGGUGCAGAGCGAACACCAUUUUAGGGCAACAGAUUUAUUUCCCAGUCAUCUUUAGCCAGUACGAUCCAAAGAUUGUCUAUAGUGGAAAAGUUCCUAGUGAUAAUCACUUUGCCUUCACCCAGAAAACCGGCUUCUGGAGGAACUAUGGCUUUGGGAUUGCCUGUAUUUACAAGGGUGAUCUUAUUCGAGCUGGUGGUUUUGAUGUCUCUAUCCAAGGUUGGGGUCUUGAGGAUGUCGACUUGUUUAACAAAGUUGUCCAGGCUGGCCUAAAGACUUUCCGGAGCCAAGAGGUUGGAGUUGUCCAUGUACACCAUCCUGUCUUUUGUGACCCCAACCUUGAUCCAAAACAGUAUAAAAUGUGCUUGGGCUCCAAAGCAUCAACUUAUGGGUCUACGCAACAGUUGGCUGAGCUGUGGCUUCAAAAAAAUGAGCCCAGCUUUGGGAAAAACAGCAUUGCUAAUGGUUCCCUCAGGACAGCCUAACAUCCAGCUAUGCUGGGAGAGGAAACAAAAACAAAACAAACAAAAACUACCUAUUGCGUUUUUUUUAUUGCCCUAAUUUAUUUUUUUGGAAAACUUUUUGAUAGUUGAUUUUUUAAGAAAAAGACCGCACAAGGGUAUAUUUUAGAAACCAUCGUUUUCUUACAAGGACCUUCUGAGCGUUUUUCUGAACAAAACUGUGAUCAACCUUUGCCUUUUCGAACAAACGUUUGUGGCUGAGUAUUACAACUUGCCUGAUUUCUGACGACUUGAAAUAAAUUACCUUUUCCUGAUAAAACAGACUUUUUAAAAAAGAGAAAAGAAAACUUCCCUGUCCCCCUCUUAUAAUCUUUGGGUUUCCCCAGGAGUUAUCCAUUGCUAAGUGGCACAAAUGAUUCCCUUAAUAUUUCUUCCCUCUUGGGAUUGGUAACAACGUAAAUGGAUUCUUCCUUGUAUUUUUUUAAAAAUUGAACAAAGUAAACAAGAGUGGCAGUAUUGGUUAAUUCAUGUACAAGAAUCUUUCAAUCUGGUUGAUAUUUCAACCAUAAAAUGUACCAUUUUUUGCUCAUUGUAUUUCGAGCAACUGAGGGAAAAGGGGAGAUUUGAGCACAACCUUGAUAAAUGUGUACCUUCGCUUAAAACAAAACAAAACAAAAAGUAUUUUCUUUCUUGGUCCACAUGUGGAUCUGAUGUUUAAAAAUUUCCACAGCAGGUGUUGCAUUCUAAAUUGGAUCUCUUGUGUAGAUGCCUUGAUGGCAAAGAACAGUGUUUUAGUUAAUGGGGGGGGGGAAUAUGACAUUUCUUUGCCAUAAAAAGCAACAAACUUUAAACCGAGACACUCGAAAUUGAAUGUGUUGGGGAAAUAUCCAUCCCCCCCACCAGUUACAGUAUUUCGAUGGGAACAAUUUACUAUGUUUCCUUUGCUUAAUUAGUUUGUUUUUUGCUGUCUGUAUUGGGUAGGCCUUUAAUUUAUUUAAUAUACUUUGUUCUAGAUCUGUCUUUUUAUUUUUAAUAUCUGCUAGUCAUUAAUAUUUAUGUAUCUUAGGAAUGUAUUGCAUUUUCAUGCUGUUAAAGGUAGCGUACGUCUUCUUACUUUGCAGUAAACUGAUCUCCAAAGAUUCUUUCUAAAGCGUUCUCUUUCAUUUUCUGAAAUCACUUUUUAAAAAGUUUUUAAAAAGUAACUGGAACCUUUGGAUCUAACCUCUGAUGCCCCCAAAUGAGGAAGAGAAUAGAAGCUGGAUUUGUUUGGGUGUUUUGGAUAACCACAGAUGAGCAAAAACUUGUGUAAAAUAUGUGCACAUGCUGGACACAUGCACACACAUGCGCGCACAUUGCAAAAUAAAAUGCAUCUGAUUGAAUACAAACAAGCAGUUCGGCAUUGAACCUUACAAGGGCACACCGGAACUUGUGUUCAAAGCACAAUCGUAUAUUGGCACCUCAUCAUUUGUAACAAAUUUUCUCUCUCUCUCUCCUGCUGGAAAAAAUAAAAUGAAUUGAGUAAUAUGCAUUACUCUGUUGC